This is a messenger RNA of Thunnus maccoyii (southern bluefin tuna), 95009 nucleotides long. Its product is annotated as titin-like. Gene Ontology annotation, molecular function: protein binding; ATP binding; protein kinase activity. Gene Ontology annotation, biological process: protein phosphorylation. The record is from RefSeq and is a predicted model, not a curated record. NCBI's taxonomy places the organism in Eukaryota, Metazoa, Chordata, Actinopteri, Scombriformes, Scombridae. The transcript is spliced from 249 exons.
GGGGGGGGUUUUUGAGGCUCGACCGUUCUCAUCUUGGAUUUUUGCUGGAAAAGCUUUUCUGGAUAAGGAGACUGUUGCUGGUUGGAGUCGUCUGGGCUCCGUCCCAUCAGUCCGAGGGUGCCGACCAACAUGUCAACACAGGCGCCGACGUUCACGCAGCCGCUACAGAGCGUGGUGGCACUAGAGGGUAGUGCCGCCACGUUCGAGGCUCAAGUUAGUGGUUCUCCAGUUCCUGAGGUGAGCUGGUUCCGUGAUGGCCAGGUUCUUUCCGCCGCCGCUUUGCCCGGCAUUCAGAUCUCGUUCAGCGACGGCCGCGCUGUUCUGAGGAUCCCCGCAGUGACCGCCGCGCACAGCGGAAGAUUUUCUGUCAGAGCCACCAAUGGCACUGGACAAGCCACAAGCACAGCUGAACUCCUCGUUACAGCGGAGACGGCGCCGCCCAGCUUCCUGCAGAGACUGCAGAGCUCCACAGUGAGGCAGGGCAGCCAAGUAAGGCUGGACGUCAGAGUCGCAGGUAUCCCAACACCUGUGCUGAAGUUCUACAGAGAGGGAGCCGAGAUCCAGAGCUCGGCUGACUUCAGGAUCCUCCAGGAAGGAGACCUGUACAGUCUGCUGAUCGCUGAGGCCUUCCCCGAGGAUUCUGGGACAUAUUCCGUGACCGCCACUAACAGCAGUGGAAGGGCCACAUCUACCGCCGAGCUGCUGGUUCAGGGUGAGGAAGCCGUUCCAGCCAAGAAAACCAAAACCGUGAUUUCAACCUCUCAGAUUUCUCAGACCCGUCAGACCAGAGUGGAAAAGAGGAUGGAGGCCAGUUUUCAGGCCACCGCCAUGAUGGAGAUGCAGGUGGAGGGCGCUGAGCUGAUGCAUCAUCUGGCUCACAAGACUCCUCCCAGAGUUCCUCCCAAACCCACAUCCAAGUCCCCGACCCCGGCCUCACUGGUCGCCAAGGUGACCGGAGGACGCCAGCAGUCGCCGUCACCUGUCAGACACGUGAAGGCGCCCACGCCGGCACCUGUCAGGCCUGCCUCUCCCACAUCAAGACUCUCAGUCUCCCCCAUCAGACCAGUCAAGUCCCCCGUCACCAUACGUAAGCAGGUGGUCGCUGCCCACGCCGAUGUGCUGCCGCCCUGGAAGCAGGAAGACUACAUGGGCGAGACCAGCUACACCAGCAUGGUCAGCAUGACUGGUGUGACCGGCAUGGCCAGUAUGACUGGCGUGACCGGCAUGGCCAGUAUGACUGGUGUGACCGGCAUGGCCAGCAUGACUGGCGUGACCGGCAUGGCCAGUAUGGCCAGUGCGGCCAGUAUGGCUAGUGCGGCCAGUAUGGCCAGUGCGGCCAGUAUGGCCAGCAGCAGCGUCACCCAGCAGGCGGAGGAGCACCAUAUCACCGCAGUCAGAGAGGCUGAGGGAGGGAAAAGAGCCGGGGCAGUGGCCAAGGUGGUGGCCGCCGUUGACCUCGCUCGUGUCCGUCAGCCCAUGCAUGCCGAGGGCGGUCGAGCCGAAGAGGAGGUGGAGGCUGUAGAGGCGGAGUUGGGGCAGCAGGCUGAUCACCAGUAUCGAGACAGUUGGACAACAGCAGGAGCGCAGGCUGGUCAAAUGCUUACUACUGCUCAGGAGUUUACACCUGAACCAACCCUGCUGCUGCCUCAGAUUCAGAGAGCGACAGAAAUCUCCUCCCAUGUGGAUACUGGUCUUGCCCCAUCCCCAGUUCCACAUUUCACAGUUUCUAAAGUUUCAGUCCCGAAACGAGAUUUUAGCAGUGAGGUUUCCAUCGCUGGCUCAGCUAUCGCCACUCUGCAGAAAGAGAUAUCCGCGUCCUCCGCCGCCGCUAGAAAGAUCAUCAAGCCGGUCAAGUCUCCCAGUCCGUCUCGUACAGCGGUGGAGACCAGAGUGACGCCGGAGCCCGUCCCUCCGCCAUUCAAAGACUUCGCUGAGAAAUAUCAGAGUCAUUUUGGCACUGAGUUACAGACGGGGGUGGUGUACUCAGGGGGGACGGAGAGAGUAUAUGAGGACUGGGAAGCCCAGGUGGUGGAGGCAGCAGCUGUACCUGCAGCUGAGGACAGUGUGGUCCCACCCACACUGAUGUCUGACUUAAAGAACACAAAUGUGACAGAGGGAGAGUCAGUGACCCUGGAGUGCCAGAUCAGCGGUCACCCUGCCCCCGUUAUCAUGUGGUUCAGAGAGGACUACAAGAUUGAGAGCUCCAUUGAUUUCCAGAUUAGCUAUGAGAACGGAUUCGCCCGGCUGGUGAUCCGUGAGGCGUUUGCUGAAGACAGUGGACGCUUCACCUGCACCGCCACUAAUGAGGCGGGAACUGUCAGCACCUCCUGCUACCUGCUUGUCCAGGUGUCUGAGGACAUUGAGAGCAGGGAGGAGAUUGCUGUCGUGACUGAACAUGUUGAAACUGCUCAAGAGAAACUAGUAACUGAAGAAACCAAAGAAGAAACCAUGUCCCAGGUGAGCGUGGCUGAGUCAGAGACAGCCGCCACCGCGGCUCCCUUCUUCGUCAAGACACCCAGCAUCCAGAAGCUGGUGGAAGGAGGAAGUGUCAUCUUUGAAUGUCAAGUGGGAGGAAGCCCCAAACCACACGUCAUCUGGAAGAAGAGCGGCGUACCGCUCACUACCGGAUACAGAUACAAAGUUGCCUACAAGAAAGAGACUGGAGAGUGCAGAUUGGAGAUCUCCAUGACCUUUGCUGAUGACGCCGGAGAAUACUCCGUCUUUGCCAAGAACCAGCUUGGAGAGGUGUCAGCCUCUGCCAGUCUGCUGGAGGAAGAGGAAUAUGAACUCUACAUGAAGAAACUGGAAGCUAAGACUGAAGUGACAGCCAUGGUGCAAGAGCCCCAUGUGGGAGACAUUCCCCCUGUCGUUGUUACGACAAUGGAACAGAUGACCACUACCAUUAUUUCCGGACAGGAAUUCCAUCUUUCUGCCAUCGAGCAGAGGAUCAUCCAGGAGUUCGAGCUCCGCAUCAUGAAGAUUACCUACAGAGAGAUAGUGACCGAGGAUGGAGAGCUGAUGGUGACUGCCGCCCCCACUGAGGCCAUGCAGCCCGCCUUUGACACUCCUGUCAAAAACUACAGGAUCAUGGAGGGAAUGGGUGUCACUUUCCACUGCAAGAUGGCUGGCAUGCCACUUCCCAAGAUUGCUUGGUUCAAAGACGGCCAGCGGAUCAGGCCCGGCGAUCAUUACCAGAUGGAGGUUCUUCAGGAUGGACGAGCCAGCCUUCGUCUUCCUGUGGUUCUGCCAGAGGAUGAAGGUGUCUAUACCGCCUUUGCUGCCAACAUGAAGGGAAAUGCCGUCAGCUCUGGGAAGCUCUAUGUGGAGUCUUCUGAAGCUGCAGCACCUCAGAGAUACACACCGCAGCCAGCAGUACAGAGGAUAAGGUCCACAUCUCCUCGUUCUCUGAGCCGCUCUCCUGGCCGUUCUUCCAGCCGUUCUCCCGGACGUUCUCCUGCCCGCCGGCUGGAUGAGACAGAUGAAGCUCAGCUGGAAAGACUCUACAAACCUGUGUUUGUCAUGAAGCCUUCCUCAUGUAAAUGCUCUGAGGGGCAAACUGCCAGGUUCGACCUGAAGGUCGUUGGCAGACCAAUGCCUGACACAUACUGGUUCCAUAACGGACAACAAGUGGUUAGUGACUAUACCCACAAGAUAGUGGUUAAAGAAGACGGUACUCAGUCCCUGAUUAUUGUGCCAGCCAUGCCACAUGACUCAGGAGAGUGGACAGUCGUGGCUCAGAACAGAGCUGGCCGGUCGUCCAUCUCCGUCACUCUCACUGUUGAUGCUAAGGAAACCUUGGUGCGUCCCCAGUUCAUUGAGAAGCUGAGGAACAUCAGUGUAAAGCAGGGCACUCUGGUUGAACUGGCUGUCAAAGCCAUUGGAAACCCCCUGCCUGACAUUGUCUGGCUGAAAAACAGUGACAUUAUCACACCACACAAGCACCCAAACAUCAGGAUUGAAGGAACCAGAGGAGAAGCCAAAUUCCAGAUUCCCUCAUCAGUUGGCUCAGACAGCGCCUGGUACACAGCUACAGCCAUUAACAAGGCUGGCAGGGACACCACCCGCUGCAGAGUCAAUAUUGAGGUGGACCAUGUUGAGCCUGAACCAGAGAGGAAGCUUAUUAUUCCCAAAGGAACCUACAAAGCCAAAGAGAUCGCCCCUCCGGAGGUGGAGCCUCUUCAUCUCCGUUAUGGGCAAGAGCAGUGGGAGGAGGGAGACCUUUAUGACAAAGAGAAGCAGCAGAAACCACAGUUCAAGAAGAAGCUGACCUCUGUCCGAAUGAAGCGUUUCGGUCCAGCUCAUUUCGAAUGCAGACUGACCCCUAUCGGUGACCCCACUAUGGUAGUGGAGUGGCUGCAUGAUGGCAAACCUCUGGCAGCUGCUAACAGGUUGCGCAUGGUCAAUGAAUUCGGCUACUGCAGUCUUGACUAUGAUGCUGCUUAUGCUAGAGAUAGCGGCGUCAUCACCUGCAGAGCUACUAACAAGUACGGAGUCGACCAAACCUCAGCUACCCUGAUUGUCAAGGAUGAGAAGGGUCUUGUUGAGGAAUCUCAGCUUCCUGAAGGCAGAAAAGGAGCACACAGAAUUGAUGAGAUGGAGCGCAUGGCACAUGAGGGUGGACCCUACGGAGUCACUGCUGAGGAGGAGAGUGAGAAAAUGAAACCUGAGAUUGUACUUCUGCCUGAACCAGUCAGAGUUUUGGAGGGUGAAACAGCCCGAUUCCGCUGCAGAGUGACCGGUUAUCCAUCACCCAAGGUUAACUGGUACAUCAACGGACAACUUAUCCGCAAAAGCAAGAGAUACAGACUUCGGUAUGAUGGUAUUUACUAUCUGGAGGUUCUCGACAUCAAGUCCUAUGAUUCAGGAGAGGUCAGAGUGGUUGCAGACAAUAACCUGGGCUCAGCCGAGCACACUGUGAAGCUGGAGAUUCAGCAGAAAGAGGACUUCAGAACUCAUCUUCGUAGGGCUCCCGAGGCAAAGGCAGCUGAGGCCAUACCUGAACUUGGAAAAACACCAUUUGAGGUGGUGACGGUUGAGAAACCCACAGACGAAACUCAUCUGAAAGAGGUGGUCAAGCUCAAGAAGGUCCAUAGAAUCGUCCAUGAGAAAGCCAGAGAGGAGUCAGAAGAGCUGAGGAGCAAGUUUAAGCGCAGGACAGAGGAAGGCUAUUACGAGUCCAUCACUGCAGUGGAGCUCAAGUCACGCAAGAGGGAUGACUCCUACGAGGAUCUACUGAAGAAGACAAAGGACGAACUGCUUCACCACGCUAAGUUGAGGGAGGAGGCUGAGAGAAAGAAGGAGGAGGAGCGCCUCAAACUUACUGCUAAACCACUCAAACCAGAAAGGGUUAAGCUCUCAGCCAGCAUGGAAGCUCCGAAGAUCCUGGAGCGUAUUACCAGCCAAACAGUUGCACAGGGUGAAGAAGUAAAAUUCAGAGCCCGAGUCGUCGGCAGACCAGACCCUGAGUGUCAGUGGUUCAAGAACGGUGUUCAGCUGGAGAAGUCCGAACGUAUUUACUGGUUCUGGCCUGAAGAUCAUGUGUGUGAACUGGUGAUCAGAGAUGUCAGAGCAGAGGAUUCUGCUAGCAUCAUGGUUAAAGCUGUGAACAAGGCUGGAGAGACUUCCAGCCAUGCUUUCCUGCUGGUGCAAGCAAAACAAGUCAUCACCUUCACCCAGAAACUGGAAGAGAUCAAUGCCAAGGAGAAGGAAACCAUGGCUACCUUUGAAUGUGAAACCAGCGAGCCUUUCGUCAAGGUCAAAUGGCUGAAGAAUAAUGUGGAGAUCUUCUCUGGAGACAAAUACAGGAUGCACUCUGACAGGAAGGUUCACUUCCUGUCUGUGCUGUUGGUUGACAUGAAGGAUGAUGCAGAAUACACCUGCGAGGUUGUAGAUGAGGAUCACGUCAGGACAACUGCCAAGCUUAAUGUUGAAGGAGCCCCACUGGAGAUCCUGAAGCAGCUGGAGAGCACAGAGGUACCGGAGACGUACUCUGGAGAGUUUGAGUGCGUUGUGACUCGUGAGGAUGCUGAGGGCAGCUGGUUCUUCGGAGAAAAGCAGCUCUCUCCCAGCAGUAAAUACGUCAUUUCCUCCCGUCGUGGACGACACAGCCUAUCCGUCAAGGAUGUCAAGAAGGAGGACCAGGGAAAAUAUAGCUUCAAAGUGGGCGAGUUCCAGACAAGUGCUUCACUGAAGAUGAAAUUGCGUCCCGUGACUUUGAUGCAGCCUCUGACCGACCUGACCGUCUGUGAGGGUGACAUUGCUCAGCUGGAAGUCAAGUUCUCCCAGGAGAACGUUGAAGGAACCUGGAUGAAGAACGGACAGCCCGUCACUGCCUCAAGCCGUGUGCACAUUGUAAUCGACAAACAUAUCCACAAACUCCUGAUUGAAGACACCAACAAGGAUGACUUGGGAACGUACUCCUUUGAGGUUCCUGCUCAGGAGAUCUCAACCUCCGCAAAGCUGACCGUACAGAUUAUUGGCAUCCUGACCCCACUGAAGGAUAUAAGUGCUGUUGAGGGCACCAAGGCUGUUCUGGAGGCCAAGAUCUCCGCUCAGGACAUCAGCUCAGUCAAAUGGUAUCACAACGACAAACUGCUGACCUCCAGUGACCGAGUCCACAUAGUGGCAAAGGGAGCCAAGCAGCGUCUUGUCUUCACCAGGACAUAUGCCUCCGAUGAGGGACACUACAAGCUGGUGGUUGGCCGAGCUGACACCAGCUGCAAAUUGUCUGUUCAGACUGUCGAGAUUGUGACCCCAAUGAAGGACAAUGAGUGCUCUGAGUCUGAGCACAUUAAAUUCGAAGUCGAGCUUUCUCACCCAGGCAUCAUCGCCUUCUGGACUUUCAAGAAUGAGCCGCUGAAACACAGUAGCAAGUACAAGAUGGAGUCCAAGAACAAGCACCACACCCUGAUGGUCAUGGACAUAAUGAAGGAUGAGGAGGGCGAAUACAUGUUCGCCGCUGGUGAGAAGAGGUGCAGCGCUAAGCUCACUGUGUCAGGUGGUGCUAUCAAGAAGCCUCUGCGUGAUUUGGUGGUGGCUGACUCCCAGACCGCUGUGCUGGAGUGUGAAGUAGCCAACCCGUCCUCAGAGGGCAAGUGGCUCAAAGAUGGCGAGCCCAUCGACUUCAAUGAGAACGUGCUGAGUGAGGUGAAGGGUGCCGUCAGACGCCUCGUCAUCGUCAUCACCAAAGGCACCCACAUCGGAGAGUACACAUAUCAGGUCGCCAGCUCCAAGACCUCAGCCAAUCUGAAAGUUGAGGCUGUGAAGGUGAAGAAGACCCUGAAAAACCUAAAUGUGGUCGAGACACAGGACGCUGUUUUCAACCUGGAGCUGACCCACGAAGACGUGAAGGGAUCGCAGUGGGUCAAGAAUGGCGUCGAAAUCCAGCCCAGUGAUAAAUAUGAGAUCAUCACUGAAGGCACAGCCCACACCCUGAAGAUCAAGAACUGCAACACACAUGACGAAUCCGUUUAUUCUUUCAGACUGGGGAAACUGUCUGCAAGCGCCAGGCUGAACGUUGAAAUGAUCAAGAUCCUGAAGAAGCCAAAGGAUGUUACAUCACUGUUGGGAGCAACUGCUGUAUUCGAGGUUGGCAUCUCUGAGGACGACAUCCCCCUGAAAUGGAUGUUCAAAAACGUUGAGCUGAAGCAGAAUGAGCACUACAAGAUGUUCAGUGAGAAGAAGACCCACAAACUGACUAUCCAGAAUGUGGACAACAGCAAAGAGGGAGAGUACACCGCCGUGGUGGGCCAUCUGCAGUGCAGCGCUCGCCUCACCGUCGAGUCUCUGCGAGUCACCAAAAGCUUGAAGAACGUUGAGGUCCCUGAGACCCAGGUGGCCACGUUCGAGUGUGAGGUUUCUCACUUCAACGCACCAUCCACCUGGUUGAAGGACGGUGUGGAGAUCGAGAUGAGCGAGAAGUUCAGGAUGGUGGUUCAGGGAAAACAUCACCAGUUGACGAUCAUGAACACCUGCAGCAAGAACGACGCUGGAGAGUACACCUUCGUCUGCGGGACCGACAGAGUCUCUGCAACACUAACCGUUCACCCGAUCCUCAUCACGAAGAUGCUGGAGCACGUGAACGCUCAGGAGAAAGACACAGUCACAUUUGAGGUGCACGUCAACUACGAGGGAAUCACAUACAAAUGGCUGAAGAACGGCGUUGAGAUCCGCUCCACAGACAGAUCCCAGGCUCGCUGCAAACAGCUGAUUCACACUCUGAACAUCAGGAAUGUUCAUUUUGGAGACAGCGCUGAGUACACCUUCAUGGCCGGCUCUGCAGUGACUACAGCUAAACUUGACGUUGAGGCCCGAGUGAUUGAAUUCACCAGACACCUGAGGGACCUGAAGAUCACGGAGAAAAAGAGGGCGACCUUUGAAUGUGAACUUUCUGAACCAAACAUUCAUGUGAUAUGGAUGAAGGAUGGUCAGGAGCUGGACAUGUCCGACAGAUAUAAAAUGAGCUCAGAUAAGUUUGUGCACCAACUGGUUUUGCCAUCCGUCCGCCUGUCUGACGCCGGAGAAUACACCGCCGUGGCUGGGGCCAGUAUGUCCAAGGGCAGCCUGGCAGUCGAAGGACGGGACAUCAAAAUCUCAGAACCUGAGAGCAGGGACAUAACUGUUGUUGAGAAACACAGAGCGACCUUUGAGUUCGAGGUGAACGAGGAUGACGUGGAGGGCCGCUGGAUGAGAAACGAAGUGGAGAUCCAGUUCGAGGUGGAGGACAGGUUCAGCUACAUCUCCAUCAAGAAGCUCCACCGCCUCACCAUCUCUGAGACCUACAGGAGUGAUGCUGGGGAGUACACCUUCUUAGCCGGCAAAAACAGGAGCACCAUGAACCUUCAUGUCAAACUCCCCGAGCCUCCUAAGAUCAUCCGGCCCAUGGAGCCCCAGACGGUGACAUCGGGUAAAUCGAUUCGCUUCACGGUGCAGGCGACCGGCAUCCCUCAGCCUCAUAUGACCUGGUACAAGGACUCCCAGGCUCUGGCCUCCGGCUACAAAUGCAAGAUCCUCCACGACGAAGAAGAGUACACGCUGCUGCUGCUCGAAGUCUUCCCGGAGGACGCCGCCACCUACAGCUGCAAGGCACACAAUGAUUACGGAGAGGUGACGAGCUCCGCCCCUCUCACUGUGGAAGUUCCUGAAGUGGUUGAAACUGUGGCUCGGGUCUCUGCUCCGGUCAUCAUCACUCCCCUGCAGAACGUCCUGGUAACAGAGGGACACCCUGCCCAACUCCAGUGCACCGUCUCUGGGGAAGAUCUGCAGAUUUCUUGGUUCUUGAAUGAGAAAGAGCUCAGGGAGUCAGACAUCUUCAAGAUGUCUCAUUAUGGUGAAACCUGCCGUUUGGAGAUUACCAGAGUUCUCCGCAACCACGAAGGAGAGUUUUCAUGUCUUGCCACAAAUUCGGCGGGAAUGGUCACAUGUGCUGCGACCCUGAGUAUCGAUGAUGAAAAAGCCUUAGCUAUUGUGUCAAGCACUGGGGCUGAGACUAAACUAAAUCAGAGACUGGAGGCUCAGACUGAGAGUUUCCGUUCUCUGUCAGUCGGACAGACAGCCCGCAGUGUUGAGUUUACUGAGACUGUCUCUGAGAGCUCCUCUGUGUCUUGGAGGAUGGUUGAGUUUCAGAUGGAGAGUGUAAGCUCGAAGGAGACGAGUUCUGAGAGCAGCAUUCAGAUCAAACUCUCAGCCAGCCCCAAACUGCUGAUGGAAAUGAGCGAUGUCCGGGUGAAAAGUGGCGAGAUGGCCGAGUUCAGCUGCUCAUUUGACGGGCAGCCCUUCACCGGUGUGGUAUGGGAUCAUAACGGCCAGAGCCUGGCAGACACAGAGCGAGUGAAGAGCUCUCAGAGUGGGGGUUUGUUGUCCCUGGUCAUCCAAGGUGUUGGUGUGGCGGACCAGGGCAUGUAUUGCUGCACCGCCACCAACCAACAUGGCCAGAGCAGCUCCUCUGCCCAGCUCACUGUUGAAGCUAAAGAAGCAAAUCUCAAAGCAGAAACCCCCAUCCCUACCGAUUCUGUACGUAAAGUGUCUCAGGCAGACAGGGAGACCGCUAGAGAUCCCCCUGAACAAGACAAGCAAGAGGCAGUGGAGAAGCCGGGACCCUCACCUCCAUCUUCCAAGAGACCUCACAGCCUUAUCAGCCACCUGUAUUUCCCCGACGUCAUGCCUCAUGAUAAGCGAAGUCAUCUCCUCUCCAGCUGCCCCGAGUUCCUGAUCAAACUCCCCCCUGAGCUGAUGAUCAGAAACAGAGACAGCGGCUCCCUGUAUUGCGUUAUGAAGGGGGUUCCCACUCCGUUUGUCAUUUGGCUUUACAACCGGUUGAAUGUUGAGGAUUCAGUGUCUUACUCUCUGAAACAUGACGGCCCCCUGUGCUAUAUGAAUGUUAACAAUGUGGGACCCAGACAAGGGGGCUCUUACACUUGCAAAAAUGUCACCUCAGCUGACGAUGCUGAGUGCAGCACAGUGAUGAAAGCAACUGCAGCAGAAAAGGAAUCUGUGACUCAGGUCCAUGAGGAAAUGAAAGCCUUCUCUAGCUCAACAAUCACAGUGGAAGAGGAAACCCAGGAGUCGUACUACACUGGCCUAAAGUUACCAGACAAAACCAGAACACUUGAACUCAAGCCAGAGUCCAAACAAUACUCCAGCUCUUUGGAAAAGAAAAAAGAAAAGCCAGUUUUCCUCAGUGAACUUUCUCCAGCAGCUGUGACUGUUGGAGAAACUGCUGUGUUUACCGUCAAAGUGUCCGGUUUCCCUAAGCCCACUGUUCAGUGGUUCCACGAUGGGCAGAGUAUAACGAGUUCAUCUGUGUAUUCUUUUAUUCAUGAGCAAGAUGAGUACAGCCUGGUUAUCAACAAAGUUGAAAGGGAGUUCGAAGGAGAGUACACCUGCACUGUCAGCAAUAGGUUUGGCCAGUCAACUUGCACUUCUUAUCUGCAUAUUCAGGUGAAGGAACCAGAAAGGGGGGACAAAGUAGACAGGAGGACCUUUGUGCCAACUGGCAAACCUCCAGAGUUCACUAAAACUAUAGAGUCUGUUCAGCUGUCUGAGGGAGGUCAGGCUUUCUUCAGGUACAUUGUGACCGGAGAUCCUCUCCCUGAGGUUCAGUGGCUCAAAGGCAGCUUCCACAUUCAGCCCAGCGGGUUCUGUAUUGUUGUGAAAAAACCAGAUGGAUCAGGCUUUAUUCAUAUUAAGAGUGUAAAACAGGAGGACGGCGGUGUUUACACCUGUAAGGCCUCCAACCAGUUUGGGGAAGCCACUUGUACCGCUGAGCUGCUGGUGUUCACGGAGAAAAUUAAGGAAGAGUUAGUUAAGAAAACCAAAGGUUUGAAAAUAUCCAUGACCGAACAAACAACAGAAUCCAGAUUAUACCAGGAAAGAAGUCGGUCUGAUCAGAUGAUUUAUACCAUCAGUACUGAAGACAGGCAGAUUAUCCCCAGCGAGGAGGUAGGAACCCUCAGAGAGGUAGAUAUCUCUGCUGCCUCCCUUCAUCGAGAGCAGCUAACCCACCAGGCGGCAGUGCUGCAGGCUCAUGAGAUACAGGAGAGGGUUUCUUUGGCUCCUACCCAUCCACCUCAGGUUUCAGCUGUCCCUAUGAAAGAACUUCACAUGGCGACUUUCUUAUCUUCAGUCCAGGAGAGUCAAAAGAUGACUGAGCAGCAUUCUGAACGCAUUAUCAGCCCCGAGGUAGUUGAACUCGAGUUAGCCAAGGAGCAGCCAUCUAAACUCAUGUCGGCCACAUCUGAGGAGGUCCUGCCACUCUCCACAGUGAGAGCCGAGGCCUUGACGGACCAGACUCCAGAGCAUGUGAAGACCUUCACUGAACCCAGGCAGCUUGUUAGUGGUCACCAAGUAGUGUCCACUCUACCCAUCCUUGACGAAACUUCAGGCGUCACACACAGACCAGGGGAAGAGAAGAGUUUCAGGGUCACGGAGGGGAUUAAGAUUUUAUACUCGGCCCAGUCUACUGGGCAACUACCAAUCACAGAAAGACACUCUGAGCCUCUGCCAACUUUAGCGGCAGCUACCAAACCCUUGACAGAGAAAGAGCAACCUAAGCCUGUUGUAGCACCAGUGAGUGAAACGAGAGUGGUUUUAUCCAAAGAGCAGACUUUUGAAAUACACAGACCAUCAAAGGAGAGUCUCACUCCAUGCAAAGACAUGGACUAUAAGUUGGCUAUAACCACUGAAGAGAAAUAUGAGCUCCAGGGUGAACAGGCCGGACAGGUGGCAGGUAUAGCAUCUUAUGUGUCUCUGCAGCCUCAGCGAGAGGGAGAAAGACUCCUGAAUCUGCAGGUUAUCAGCGAUCAGGACGUUUUACACUCUGAGAGUAGGUUCAGCAGUGAAAAGCCCUCGACAGAGCAGGCAGAUUCGAGGAAGAGUCCUGCUUUGUUGCAUUCAGUGACUCAAGAAGAGCAGAGGACAGUGGUUUGUGAGGGAACGUCAGAGUUCUCAGCAAAGAUUGAUGCAGAGUCCAUUCAGCCAAAGAAAGAGCUACCACCCGUAAAGUACCUCCAGUCCAUUCAUUCUUUCUCAGUUUUACCAAAGGAAGGCAUACUCUCCAUCACUAAACCUGACCAACAGGUGUCAACGCAGAAACAGGAAAAGGUUAAGAGGCAUGCAGCCACCUCAGAAGAGAGAAGGGAGAUCAUAGCUGAUUCUUCCAAAGAUCUGAAACUGUCAGAGACCGGGGUUCAGUCUCAGCUUCGAAUUGAGCCCAGGCCUUCAAACAUCCUCACGAUCUCCUCCCAGCCUCUGCAGCUGCCAAAGGAGACACCUUUCAUCACAGACACCAAGCAGCAGCGAGCCCUUGUGCAGAAAGAGGAUUACUGGAAUAUCAUGCAUUCACUGAAUGUCACAGACUCUCAGACUCUGGAGGAGGGUCACACCACCGCCAUUGAAAGUGAUGAGAAAUUCAAGCCUGAGAUGAAAAUUGAGCCCAAAAUCCCAAAGAAGCCUGUUUUUAUAGAAGAGAAGGCAGUUGCUAAUGAAAGCUGUACUCUCUUAAAAGCUGCUGAGCAGGACUUUGCAGUCCAAAUCCAGGAGGGACAGUCAGUCCGACAGUCAGUGUUGUUAGAAGAAAAACGGGUCAUUAUUGGAGAGCAGUCAAGUGAGAUACAUAAAUCUGAGGGCUCAACUGUCAGCAUCAUGAACCAGCCAAAAGAAAUCCUGUUUGUCCAUGAGUCUCUGGAGAUUCAGACCCUACCAAAAGAACUCAACUUUGUCAUUCAGAUCCCCAAACCAUCAAGUUUGAAUAUACGGCGUCAGCUCAGAGAUGCUCUUCAGUCUGCUGUGGCACGUGACCAGCCAGUGUUACUGGCUGACGUUGUAGGAAGGUUAGAUGUGGUAGAGGUACAGGAAGUGAGGGUUCAGAGAGAGCCCAAACAGACCACAUAUACAUACCUGAUCACAACACCCGGUGCCCCCAUGGAGAUCACACUGUCUUUUGAGGGUGAAUACCCCCAGACAGCUGACCUGAGGUCUGAACUCCAGGUAGCUCUGCAUGCUAUGGUUUUCCAGGAGCAGCAAAGUCUUACAUCAGAGCAACCAGGCACCAUGCAGAUUGACAAGCCUCAGAGAACGCUGAUUAGCUCAGCACCAUCCAAAGAGGUGUUGUCAUCUGUGGUGGACACAGUGAUGGUGGCAGAGAGUGCAGUUAGGUUUCAUGCAGCUGAAUCUCAAUCUGCAGUCAUCAAGACAGAAGCUGGUGCUUCAUUCCAAAGUGCAACGGUUCAAACUCAGUCAGAGGUUCAUGAGUCUAAACAGGUGAUUAGGAAGACAGGGAGGUCAGAGAGGCAUGCCGCUGCUGCUGAAGUGACCACCACAGUGCCUGAGGGCCAGAUUCCUGUUGAACAACAUGUGGACAUUUUUGUCCACAGAGAAACCAGGGAGGAGUAUCUUUCAGAGGCGAUUAUGAUCAGUGAGUCCUCAGACAGUCUGAUAGAUUAUCCUGUUGUCAUUGACUCUCUGGAAGACAUUUGUACUGAGGAAAACAACAAGGCUGUAUUUACUACCACCAUAAAGUAUGCAACCAGAAUCAACUGGUUUUUCAAUGGACAAUUGGUGAAAUCUGGCAAAGAGUUCAAGUGUUCUAAAGAUCAUGACACAUACACACUAGUUAUCGACAAAGUUGUCAAGGAGAAGCAUCAAGGAGAGUAUGUCUGUGAGGCUGAGAAUGAAGCCGGCAAGACUACAACAUCUACAAGGCUCAAAGUGGUCUCAAGAGUGAAACCUGUGUUCAGGCACAAAAUUGUCCCAGUGGAGAUCAACAUUGGUAGCACUGCAAUAUUUGAAUGUGAAAUUGAGGAAGCCCCGAAUGUGACCUUCAGCUGGCUCAAAGAUGGACAUCCCAUCAAAGAGGGUGAUAAUUACAGGAUUGUCAGUCACAUCAGCACUUCCUCUCUGGAGCUUCUGAGCCCAAACAAAGGCGACAGUGGUGAAUACACCUGCAAGGCAUCCAAUCAGCAUGGCAGUGAUACAUGCUCGGCCUCUCUCAGCGUGACAGAACAAUUCCCUCCUGCCUUUAAAACUAAACCUGACCCUCAAACUGUAUAUGUUGGAAAGAGGGCUGUGAUACAGUGUGAAAUAACAGGAUCUGCUCCUCUGAAUGUUGUCUGGCUCAAAGACAACCAAGCCAUACCCAAAGUGGCGACACAAUACCAAACCUCUUGUGAAAAGAAUAAGCACACUCUUGAGAUAACCAAACUUGAGCCAGCUGACCGGGGGCUUUACAUGUGCAAAGUAUCCAAUAAUGUUGGGACGGCUGAGUGCAGCAUGGAACUGUGUGUUAUUGAUAAGCCCAACUUUGUAAAGCCCCUGGGUCCGGUUGCUGCUGUGGUCGGAGCUCCUCUACACCUGGAGUGUCAGGUGGAUGAGGACACUGGAGUUACUGUCACCUGGACCAGAGAUGGUAGAAGGGUCCACCAGUCUCCGGACUGUAAACUGUCGUUUGAGGAUAAGACAGUUACUCUUGCUGUCCUAAAGACCACCCUGAAAGAUUGUGGAAAUUAUGUGUGUACGGUGACAAAUGAAGCUGGGAGUGCAACUUGCUCCACCUCGGUGAAGGUACAAGAGCCGCCAGUCUUUGUAAAGAGGCUGGAAGCCACCACAGUUUGGAAGCAAGGCAGCACUGUACGCCUGCAAUGCACCAUCAAAGGAUCUCCUGAACUUCAUACCACCUGGUUCUUUAAUAACCGCGAUCUGUCUGCUGGUGGCAGAUAUGGUAUCAGUCUGAAGGAUGGUCUUGCCACUCUUGAGAUACAGGACGUCACAUUGAGUGACAGUGGAAACUACACUUGUGAGGUUCUGAAUGAGUCUGGGUGUGAAAGCUGCAGUACUAAAGUAACAGUAAAAGAACCACCAUCUUUCAGAAAGGAGUUACCCUCCUUAGAGGCAUUGAGAGGAUCUGUAGCUGUAUUGGAAUAUGAGAUUGCAGGGUCUGCCCCAUUCAAGGUAGCCUGGAAAAAGAAUAAGAAACGCCUGUCCACAGAUAAGAAAUACCGAGUUGUGUCGCAGGGAUCACUGACCUCUCUGGAGAUCCAGUCUUUUGAGAGUGCUGAUGUUGGUGAAUACGAAUGUGUGGUAUCAAAUGAGGUUGGGUCAGUAACCUCAAAGUCUGUAGCUAAACAGAAAGAACCACCUAUGUUCUCAAAGAGGAUUGAGAGUGCUACCGCCGUGAUGGGAAGCACAGUGAAAAUACAGGGAAUGAUAAAAGGCUCAGCUCCAAUCACUGUCAAAUGGAUGAAAGACUCUGAAUUGCUAAGAGAUGAUGAUCCAAAUGUCAAAAUAACAUUUGAGAACAACAUUGCAAGUAUUUCCUUCUCAUCUGUUGAGAUAAAGCAUAGUGGCAAAUAUACUUGCCUGGCAGAAAAUGAGGCAGGACAGCAGAAAUGCGAGGCUGUCUUAACAAUUCAAGAACCUGCUAGGAUCUUAGAGAAAGCAGCGUCCAUCAGUGUGACAGCAGGGGAUUCUGCCACAUUGGAGUGCACGAUUUCUGGAAGCCCAGACCUCAAAGUGAAAUGGUUUCAAGACAGCAAGGAGAUCAGCAGUGGCCGAAAAUAUAAAAUGACAGUGAAGGACAACACUGCUAUCUUAAAGAUUCUGGCAGCAGAUAAAGGAGACACCUCAGAGUACAAGAUGGAGGUGUCCAAUAAAGUCGGAAAAGACCAGUGCACCUGCUCAGUCACUGUUAUCGAUCGUGCAGUUCCACCAUCUUUCAGCAAAACUCUAAAGAAAGUGAACGGAAAUAUUGGUAGUAAUGUUACCUUGGAAUGCAGAGUUGCUGGAUCUCAGCCAAUGGUUGUUUCUUGGUACAAAGAUGAUAAAGAACUCCACAGUGAUGGCAAAUAUAAGCUCGAAUUCAGUGAGAGCAAAGCCUCUGUGAUGAUAACCGGCCUGGAGCAAAGUGAUGGUGGAGUUUAUACAUGCCGGGCUUCUAAUAAUGCCGGGGAAAAAGAGACCUGUGGUACUUUGUCCGUCAAAGAGCCUCCAGUCUUCACAGUGAAACCUGAAUCACACGACACUCCACCAGGAUCAAAUGUUGUCUUAAAAUCAGCCUUUACAGGAUCGGCUCCUCUGGUUGUUAAAUGGUUCAAAGAAGAGAAAGAAAUGUUCACUGGGGGAAAAUGUUUCAUAAAGAAAGAUGCCUCUUCAAGCUCCUUGGAGCUUCACUCUGUGAAACCCAGUGACUCAGCUAAAUACACAUGCCAAGUGUCCAAUGAUGCUGGGAAGGUGGAUUGCACUGCCGUCCUCUUUGUAAAAGAAUCCCCAACAUUUACAAUGAAGCUCGAGCCUUCACAGCUGCUGAAAUCUGGACAGCCUCUGAAGUUGUCCUGCAAAGUGCACGGCACCCCCGUUAUUAGCAUCACAUGGUUUAAAAAUGGAGAAGAAAUAAGUUCAGACCACAGACACACAAUGUCUUUCGACAGUUCAAUAGCGACUCUGGAGGUAGAGAACUGUUCUGUAGAGGACAGUGGAGAUUAUGUCUGUGUGGCGUCCAGCGAGGCCGGCAGAGACCAGUGCAGCAGCUCAGUUACAGUGAAAGAGCCUCCAAUGUUUCUGAGGCCUUUUGAAUCAGCUGAGCUCGUAAAGGGAUCCAACAUUAUCUUAGAAGGAACUGUUUCAGGCUCUGGUCCAUUUGAAAUAAGUUGCUUCCACAAUGACAAGCUGAUCAGAAACGACAAAAGGCAUUUGAUCUGUGUCGAGAAUGACACAGUCACUCUUCACAUCUCAAACUGUGAGAGCGGAGAUGAUGGGGCAUACCAGUGCACCGUUGCAAAUGAUGUCGGGGAAACAUCUUGUUCUUGCCAGAUUUCACUGAAAGAACCACCAAUAUUUGUUCAGAGACUAGAGAAUAUGUCCUGCAUGGUGGGCUCUGAGGUCUCUAUGAAGUGUGUGUUGUCUGGAUCACUUCCCAUGACUUUCUCCUGGAUCAAGGAUGAUCAUGAGCUCACUGAAAAUGAGCACAUUAAGAUGUCCUUUGAAACAAAAUGUGCUGUGUUGAAUUUGAAAAAUGCUCAGUUAUCACACAGUGGGAAAUAUUUCUGUCAGGCACAGAAUAAAGCUGGGACUCAGAGAUGUGCUGCUGUGCUCAUAGUGACAGAGCCAGCAAGUAUUUUAGAACAUGCAAAGUCCAUCAGUGUCACCCAGGGCGACCCGGCCAGGCUGGAAUGCAGAUUCACAGGCACCAAGCCGCUCAAAUCCAGAUGGAUGAAGGCAGGAGAGGAGCUGACCUCAGGCCAGAGAUACAAAGUACAGAGCACAGACACCAGCUCUGUGCUCAGGAUUAUUAAAACGGAGAAAAGAGAUAGUGGUGAAUACACCUUUGAGGUUUCAAACGAAUCUGGGUGCAGUUCUUGUGAGACAGCAGUUACUGUGUUAGAACCACCAUGCAUUCUUGAAAAGCCUGAAUCCAUGAAUAUUUUGCCUGGCUCAAAGGUUAAGUUUAACGUUCGUGUCUCUGGCACGCCACCGCUGACCAUCCAAUGGUUUAAAAACAAGAAAGAGAUUUUAUCUGGUGCCGACUGCUCUGUGAUCAAAGACAACACCUCAAGCUCACUGGAGCUCUUCUUUGCCAAAGUCUUCGAUUCUGGAGUUUACAUCUGUGAAAUACAGAAUGAUGUCGGCUCCACUUCAUGCCAGGCAACACUCUUUGUAAAAGAGCCACCCUUUUUUAUUGAGAAACCUGAAGGAGUGUCGUUAGUGAAAGUAGGAGACAGUCAUGUGUUCAAGUGCAAGGUUGCUGGUACUCCAGAGAUCUCUGUGCGUUGGUUCAGAGAUGGAUCUGAGAUUCACCAAAGUGUCAAACACAAGAUGUUGUUUUUCAAUUCUGUCGCCACCUUAGAUAUAUGUCAAGUUUGUGAAAAUGACAGCGGGAAAUACUUCUGUGAAGCCAGCAACGAAGCAGGCACAGAGAGUUGCACUGUUGAGCUGGAAGUUAAAGAGCCUCCUUCGUUUGUUGACGAACUGACGUCUCAUGAAAUUGUUAAAGGUUCUGCAGCAGUGUUUGCUUGCAAAGUGGCAGGAAGUGCUCCAUUUAAGGUCACAUGGUUCAAAGAUAAAAAGCCAAUCAAAUCCAGCCAAAAGUAUUUUAUCGUUGAUAGUGAAAAUGUCAGCUUGAAAAUCCAGGACUGUGAAGUGCAGGAUGUCGGUAUUUAUCAGUGUGUGGUUGCCAAUGAGGUUGGAAGCUGCUCUGGCUCAGCAGCCUUAUCAAUGAAAGUCCCUCCGACAUUUAUUAAGAAGAUAGAAAAUGUGUCCACUAUUUGGGGAGAUGUUGCAGUCUUUUCCUGCAGAGUGGAAGGUUCUCCCCCUCUUUCUGUACAAUGGCAAAAAGAUGAGAACUGGAUCUCAGAGGAUCCAAAGAUUGAGAGAACAUUUGAGAACACAGUGGCAACUCUCAGGAUUCCUGCCUGUGAGGCAAGUCACAGUGGGAAAUACACCUGCCAGGUGGUAAAUGAAGCUGGGCAAGACAAAUGCUUUGCCACCCUCAUAGUGCAAGAACCACCUAUGAUCCAAGAGAAGCCAGAGGUAGUCAAAGUGACUCAUGGAGAUCCAGUUAGUCUUGAGUGCAGAGUAGCUGGAACUCCCGAGAUCAUUAUAAGAUGGAGCAAAGAUGGCAGAGAGCUCCAGUCAAGUAGAAAAUAUCAUGUCUGCUACGAGAACAACCUCAGUAGUCUGAACAUUCAGUCCUCUCAGCUGGAAGACAGCGGAGAGUACCUGUUCAAAGCCACAAACUCUGUUGGAACCUGUAGUUGUAAAGUCAUGCUGGUUGUUUUAGAAGAGGUCAUUCCUCCAACAUUCAUGAGGAAAUUAACGAACAUACAAGCAAUUAUGGGUUCAGUGGUUACAAUGGAGUGCAAAGUGGCUGGUUCUCUUCCAAUAUCAGUUGAAUGGAGCAAAGGGAAACAAAAGCUCACCAAAAGCUCCAAAUAUAAAUUCCUGCACAUUGACAACACUGUCUCGCUUGAGUUACAACUGAUUGAGAGUACUGAUACCGGAGAGUAUUCCUGUAAAGUUACCAACAAAGCAGGCAGCAGUGUAUGCUGUGGAGUUCUUACAGCUAAAGUGCCACCAACAUUUGUAGCUGAACCUGAGUCUCAGGCUGUUGUUCCAAAGUCUACUGUACUCUUCAGAAGUGUCUUUGAAGGAACACCUCCAUUUACAGUGAAAUGGUUCAAGGAUGACAUCGAACUAAUCACUGGGCCAUUGUGUAUGAUUAGACUUGAGGAAUAUUCCUCCUCUGUAGAGCUUCACUCAGUCGGGACUCUGCAAAGUGGGAUUUAUUCUUGCCAAGUUAGCAAUGAAGCAGGCGCAGUGAAAAGUACAGCGGAGCUGUUGGUGAAAGAACCUCCUCAGUUUGUCCUGAAACUGCCUCCAAAUACCUUUGUGAAGCAGUGUGAAGGACACCGUCUUGAAUGCAAGGCCACCAGCUCACAUUCACUGAAUAUUUGCUGGUACAAAAAUGACCAAAAGAUAACCGAUGGAGGAAACUAUAAAACAAUGUUUGUUGACUCGACUGCAUACCUGCAGCUGCGCAGCACAAGGUUUGAGGAUAACGGAGUCUACACCUGUGAGGCUCAUAAUGAUGCUGGCAGUAUAAGCUGCAGCACCAUUCUCACGGUUCAAGAGUCCCCAUCCUUUAUUAAAACUCCAAACCCAGUGGAGGCCAUUUAUGGGAAAGAUGCCAGCCUGCACUGUGAGCUGUAUGGCUCUCCACCUUUCCAGAUUAACUGGUACAAAGACAAAAGGCCACUUAAGGAGAGCAGGAAAUAUAAGAUGGUCAGUGAGGGCAGUUCUGCCUCACUUCACAUAAUGAAACUGGAGCAUGACGAUGCUGGUCUUUAUGAGUGCAGGGUUUCAAACAAUGUAGGAAGUGAAUCCUGCCGCACUACCAUUAGCCUAAAAGAGCAACCGGUGUUUGUCAAGAAACUGGUCGACCAGUCUGUGAGAGUCGGUCAACAGCUGACAUUGACAGCCACAGUGAAAGGCUCUGAGCCUUUGACUGUGUCCUGGGUUCAGGACAAAGAUCACAUUCUCAGAGACGGUGACAAUAGAAAGAUCACAUUUGAGAACAGUGUGGUCACCCUUGUAGUGCCCAAGGCUGACUCGACCACAGCUGGUACAUACACCUGCCAGCUGAGGAAUGACUCUGGAGUUGUGGAGUGUGUCUCCCAAGUGACGGUUCUAGAACCCGCGGCCAUUGUGGAUAGCCCCGAGACUUUGAACGUGAAGUCAGGAGAGACUGCAACUCUUGAAGUCACAGUAUCUGGCUCACCAGAGCUAAAAACUAAGUGGUUCAAGGAUAACAAAGAUCUCUCUGCUGGCGCCAAGUAUCAGAUGUCCUUCUCAAAGAAGGUUGCCACCCUGAAGAUUCGGUCCGCUGAUAAAUCAGACGCAGGAGAAUACAAGCUAGAGGUUACAAACCAUGUAGGGGCAGCCUCUUGUAAAACCAAGCUCUCUGUCUCAGAUAAGUUGAUUCCACCGAGUUUCGUAAGGAAGCUGAGAAACACUCACCUUGUUGUGGCAAAACCAGGUGAGAUGGAGUGUAGGGUCUCUGGCUCUGCUCCUUUAACAAUUUCCUGGUUCCACAAUGGACAGGAGAUCAAGAAGGGCCCAAACUAUGAUAUUAGCUGCUCUGAUAAUAACUGCAAACUGAGACUUCCAACAAUCAAGAUGUCAGAUUCCGGCAAAUACACAUGCAAAGCUGUAAAUGCUGCAGGAGCCAGUGAGACGAGUGCUUCAAUGAAUGUGACAGAACCUCCAUCUUUUGUGGAAACACCUGAGAUGAGGGAAACGUUGCCCGGCAAAAACGUGUCUUUCUCGGCUAAAGUGAAAGGCAGUGCCCCCCUGAAAGUCAAAUGGUUCAGGGGAGCCAAGGAAAUGCAGCAUGGAAGAGGCUGCGAGAUCACCCUGAAGGAUGAUGUCACCACUUUGGUGCUUCACAGAGUAGAAAAAUCCCAUGCUGGAGAGUACACCUGCCAGAUCAUUAAUGAAGCAGGGAAGGAAAACUGCCCAGUUUACCUGUUUGUUAAAGAACCAGUCCACUUUGUGAAGAAGCUGAAGGACAUUUCUUCUGAAAAGGGCAAGCCUCUGAGGCUUGAGGUCACAUUCGCUGGAACUCCCAGGAUAAAUGUGACCUGGAAGAAGGACGGUAAACUCAUCUGGGCUUCAUAUCAGUACAAUGUGACCACCACAGACACUUCUUGCAUUCUGGAGGUUCUUAACUCUGACAGGAUGGAAGCAGCCGGUAGAUACUCUUGUGAAGUUGACAACGGAGUCGGAAAUGACAUUUGCAACGCGCAAGUGUCAAUUCUAGAACGACCAUACUUUGUUGAAAAGAUGGAGCCAGUGGAGGUAACUAUGGGCGAUGCGGUUACCCUGCAAUGCCAUAUUACGGGAACUCCUGACAUCACCGUAACUUGGUUUAAAGCUGAUGGAAAGCUGCGCAAGUCCAAUACUUGCUCAAUGGACUUUGCAAAUGGUGUCGCCACUUUGAAAUUGAUCAAAACGACCAAGUUCGAUCACGGCGAAUACAUCUGCAAGGCAGAAAACCGGGUCGGUUCAGCCUCCGCCAACUGUAAUGUGACGGUGAAAGAACCUGUGCGCUUUAUCAAGAAGCUGGAGGACACUGCUUUCAUAGUCGGUCAACCGCUGAAACUAGUCUGUGUAUACACCGGAAGCCAGAGGGUCUACGUCACGUGGAAAAAGGACGGCAAGCUGAUUUGGGCCUCUUAUCAGUAUAAUGUUAAAACUACUGAUUCAACCUGCACUCUGGAGGUCCUCAACAGUGACAGGCCUGAGGCAGCUGGAACAUACUCUUGUGAAAUUUCCAACGGAGCUGGAACUGACGUCUGCCAAGCUCGUGUCAGCCUAGAGCCAGCACGCUUCAUGAAGAAGCUGGAAGACACAUAUUUCAGACUCCGUGAACCUUUGACCCUCAAGUGCAUGUACACUGGUAGCCAGAGAGUGUAUGUGACCUGGAAGAAGGACGGCAAACUAAUCUGGGCAUCAUACAAGUACAAUGUCAAGACCACUGAUGAUACCUGCAUCUUGGAGGUCCUCAACAGUGACCGAGAAGAGGCUGUUGGAAGAUACACAUGUGAAAUUUCUAACGCUGAAGGAACCGAUAUCUGCCAUGCUAAUGUCAGACUAGAACCUGUUGGCUUUGUGCGAAAAUUGAGAAACACCUUCUAUAAAAUCGGCCACCCUUUGACGCUGGAGUGCACAUUCACUGGCAGUCAGAGGAUUUAUGUCAGCUGGAUGAAGGAUGGCAAACCCAUCUGGGCGUCGUACAAAUACAACGUCACAACUACCAACUUCUCCAGCACCCUGGAAGUUCUCAACAGUGACAGGCGGGAAGCUGUUGGGAAAUACUCAUGUGAGAUUUCCAAUUCAGAGGGCACUGAUAUCUGCCAUGCUGUGGUUAAGAUAGAACCUGUGCGCUUUGUAAAAGAGCUGGAAGACACCACUUUCAGACUCGGACAGCCCCUGUCACUGUACUGCGCUUACAGUGCCAGUCCCAGGGUCUAUGUGAGCUGGCGAAAGGACGGCAAACCAAUCUGGGCCUCCUACAAAUACAACGUAAAGACCACAGAUAAUGCGUGUGUCUUGGAGAUCCUCAACAGUGAUCGGUUAGAAGCAGCAGGGAGAUACUCCUGCGAAAUUUCUAACUCUGAAAACUCUGCUAUCUGCUGUGCACAGGUCCAACUAGAACCUGUGCGGUUUGUAAAAAAGCUGGAAGACACAACCUUUAGGGUCGGCCAGCCUCUGAGGCUUCAGGUCACGUACACAGGCAGCCAGUAUGUGUACGUGAGCUGGACAAAAGAUGGCAAACCAAUAUGGGCUUCGUAUAAGUACAACGUCAAGACCACAGACAACUCCUGUGUCUUGGAGAUUCUCAACAGUGACAAAGAAGAAGCUGCUGGGAAAUAUUCAUGUGAAAUAUCCAAUGCUAGUAGCUCUGCUAUCUGCCACUCUCAUGUCAGACUAGAACCCGUGCGCUUUGUGAAAAAGCUAGAAGACACAUCAUUCCAUCUGGGCAAUCCACUGAGUCUAGCGUGCACGUACACCGGCAGUCAGCGAGUGUAUGUGAGCUGGAUGAAGGACGGCAAGCCAAUCUGGGCUUCAUACAAAUACAACGUCAAAACCACCGAUUCCUCAUGCGUUUUGGAAGUCCUCAAUAGUGACAGAGAAGAAGCAGCUGGCAUCUAUUCUUGUCAAGUUUCUAAUGCAGAAGGUUCUGCCAUCUGUGACGCUCACGUCUUUUGUAAAACUGCUAAGAAAGAACCCGUGCGAUUUGUCAAGAAACUGGAGGACGUCUCCCAUGAACUGGGCAAACCUUUAAGGCUCGAGUGCACCUACACUGGCAGCCAGAGGGUCUACGUAACAUGGAAGAAGGACGACAAGCUGAUCUGGGCUUCUUACCAGUACAAUGUCAAAACCACAGACUCCUCCUGCGUUCUUGAGGUCCUCAACAGCGACAGAGCCGCAGCAGCAGGAAAAUACACUUGCGAAAUUUCCAAUGCCGAAGGAACUGACACCUGUCAUGCUCAUGUUAAAAUAGGAACAGAGCACACAGUCCCUCCAAAGUUCACCAAGAAGCCCUCUGAGACCAUGAUGGAUUCAGUGGGUAAGUUGGUGAAGAUAGAGGGUCGGGUUUCUGGCUCCCAGCCACUGCACGUCACAUGGUACAAGGACAACAAUGAAAUCCAUGGCUCUGACAAAUACGAUGUCAGCUUCAAGAACAACUUGGCCAUGCUGAGCAUCAGAGACUCUGCCACCUCUGACGGUGGAGUCUACACCUGCGAGGCCUCCAACGAAGCUGGCAAAGCUUCAUGUCGGGUUUCUCUCACCAUCUCAGAAACUGAACUGCCUCCUAAAUUUGAUGUCCCUCUGGAGCCGGUGACUGUAGAUGAAGGGGAUAAACUGAGCCUUAAAUGCCAUGUCAGUGGAUCUCCUCCACUGAAGAUCCAAUGGAUGAAGGACAGGAGAGAGCUGAAGUCCAGCGGAAACACCAGAAUCACCUUUGUGGGCGGGAAGGCCUGCCUGGAGAACAGCCAUGCCUCAAAGACUGAUGCAGGGGAUUACCUCUGCAAGGCCAGCAACGCUAGCGGCAGUGACUUCUGCAAGGCCAAGGUCACUGUGAAAGACAAAGGAGUCAAGAAAGCUCCCGCCGAGGCUGCCGCCCCAGUCAAAAGGCUUGACAACCUUUUCUUCAUUGAGGAACCCAAAAGUGUUUCUGUCACAGAGAAGGGCACUGCCACCUUUAUCGCCAAGAUCGGAGGAGACCCGAUCCCCAGCGUGAAGUGGAUGAAGGGCAAAUGGAGGCAGAUCACCCCUGGUGGUCGUAUCACUAUUAUGCACAAGGGCCAGGAUGCCAAACUGGAGAUCAAAGAGGUGACCAAGUCGGACUCUGGUGGCUACAGAUGUGUCGCCACCAACAAGCACGGAGAGAUCGAGUGCAGUGCUGACAUGGAGGUCACCAAAUUAGAGGAAGUGGGAGAAAUCGGAGACUUAAGGACCAAGCUGAAGAAGACUCCCUCAAAGCAGAAGAGUCCCAAGAAAGAAGGAGAAAUCAACAUUGUGGAACUGCUCAGAGGUCACGACCCCAAAGACUACGAAAGGAUCCUGACAGAGAACAAUAUCCACGACUACCGCGCCAUCCUCCAGGCCAUUGAGUUCCUGAAGAGGGAGAAGGAGAUGGAAACUGGCAGACCGGAUGUGGAGCAUGGUGGGCGCGUUGAAGAGGAGGACAUGGCCCGAUUCAUCCAGCAGCUGGAGGGUCGUGUUGGCACAGAGCCCGUCUCAGUGAUGGAGGACAUCGCUGAUCAGACGGCGCCUGAGAACCAGACCGCCACCUUCGAGUGCCAGAUCAAGAUCAACUACCCGGAGAUCACUCUGACCUGGUACAAAGGUACCCAGAAACUGGACAGCAGCAACAAGUAUGACAUCAGCAGCGUGGGCGACCGCCACUGCCUGAAAAUCAAGAACUGCCAUUCCAAAGAUCAGGGCAGUUACCGGGUGGUGUGUGGCCCUCACAUCUCCAACGCCAAGCUCACCGUCACAGCUGACCAAAUUCAGUUCACUAAACGCAUCCGAAGCAUCGAGGUCAAUGAACGCUCCUCUGCCACCUUCGAGUGCGAGUUGUCCUUCGACAAUGCCACCGUCACAUGGUACAAAGACUCAUGGGAGCUUAGAGAGAGCCCAAAAUAUAACUUCAGGACCGAAGGCCGACGGCAUUUUAUGACCAUCCGCAACGUAACUGCAGAGGACGAAGGCGUUUACUCAGUGAUCGCUCGCCUGGAGCCGAUGGGAGAAGCUCGAAGCACAGCUGAGCUUUACCUUUCAGGCAAAGGUCUGUACGUUUCAUCAGACAGCUAAAAUGUUCCUGACACAUCAGUUCAGGUGCCAGAAACAGCUUCCAUGGUUAUCUCGAGAGCUUUUGAGAGUCUGACAGUUCAAGAAGAGACAGUUUCUGUUCGGUACUCCUCCGUCACAGAAGCGAAAAAACCUGUUGAAGGAAUUGUUGAGAGGACUCAUGUUGAGAUUAGAGAAGAAGUCCCUGAAGUUCCUGAGGGUUACAUGAGACCAGAGGAGAAACCCUCUGAGACUGCAGCUCCACCUUCGGCUCCAGUCAAAGUACCUGAAGCAAAGAAGCCGGAGCCCAAGGUAACGGUCACUGCUCCACCUCAGCAAGAGGAACCUCCAGUCCCAAAAGAACCAACAAUAUACACCAAACCAGAACCUGAACCAGAGAUAGUGACCGUUCCCGGAAAGGUCACUCCUGAACCUUAUCAACCUAAGCCAACAACAGAGCCGAAAGUGAUUCCAGAGCCUGAAGUGCCUCCUAAAGUGGCACCGCCCGAGCCAAAAGUGGCCAAAAUUAAGCCUGAACCUGAGGCACCAAAAGUUGAAGCGGCCAAGAAAAUACCAGAAGCUCCUAAAGCAAGAGUGCCAACUGUAACAAAACCAGAGGAAGCCGUAGUUCAGCCAAUUGCUGCCAAGAUUACUCCACCAAAGAGUGAAGAUACAAAAGCACCAGAACCACCAAAGCCAGAUGAAUCUGUGGUUCAGCCAACUGCAGCCAAGGUUACUCCCUCCACAACUGAAUGUCUUCCAACUGAAGUGCAAGAUGUACCCAGACCAGAGGAACCAGUGUUUCAACCCUCUGCACCAAAGGUUACUCCACCCAAGGCUGAAGCUGUUCCGACUAAAGUACCUCCUCCAGAGGAGAAGAAACCAUCUGCACCUGCACCAAAGCCUUCACCUCCUCCUCCUCCUCCUCCUCCUCCUGCACCUGCAGAGAAAGUUGUUCCUCUUGCAGUAUCUCCUCCAGAGGAGAAGAAACCAUCUGCACCUGCACCAAAGCCUUCUCCUCCUCCUCCUCCUCCUCCUCCUCCUGCAGAGAAAGUUGUUCCUCUUGCAGUAUCUCCUCCAGAGGAGAAGAAACCAUCUGCACCUGCACCAAAGCCUUCUCCUCCUCCUCCUCCUCCUCCUGCACCUGCAGAGAAAGUUGCUCCUCUUGCAGUAUCUCCUCCAGAGGAGAAGAAACCAUCUGCACCUGCACCAAAGCCUUCACCUCCUCCUCCUCCUCCUGCAGAGAAAGUUGCUCCUCUUGCAGUAUCUCCUCCAGAGGAGAAGAAACCAUCUGCACCUGCACCAAAGCCUUCACCUCCUCCUCCUCCUCCUCCUGCACCUGCAGAGAAAGUUGCUCCCCCUGCAGUGACUCCUCCAGAGGAGAAGAAACCAUCUGCACCUGCACCAAAGCCUUCAGUUUCUCCUGUUCCUGCAGCCAAAGUGGCUCCUUCUGCAGAGGAAAAGAAACCAUCUCCACCAACACCAAAGCCUCCAGCAGAAAAAGUUGUUCCUACUCCAGCUCAAGUUGCACCAGUGAAGAAGACACCCUCUCCACCAGCCGUAGAGGCUGAACCGUCUCCUGUAUCGCAGAAAAUGUCUCCACCAGAAGACAAGGAACCAGUUACAGCACCUGGACCAACCAGAGAUGGAAAACCCAGAGAAGACGCACCGAAAGGCAGAGGCAGAGGACUUGGGGCAAGACAAACCCCAUCUCCUGGUGACGCUGGCAAGGGCCGGGGCCUAAGGCCCGGUGGAAAAGAGCCAUCACCUCCAGAGGACCCCUUCGGAGGAUUCAAGCUCAAACCCGUCGGCCUGAAGUUCAUCAAGAAGAUUCAGGACAUUGUGUUGAAGGAGGCCGAGUCUAUCGGCUCAUCUGCUGUGUUUGAGUGCGAGGUCACACCCUCCACUGCCAUCACGUCAUGGAUGAAAGAUGGCAGCAACCUGCGUGAAGACCCCAAGCACAAGUUCACUGCUGAUGGCAAAGAUCGCAAACUAAACAUUAUUGAUGUCCAGCUGUCUGACACUGGUGAAUAUACUUGUGUGGCCAAGAAUGCUGGCAAGGAAAUAUCAUGCACGGCCAAGCUCAUUGUUGAAGAGCUGCCUGUGAAAUGGGUAACAGAAUUGGAACCAGAGACUUCAUGUAUAAAGGGUCAGCCUAUGUAUCUGACAUGUGAGCUGAACAAAGAGAGAGAUGUGAUCUGGAAACGCAACGGUCAAGUCCUGAAGAAACAGGCUGGAAAGUUGGCUAUCAAUAUCAUUGGUAUGCAGCAAGCUGUGACCAUCCAAAACUCCACUGAUGAGGACGGUGGCACCUACUCAUGUGAAGUGGACGGACAGGAGGAUGUCAAGACUACAACCAACGUUAAAAUUAUUGAAAUCAUCAAAGACUGGCUGGUGAAGCCCCUGAGAGACCAGCAUGUGAAACCAAAAGCCAAGGCUACGUUCAAAUGUCAGCUCGUCAAGGACAAUCCCAAAUGGGUGUGGUUCAAAGGAGACGACGAGCUCACUCCGUCUGACAAGGUGGAGAUCAACAAAGAUGGAAACACUAUGACACUCACCAUUAACAACUGCCAGCCUGACGACGUUGCAGAAUAUACCAUUCAGGUUGAGGAUCGCAGAUACACAGCCAAGCUGACUCUUGGAGAGCGUGAGGCUGAGAUCCUGAAGCCUCUCGCCAGCGUAGAGGUGGUUGAGAAGGAGGAAGCCAGUUUUGACACUGAAAUAUCUGAGGAUGAUGUGAUGGGUGAAUGGAAACUCAAGGGCCAGGUCUUGACGAGAUCUCCGACUUGCGACAUUCAAACCGAGGGAAAGAAACGUUUCCUCACUUUGAAAAAUGUGCAGCUGGACCAGGCUGGUGAAGUGUCGUAUCAGGCUCUGAACGCCAUGACCAGCGCCAUGCUCACAGUCAAAGAGAUCGAAAUGGGCUUUGUUGACCCGCUGAAAGACAUUUCUGUGCCUGAAAAGAAACAGGCUAAGUUUGAAUGCACCAUCACCAAGGAAGUGUCAAAGGUCAUGUGGUUCAGGGGGGUGGAGAUCAUCACCCCGAGCCCUAAAUAUGAAAUUAUUGAUGAUGGGAAAAAACACAUGCUGAUCAUAAACAGCUGUGAGUUUGACGAUGAGGCGCAGUACACGAUCGAAGUGUUGGGCCAAAAACAGACGGCUCAGCUCACGGUGGAAGGAAUGAGGCUCAAAAUCGUGCAGCCGCUUCAGGACCAAACAGAGAAAGAAGGUAACACGGUACAGUUCGAGCUCGAGCUGACUCACGAGAACGUGCCGGUGGUUUGGUACCGAAACGAAGUCAAACUCCACGUGAGCCGAACGGUGCUCACACAUGUGGAAGGAAAGAAACACACUCUAGAAAUGAGGAAAUUGACUCUAGAUGAUACCUGCCAGAUUAAGGCAGAGGUCAAAGGAAUAUACUCCAUGGCAAAACUGACAGUCAUAGAGGGCGACGCCGUGUUUGUGGUGAAGCUGCAGGAUUACACCGCCACCGAGAAAGACGAGGUGACUCUGGACUGUGAGUUGAGCAAAGACGUCCCUGUUGUUUGGUAUCACAAUGAUACGGAGAUCGUCGCCUCCAAGACGGUGGUCAUGAAGUCGGAGGGCACGCGCAGGACUCUGGUCCUGAAGAAAGUGGAGGACAGCGAUAAAGGAAAAUACAAAUGUGAUUGUGGAACAGACAAGACCUCGGCCACCCUCAAUAUCGAAGCUCGUGACAUCAAGGUGAUUCGGCCGAUUUACGGCGUGGAGCUGUUUGACGGAGAGACGGCUCGCUUCGAGGUGGAGAUCUCUGAGGACGACGUCCACGGCCAGUGGAAGCUGAACGGAGAAGUUCUGAGUCCGCACACUGAUGUCGACAUCAUCGAGGAGGGCGGGAAGCACACGCUGAUCCUGUACAACUGUAAAGUCCCCAUGAGCGGCGAGGUGGCGUACGCCGCCGCUAACGCCAAGUGUUCUGCUAACUUGAAGGUCAAAGAGCUCCCGCUGAACUUCCUCACGCCGCUGAGCGACGUGCAGGUGUACGAGAAGGACGAGGCCAGGUUCGACGUGGAGCUGUCCAGAGCUCCGAAGAGUUUCCGCUGGCUGAAGGGAUCGCAGGAGCUGCAGAGCGACGACAAGUACGAGAUGAUCCAGGAGGGCAACAUGUACGUCCUGCUGGUCCGGUCGGCCGCCUACGAGGACGAAGCCAAAUACAUGUUCGAGGCCGAAGACAAGAGGACGAGCGGCAAACUCGUCAUCCAAGGAAUUCGCCUCGAGUUUGUCAAACCGAUUAAAGACGUGACGGUGAAGGAGCGCGAAACGGCCGAGUUCAGCGUCGAGCUGUCGCACGAUAACAUCUCAGUGGUCUGGUACAAAAACGACGUCCGUCUGCACCCCAGCAAGGUGGUGCACAUGUCGGAUCACGGAAAGGUCCACACGCUGGCCUUCAAGGAGGUCACCAUCGACGACACCUCCAUGAUCAAAGUGGAGGCCAUGGACAAGACGGUGACCGCCAUGCUCACCGUCAUCGAGGGAGACCUGUACUUCACCACCAAGCUGCAGAACUACACGGCGGUGGAAAAGGACGAGGUGCAGCUGGUCUGCGAACUGAGCAAGGCCGUCGCCGACGUCAAAUGGUUCAAGGACGGGAAGGAGAUCACUCCCUCCAAGAACAUCGCCAUCAGCACCGACGGCAAGAAGCGCAUCCUGACCGUCCGGAAGGCGGAGAAGGUCAACAUCGGCGAGUACACCUGCGACUGCGGCUCCGACAAAACUACAGCCAACCUCAACAUCGAAGAGCGCGACAUCAAGAUCGUUCGUCCGCUGUACAGCGUUGAGGUCACAGAGACGGAGACAGCCAAGUUUGAGACGGAGAUAUCGGAGGAGGACGUCCACGGAAACUGGAAACUGAAAGGAGAAGCUCUGCAUCAGUCUGCUGAUGUUGAGAUGAAGGAGGAAGGAACCAAACACAUGCUGAUCCUGUAUAACGUCCGUAUGGACAUGGCCGGAGGCGUCGAUUUCUCGGCGGCCAACGCCAAAUCCAACGCUCAGCUCCGAGUGAAAGCUCGCUCCAUCAGCCUCCUGCAGCCUCUGAAGGACGUGACGGUGACGGCCGGAGAGACGGCGACCUUCGAGUGCCAGCUGUCGUACGAAGGCAUCGAGGUGGAGUGGUUCCUCGGAGGACAGAAGAUGGAAGCCAGCGACAGGGUGAAGACUCGAGUGGCGGGCCGAACUCAUACUCUGACUAUCAGAGACGUGAAGCUGUCGGAAGCCGGCGAGGUCAAACUGACCGCCAAAGACUUCGAGACUCAGGCUCAGCUCACCGUCAGGGAGCCGCCGGUGGAGUUCACGAAGCCUCUGGAGGACCAGACAGUGGAGGAAGAAGCCACCGCCACGCUGGAGUGUGAAGUUUCCAGAGAGGGUGCAGAGGUACGAUGGUUCAGAGAAGGAAAAGAGAUCCACAAGUCCAAGAAGUACGACAUGAUUGUUGACGGCCGCAAGAGAGCGCUAAUCAUCCACGCCUGCAGUCCGGACGACGCCAAGAUGUACACGUGUGACGCCAAGGAGUUCAAAACUUCCUGCUUCCUGGAGGUCACACCUCCUCAUGUGGAGUUUACGAAGCCUUUGCAGGACGUGGAGGUCAAAGAGAAGGAAUCUGCCAAGUUUGAAUGUGAAGUGUCACGUGAGUCUGCCAAGGUUCGCUGGUUCAAGGACGGCAGUGAGAUCAGGAAAGGAAAGAAGUACGAGAUCAUUGCUAAGGGAGUCCAGAGAAUCCUCAUCGUCCACAAGUCGGUGUUUGACGAUGAGGCUGAGUACGAAUGUGACGCCAGGACGUCCAAGACCUCCGGCAUGCUGACGGUCAUCGAGGAGGCUGCCAGGUUCACCAAGAACCUGUCCAACGUGGAGGGCACAGAAACAGACAGCGUGAAGAUGAUCUGCGAGGUGUCGAAGGCCAGCGCCGACGUCACCUGGUAUCGAGGAGACGAGGAGCUGCCGGAGGGCGGCCGCUACGAGCAGAUCAUGGACGGACGCAAGAGGAUCCUGAUCAUCCAGGACCUGAGGAUGGAGGACGGCGGAGAGUACAACUGCAGGCUGAGUCCCACCAUCAAGACGUCCGCUACGCUGAAACUCAAGGAACUGGCGGCUGAGUUCAUCGCCAGGCCGCAGAACCAGGAGGUGGUGGAGGGUGAGAAGGCCGAGUUCACCUGCUCCGUCUCCAAGGAAACCUACGAGGUGAAAUGGUUCAGAGGUGACAAGGAGGUGGAAUCCGGGGACAAGUACACUAUUGUCAGUGAAGGAAAGAGAAGAGCUCUUAUUGUGAAAAAUUGUGUGCUGAAGGAUGAGGGAGGCUACGUUGCCCACAUCGGCAGCGUUACAGCCUCAGCCGAUCUGUAUGUGAUUGAAAAACUGAGGAUCAUCACACCGAUUAAAGACACAGAGGUGAAGGAGGGAAGCGAGAUUGACUUCAACUGCGAGACGAACGUGGAGGGAGCGAAGGCCAAGUGGCUGAAGAAUGAGGAGACCAUAUUUGAGAGCAGCAAGUACAUGAUGGUUCAGAGGGACAACGUCUUCUCCCUGAGGAUCAGAGAUGCCCAGAAGGCCGACGAGGCCAGCUACACCAUCAGCCUGACCAAUCACAGAGGAGAGCACGCCAAGAGCACCGCCAGCGCUAAAGUGACAGAGGAGAAGCUGAAGUUCCUGGAGCCCAUUGAGGACAUUGAGACUCAGGAGAAGAAGACCAUCAGCUUCAUGUGCAAGGUGAACCGGCCCGAGGUGACAGUGAAGUGGAUGAAGGCCGGCCAGGAGGUGACACUCAGCAAACGCAUCGUCUACAGAGCCGACGGCCUCAAACACACCCUGACCAUCAAGGACUGUGUGAUGGACGAUGAGGGCGAGUACACCGCUGUGGUCGGUGAUGACAAGUGUGCGGCUGAGCUGAUCAUCAGCGAGGCGCCGACAGACUUCACCACACAUCUCAAAGAUCAGACCAUCACUGAGUUUGAGGACGCCGAGUUCACCUGCAAGCUGUCCAAGGAGAAAGCUACCGUCAAGUGGUACAGGAAUGGACGAGAGAUCAGAGAAGGACCGAGAUAUCACAUGGAAAAAGAAGGCAAGACAUGCAGACUAAUCAUCAAGGUGUGCAGACCUGAUGAUGAAUGUGAAUACGCCUGUGGUGUGGAAGAAAGGAGGACCAGAGCAAGACUUUUUGUUGAAGAGACCCCAGUGGAGAUCGUCAGACCUCCACAGGAUGUGUUUGAACCUCCAGGCUCGGACAUUGUGUUCGAGGUGGAGCUCAACAAGGAUAGAGUGGAAGUUAAGUGGAUGAGGAACAACAUGAUAAUUGUCCAGGGAGACAAAUACCAGAUGAUCAGUGAGGGUAAAGUCCACAGACUGCAGGUCUGUGAGAUAAGACCUCGAGACCAAGGAGAGUACAGGAUUGUGGCCAAAGACAAGGACGCCAGAGCCAAGCUUGAGCUGGCAGCCGUUCCAAAGAUCAAAACCACCGACCAGAACUUGGUGACAGACGCUGGCAAGCCCUUCGUCAUGACCGUACCAUACGACGCCUACCCUCGCGCAGACGCUGAGUGGUUCUUUGUGGGCGCCAGUCUGCCCGUCCAGAACAUUGACACCUCCCACGAUAAGACAGAGUACCGUCUGAAGAGCCCCAGCAAGGAGGACCAAGGUAGAUACAAGGUGGUUAUCAAGAACAAGCAUGGAGAAGGAGAAGCAUUCAUCAACCUGGAUGUGAUUGAUGUCCCCGGACCUGUCAAGAACCUGAGAGUGGUCGACACAGCUGACGGUGAGGUCAGUUUGGCCUGGGAGGAGCCAGAGAGUGAUGGUGGAAGCAAGAUCGUUGCGUACGUGGUGGAGAGACGAGAUGUGAAGCGUAAGACCUGGACGCUGGCUACAGACCGUGCUGACAUUCCAGAGUACUGUGUCAGUGGUCUCCGAAAAGAUUCCAAGUAUCUGUUCAGAGUGUGCGCCCGUAACCGAGUCGGCAGUGGCCCUGUCGUUUCCACCGAGGAUGCUGUCCAGGCAAAGAACAAGUUUGACGUGCCCGAUGCUCCGGAGAACGUUGCAGUAGGUGUGGUGAACAGGUUUGGUGCCACCGUCCACUGGGAGCCUCCUAAGUUCGACGGCGGCUCCGAGAUUACCAACUAUGUGAUCGAGCUCCGCGACAGAACCGCUGUGAAGUGGGAGGCGGCCAUGGUCUGUGGCGCCAGCGACCGCUCAGCCACUCUGAAUGAUGUGGUGGAGAACAAGGAGUACAUCUUCAGAGUUCGAGCCGAGAACAAAGCUGGCGUUGGCAGGCCCAGCGCUGCCACCAACCCUGUCAAGAUCAUGGAUCCCAUUGAGAGGCCAAGCCCACCUCUGAACCUGAACUUCAGUGACCAAACCAAAGAGGCAGUCACACUCACCUGGGAGACACCCACCAGCAACGGCGGCAGCAUGAUCACCGGCUACAUCAUCGAGAAGUGCGAUGAUGGCACUGACAAAUGGCUUCGCUGCAACGCUAGACUGUGCCCAGACCUCUCCUACCGGGUGUCCGGUCUGAAACAUGGUCAGAAGUACCUCUACAGAGUUUGUGCUGAGAAUGCAGCCGGUGUCUCCGAUCCAGCUGAGCAACUCGGACCGCUGCUUGCUGAUGACCCUCAUGUCGGUCCAACCAUUGACCUGAGUGCCUUCAGGAACGGCCUGGAGGUGAUCGUCCCUCACCCUCUCACCAUCAGAGUCCCCAUCACUGGAUACCCAACCCCCAUCCCCAAGUGGACCUUCAGUGAGAAGGAGCUGACCACUGCGGAUGAGCGUGUCUCCAUGGUGACGAAGCCCACAUACACAGAGCUGACGGUCACACCGAGUGUCCGUCCGGACAAAGGCACCUACACCCUUCAGCUGGAGAAUGACGUGUCCUCCGUCUCCGGAGAGAUUGAGGUCAACGUUAUCGCAUGCCCCAGUGCUCCUAAGGACUUCAAGGUGGCUGAGGUGACCCGACACCAUGUCCACCUGAUGUGGGAGGCUCCUGAGCAUGAUGGAGGAAGUCCAGUCACCCACUACCAGAUCGAGAAGAGAGAAGUGUCUCGCAAGACCUGGGCCAAGGUGGCCACCGGCGUCAUGGACCUGGAGCACACAGUCACGGACGUGAUAGAAGGAAAGGAGUAUCUGUUCAGUGUCACCGCCUGCAACAAGUGUGGACCCGGAGAGCCAGCCUACAUCGACGAGCCCGUCAAUGUCUCCUCUCCUGCCACUGUACCUGAUCCUCCUGAGAACCUGAAGUGGCGUGAUAAGAGCGGCAAGACCAUCUUCUUGUCCUGGGAGCCUCCAAAGUACGAUGGUGGUGCCCCGGUCAAAGGCUACGUGGUGGACAAGUGUCAGCGUGGUACCGACAAGUGGGAACCCUGUUGUGACCCUGUUCCUGAGCUGAAGUUCCAGGUGACGGGCCUGAUCGAGGGCCAGUGGUACGCCUACAGAGUCAGAGCUGUCAACAAGCUGGGAGCUAGUCGACCCUGCAGGGCCACUGAUGAGAUCCAAGCUGUCGACCCUAAAGAGCCUCCAGAGAUCCAGCUGGACGUGAAGCUGCUGGCUGGUCUGACCCACAGGGCAGGGACCAAGAUCGAGCUCCCCGCCGAGGUCAAAGGAAAACCCGAACCCCGGGUGAAGUGGACCAAGGCUGAUCUGGUCCUGAGGGCUGAUGACCGCAUCAACAUCGACACACAGCCGGGACACUCCAAGCUAUCCAUUGGCAACACCACCAGAGGAGACACUGCCACCUACAUCAUCGAGGCAGUCAACACCUGCGGACGUGCCACCGCUACAAUUGAUGUCAACAUCCUAGAUAAACCCGGCCCACCAGCCGCUUUCGACAUCUCAGAGAUCACCAACGAAUCGUGUGUCCUGGAUUGGAACCCUCCACGGGAUGACGGCGGCUCGCCAAUCACCAACUACAUUGUGGAAUGUCGGCAGAUGGACAAAGAGGAGUGGGUGAAGCUGUCGGCCACUGUGAAACACACCACGUUCAAGGCCCACAAGCUCACCCCUAUGAAGGAGUACGUCUUCAGGGUCAGCGCUGAGAACCAGUAUGGCAUCGGAGAACCUGCAGAGCACGUGCCAAUCAUUGCAAAAUACUCAUUCGAUCCUCCUGGUCCACCAACCAGAGUUACUCCCUCCGACAUCGCCAAGGACGCCGUGACACUGACCUGGUUUGAGCCAGAUGAGGACGGUGGUAGUCCCAUCACUGGAUACUGGAUCGAGAAGUUUGAUCCGGACAGCGACAAGUGGAUCAGAUGCAACAAACUGCCAAUCAAAGACACGACCUACAGGGUGAAGGGACUCCCCACAAAGAAGAAGUACCGCUUCCGGGUUCUGGCUGAGAAUCUGGCUGGACCUGGAAAACCAAGCACAGAGACUGACCCCAUCCUCAUCAAAGAUCCUAUUGAUCCUCCAUGGGCUCCUGGUAAACCUGUUAUCAGGGAAAUUGCCAAGACCUCGGCCUUGCUGGCAUGGACCAGACCGGAGCAUGAUGGUGGGGCUAAGAUUGAGGGCUACAUUAUUGAGUUCCAGAAAACCGGAAGUGAGGAGUGGAUCCGCAUUGCCGAGGACAUUCCUCAGACCGAGCACCAGCUGCAGGGCCUGAUGGAGAAGCAGGAGUACUCCUUCAGGGUCAAGGCUGUCAACAAGGCAGGCGAGAGCGAACCCAGUGAGCCCAGCGACCCUGUGGUCUGCAAGGAGAGACUCUAUCCCCCGUCUGCCCCUCAGUGGCUGGAGGUGGCCAACAUCACCAAGGUCAGUGCUGACUUGAAGUGGCAGGCUCCCAGCACUGAUGGAGGCUCUCCCAUCACCAACUACGUGGUGGAGAAGAGGGACGUUAGGCGGAAGGCCUGGCAGACUGUUGACACCACUGUCAAGGAGCUCAAGUACACUGUGACUCCUCUAAAUGAAGGAUCGCUCUACGUGUUCCGCGUCGCUGCUGAGAACGCCGUGGGGAUGGGUGAAUUCUGCGAGCUGGAGGACGCCGUACUCGCCAAAGACACUUUCACAACUCCUGGACCUCCUUACGCCCUGACGGUGGUAGAGGUCACCAAGAGACACGUGGAGCUGAAGUGGGAACCUCCCAAGAGCAAUGGUGGAAGACCCAUAACCAAGUACGUGAUUGAGAAGAAGGAGAAGCUGGGAACUCGCUGGUUGAAGUGUUGCAAGACUCCAGACAAACAGACUCAGUUUAAGGUGACGGAUGUGGACGAAGGGUCAGAGGUGCAGUUCCAGGUCCGGGCUGAGAACGAAGCUGGAGUCGGAGAUCCAAGCGAACCCACUGAGGUCCUCACCAUCGAGGAUGCAACCAGUGUUCCAUCUCCUCCUCUGGAGUUGGCCAUUCCUGAUGCAAGCAGGGAGCACAUUAAUGUUACCUGGAAGCCUCCGGCCAAGGACGGUGGCUGCCCGAUCACCGGCUACCACGUAGAGGUGGCCGAGGCCCGCCCAGAGCUGAAGUGGCUCAGGGUCAACAACAGACCCAUCAAGGAGCUCAAGUUCAAGAUUGACGACGGAAUCAAACCAGACAAGAAAUACGUCAUCCGUGUCCGUGCCAUCAACUCUGUCGGUAUCAGCGAUCCCUCUGAGAUCUCCGACAAGGUCUUCACCAAAGAUCCUGACUGUGCCCCCACCAUGGAUUUGGAGACACAGGACGUGGUGGUAGUCGAGGGAGAGAAGCUGCACCUGAACAUUCCCUACAGGGCCAUCCCAACGCCCAAGAUGGUAUGGCAGAAGGACACAGUGGAGUGCAAGGCUGACGACCGGCUUUCCAUGACAGUGGAGAUGAACAGCGCCCACCUGGAGCUGCUCAAGUGCACACGUGCCGACGCUGGCAGCUACGCCAUCACCUUGGAGAACAGUCUGGGAACCGCCAGCGGGACAGUCAACGUCAAAGUCAUUGGACUUCCUGGUCAGUGUAAAGACAUCAGCUCCAGUGACGUCACCAAGAACUCCUGUAAGAUCAGCUGGGAAGCUCCGGAAGAUGAUGGUGGUACUCCCAUUGUCAGCUAUACCCUUGAGCGCCGCGAGGCCUCCAAGAAGACCUACAUGCCCGUCUUGUCAGGAGAGGACGUCCUGACCUCCACCGUCAAAGACCUCUACGUCAAUUGCGAGUACUACUUCCGGGUCAAAGCCGUCAACAAGGUGGGCGCCGGAGAAUAUCUGGAGCUGCGUAACCCGGUCAUCAUUGAGGAAAUCAAGCAGAAACCAGACCCACCCAUCCAGGUGGAGGCCCAUGACCCAACAUCCAAGUCCAUCAAGAUCACGUGGAAGGCUCCUGACUACGACGGUGGUUGUCCCAUCCAGGGCUACAUCUUGGAGAAGAUCGAGAAAGACGGUGAACGCUUUGAGAGGAUCACUCCAAGCCUGGUCCCUGGUUUUUCCUAUGAGGUGACAGGCCUGAAGGAGAACGCAGAGUACCAAUUCAGGGUCAGAGCUGAGAAUGCCGCUGGAAUCAGUGAACCGUCCCGCAGCACGCCGCUUAUCAAGGCUGCAGACCCCGUUGAAAAACCAAAGGUAACCCUCCAUGCCCGUGUUCAGUCCGGUGUGUGCAUUAAGAAGGGCGAGGAAAUCCGCAUCGAUGCCUACAUCUCCGGCUCGCCGUAUCCCAAGGUCACCUGGCUGAGGAACGACGAGGACGUCACCAAAGAGCCAACCAAGAAGCCUGUGCUAGUGGUCAAGAGGAGGAAGAGCAAGGCCAAGGUGCCUGAACCAGAGGAGGAGUUUGUGACACCGCUGCGUGAGCGUCUGGGUCUGGACCAGUCCAAGAAGGGUCAGUCAGCGCUGAUGGUCCGCGAUGCUGUUAGAGCCGACCACGGGAACUUCACCAUCCAGGUGGAAAACCCUCACGGUGUCGCCACCGCUUCCUGCGACGUUAAUGUCCUUGACAAACCCGGCGCUCCGAUCAACUUCACCUUCGAUGAGAUCAGGAACACCUCGGUGAUCUGUAACUGGAACCCUCCCGAGGACGAUGGAGGCAGCGAGAUCCUGAACUACAUCCUAGAGAAGAAGGACAACAAGAACGACGAGAUCGGCUGGAUCACCAUCACUUCCACCCUGAAGGGCACCAGCUACCCUGUCACCAAGCUCAUCGAAGGGAAGGAAUAUAUCUUCAGGGUCACCGCCGAGAACAAGUUUGGCUGUGGGCCACCGUGCAUCUCUGAGCCGCUGGUUGCCAAGAACCAGUUCGAUCCUCCGGAUGCUCCCAACACCCCGAGAAUCCACGAGGUCACAGCAAGCACCGCCCACAUCUCCUGGCACGAGCCAAAGGACAACGGCAGCCCGAUCCUGGGCUACUGGAUCGAGAGGAAGGAGGUGAACAGCAAACACUGGACCAGAGUGAAUCGCGCUCUCCUCAACUCGCUGGACGUCAAGAUCACUGGCCUGAUGGAGGGACUGACCUACAUCUUCAGAGUGUGCGCUGAGAACCUGGCUGGGCCUGGGCCAUUCAGUGAGCCCACCGACCGCAUCGUUGCCAUGGACGCCAUCCUGCCUCCUGGACCCCCAACUCCAUGGAUUGUGGACACUAGUAAAGACUCGGUCAUCGUGGCCUGGAAGCCCCCACUGUACAACGGUGGAGGAGACAUCCUGGGAUACCAUGUUGAGAAGGUGUUGGCUGGAGAGAAGGACUGGACUCGCAGCACAGAGUUCAGGUGUAAAGAGCUGACGUACACCGUGACAGGUCUGACCGAAGGAGCGGACUACUACAUCCGGGUCAUCGCCGUCAACGACGCUGGUCCUGGAGCUCCUGGCGUCACUGAACCUGUCACUGUCAAGGAGCCUCAAGUAUCGCCUGCCGUUGACUUUGAUGUCUCCGUGAAGAAUGGCGUCAUCAUCAAGGCUGGCCAAUCUCUGAGGCUUCCCGCUGUGGUGACUGGCCGACCCCAGCCAGAUGUCAAAUGGGCCAAAGACGAAGCAGAAAUUGACAAGGAGAGGAUGAUCGUGGAGACGGAGGGCAAGAACAGCACUCUGUUCAUCAAGAAGACUGUGAGGGCAGAUCACGGAAAGUACCAGAUCUCCGGCACCAACAGCAGUGGGACCAAGACUGCUGAAACCAAAGUGGACGUUAUGGAUGUUCCUGGACCGGUGGUCGACCUGAAGACUGUGACGGUGACCAAGAAGAACAUCACCCUCACCUGGUCUGACCCACUGGACAACGGCGGCAGCGACAUCGUUGGCUACGAGGUACGGAGAAAGGACGCCAAGAUGAAGCUUUUCCGCCAGCCCAUCGAGGUUGCAUCCUGCAAGUGUGAAAUCCAGGACCUGCUGGCCGGUGAGGAAUAUGACUUCAGGGUCAUCGCCAGGAACAAAUAUGGAGAUGGAGCUCCAGCUGACCUGGGACCCAUCCUGGCUGAGGAUCCCAAAGGUACUCCAUCUGCUCCUGAGAAGCUACACUAUACCGACAGAGGCAAGAACACCAUCACCCUGGCCUGGGAGCCGCCUCGCACUGAUGGCGGCAGCCCCAUCAGAGGCUACUAUGUGGAGAAGAUGAGGUCUGACAGCAAUGAGUUCGAGGUGGCUAAUCGCAAGAUCUUCCCUGAGUGCUGCGGGACCCUCGAGAACCUGUCGGAGAACCAUGAGUACGAGUUCCGCGUCAAAGCUGUGAACGAGGUUGGGGAUGGAGAUCCUUCCAAGCCAAUCACAGCAAAGAUCCAGGAUGAUGAAAUUCCUCCAGUUAUUACGAUCCUGAAGUUCUUCAAGAGCAACGCCAUCAUUGUGAAGAAAGGCGCGGCCAUCGACAUCCCAGCCGAGGUGAAGGGACUUCCUCUGCCGACCCUCCAAUGGAUGAAGGACGACGUGGUGAUUGAAAAGCCUGAUGAAGAGAAGAUGACAAUAGAGACUGAGGAGGUGACCCGGACGACCCUGAGGACAAAGAUCGCCAUCCCAGAAACCGUCAGACAGGACAAGGGCAACUACAAGCUGGUGGCGGAAAACUGCUAUGGCAAAGCUAAGCACAUCAUUGCAGUCGAGAUCCUUGACCGUCCUCUUCCUCCGAGGAACAUUGUGGUCUCUGACAUCAAGGCAGAGUCAUGCUAUCUGACCUGGGAUGCACCAGAGGACAACGGAGGCAGCGAGAUCACCAACUACGUUGUUGAGCGCAGAGAUGCCAGCAAGAAGAAGUCUGACUUUGAGGUGCUGACCGACAACCUCAUCGACAGGAGAUACGGGGUCUACAAACUGAACCUGAACGGCACCUACCAGUUCAGAAUCAAGGCGGAGAACAAGUAUGGCAUCAGUGAUGGCUGCGACUCUGAGAAGGUCCAGUUGAAGGAUCCAUUUGGCCUCCCCGGACCACCACGUAACCCCAAAAUCAUUGCUGCCACAGCAACCACCAUGACCCUGACCUGGGAACCUCCUCUUGACAACGGCGGCUCCACCAUUCAGGGCUACUGGCUGGAGAAGAGGGAGCGUGGCGCUGUAUACUGGGGUCGUGUCAACCGAUCACCCGUCACGAAGCCAUCUGUGAAGGGCCUGCAGUACACUGUGCUGAGGCUCAUCGAAGGAACCGAGUACCAGUUCAGGGUGGCAGCAUGCAAUGCUGCAGGAGUCGGACCGCCCAGCGAAGCCACUGAGUGCCGCUUUGCUGUGGAUCCAUGCAACCCUCCAAGCCCACCUGGAGACCUAGAGGUUAAAGACAAGACCAAGAGCAGUGUCACUCUCUCCUGGAGUCCGCCAGACAAAGAUGGCGGCAGCCCCAUCAAGGGUUACAUUAUUGAGGUCCAUGAGGAGGGCUCUCCUGAUUGGAGGAGGGUGAACCCCACUGACAAGCUCCACCCAUCCACCCAUAUCACUGUCCCCGACCUGAAGGAGGGAAAGAAGUGCAAGUUCAGGGUCUACGCCGUGAACACUGCAGGAAACUCUGAGCCCGCCAAGACGGCUGACAUCCUGGUUGAGGACAUCCUGAUUGAGCCAACAGUCACUCUGGAUCUGAGCGCUCACGACUUGCUGAACUGCAGAGCAGGAACCACCGUUAGGAUUCCCGCCACCAUCCAUGGACGACCUGUUCCCAAAGUCACCUGGACCUUUGACGGACCGGCCACUACAGAGAUGAAGAAUGAACUUCACACGCUGCCCAUUGACUCAGAGAUUCACUCCACUGACACCACCUCUGUGGUUGUCAUCCCCGAGAGCAAACUGAGCCACAGCGGCCGUUACAUCAUCAAUGCUGAGAGCCCUGCAGGACACAAAGUGGUCAAAGUCAGAGUCAAUGUGCUCGACCUGCCUGGAGCUCCUCGAGACCUGAAGGUGAGUGACGUGACAAGAGGAACCUGCAGACUCACCUGGAAACCUCCCAAAUGUGAUGGAGGAGAAAGAGUGAAGAGCUACUUCAUCGAGAAGAAGACUGUGGACGGCAAAGCCUGGACCAAGGUGAACCCGGCCUGCACUGCUCAGUCUCUGGUUGUUCCAGACCUGAUCGGGGGUGAGGAGUACCUGUUCCGCAUCAGGGCCGAGAACCGCUUCGGGUUAGGGCCACACACUGAGACCAUGGAGCCAUCCAAAGCAAGAGAUCCAAUCCAUCCUCCUGAUCCUCCAACCAGGCUGAAGAUCCAGGGUGUGAGGAAGGGCACAGUGACACUGACCUGGAAGGCUCCAAAGAACGACGGCGGUUCACCCGUAACUCACUAUAGCGUGGAUCUACUCUGCUGGGACGCUAGUGGCGCCCAGAAGGAGUCCUGGAGGAGGUGCAACAGGAGAGACGUGGACACCACCAGCUUCAAGGUGGAGGACCUGACAGAGGGAGAUGAAUAUGAGUUCAGAGUGGUGGCAUACAAUGCAGUCGGACCCAGCAGACCAUCAUGCACUGCUGGGCCGAUCCUCAUCCAGGACCAGACCUGCGCUCCGUCCAUUGAGCUGAAGGAGUUCAUGGAGGCUGAACAGGGCAGUGACAUCAGCAUUGUGGCCAAAAUCCGUGGCUGUCCAUUCCCCACACUUACGUGGUACAAGGCUCCACCCCACAAGUCCGAUGACAAGGUGGAGGUUCAGUACGACGAGCACAUCAACAAGAUUGUGUCGGACGACAGCUGCACGCUCCUGAUCCAGCAGGGCAAACGUCCAGACACUGGCCUCUACACACUCGUGGCCUCCAACAGCCUCGGAAAGGCCUCCAAGGAGAUGAGGCUCAACGUGCUCGGCCGGCCCGGUCCUCCCUCCGCUCCCAUCAAGUUCGAGGAGAUUGGAUCUGAGAAGAUCACACUGUCCUGGCUGCCGCCAAAGGAUGACGGCGGAUCCAAGGUCACCAACUACGUGAUCUGGAGGCGUGUGGCCAACAGGAAGACCUGGGUCCCCGUCACCAAUGAGCCCAAAGAACGAAUCUGGACAGUGGAACACCUCAUGGCAGGACACGAGUAUGUGUUCCGCAUCAUGGCCCAGAACAAGUAUGGAGUUGGAGACCCGCUGGACAGCGAUCCCGAGGUGGCCAGAGACCUCUACACCGUCCCCGGCCAGUGCGAGAAGCCAACUGUGACCAAUAUCACCAUGGACAGCAUGACCCUGAACUGGGAGGAGCCUGAGGAUGACGGCGGCACACCGAUCACUGGUUACUGGCUGGAGCGCAAGGAGACGACGGGCAAACGUUGGACCCGUGUCACCCGCGACCCCAUCCGCCCCAUGGGCAUGGGCGAGUCCUUCGUGGUGAGUGGUCUCAUUGAGGGCUCCCAGUACCUGUUCAGAGUCUCCGCCAUCAACGCUGCAGGGCCCGGACUCGCCAGUGUCCCCACAGAUCCCAUCUUUGCCAGAGACCCCAUCUCCCCACCCUCUCCUCCAACUCCAAAGGUUUCUGAUUGGACAAAAUCCACAGUUGACCUGCAUUGGAUCCCGCCUCUGAAGGACGGAGGCUCCAAGAUCCUUGGCUACUGGGUGGAGUACAAGGAGGAGGGCACCGAGGCCUGGGUCAAGGCCAAGGGGACAGAAAUCCGUGGCACCCGGUUUGUGAUCACUGGUCUGAAGACCGGCGGUCAGUACAGGUUCAGGGUGAUUGCAUUUAACGCUGCUGGUGACAGUGAGCCAGGCGAAGUCCCUGAGGUGCUUGAGGUCAAAGACAGAACCAUUGCUCCCGAGGUUGAUCUGGACGCCUCGGUGAAGGAGAGGAUGGUGGUCCAUGCUGGCGGGGUGAUCCGCAUCAUCGCCUAUGUAUCAGGCCAGCCGUCCCCCGAAAUCACCUGGACAAGAGACGGAGCGGCGCUGCCUCCCGAAGCCAAAGUGGAGACAACAGCCAUCAGUUCAUCUUUGGUCAUCAAACCUUGUGCUCGGAGGCACCUUGGUGUCUACACACUGACCGCCAAGAAUAUUGGUGGGGAGAAGACAAGAAACAUCACAGUGGAAGUUCUGGAUGUCCCCGGACCUGUCGGCAUCCCCUUCACCGCUGAGAACCUGAGCAGUGAGUCCUGCAAGCUCAACUGGUUCUUCCCCGAGAACGACGGCGGCUCUCCAAUCAGCAACUACAUCAUCGAGAAGCGUGAGGCCGAGCGUAAGGCCUGGACCUCAGUCUCCUUCACUGCUAGCAGACAGAAUGCCGUGGCUAGUGGCCUCACCACCGGCAAGGCCUACUUCUUCAGAGUGGCUGCUGAGAACGCCAUCGGCAUUGGACCCUUCGUAGAGACGGCAGCUGAGAUCAUUGUGAAGGAACCUAUGAGUGUGCCAGAUCGCCCCGAAGAACUGGAAGUCACCAAGGUCGCCAAGGAUUUGAUCAGCGUCACCUGGAAGGCACCCAAGUUUGACGGUGGCUCGGAGAUCACCAUGUACAUCCUGGAAGCACGUAUGAUUGGCAAAGAUAAGUUCACCCGACUGACAAAGGAGAAGCUGAUGGAGAGGAAGUACACCUACGAUGGCCUGAGGGAGGGCGACACCUAUGAGUUCAGGGUCAUCGCUGUCAACGACAUUGGACCCAGCAAACCGUCGUUCUGCACCAAGCCAAUCACCUGCAAGGACGAACUUGAGCCACCAACCAUUGAGCUGGAUUUCCGUGAUAAGAUCGUCAUCCGCGUUGGUGAGAGCUGCCUUCUGCAGGGUCGCUACACUGGCAAACCUUAUCCAUCCAUCAUGUGGUACAGAGAUGACGAGGAGCUGAAGGCCGACAAGCACGUCAUGUUCAAGAACACGCUGACAACCAUGUCGCUGGGCCUGAUGAAGGCAAAGCGUGAGCACAGCGGCAGAUAUGUGGUGGUGGUGGAGAACAGCACUGGAUCCAGGAAGGGAGUCUGCAACGUUACGGUUGUUGACCGUCCAACUCCUCCUGUGGGUCCGGUGAUCUUUGACGAGGUGCACAGGGAGUACAUGGUGAUCUCUUGGAAACCUCCUCUGGACAGUGGAGGUGUUGAAGUCUCCAACUACAUCAUUGAGAAGAGAGACACCAACAGGGACAUUUGGACCACGGUGACAUCUGCUUCCACCAAGACCACAUGCAAGAUCCCCAAACUGACUGAAGGGAGGGAGUACAUCAUGAGGAUCUCUGCUGAGAACAUGUACGGUAUCAGCGACCCUCUGGAGUCUGAGGAGAUGAGAGCCAAAGAUCUCUUCAGAGUCCCAGAGGCCCCUGAGAUGCCAACAGUCAGGGAGGUGUAUGCUACCAACGCCCUGGUGCUAUGGAACCGGCCUCGCGAUGGCGGGAAGCCCAUCACCAACUACAUCCUGGAGAAGAAGGAGCCCUCAGCCAAGAGGUGGUCUCGGGCCACCAGAGAGCCGCUGUACCCUGCUACUCAGUACAGAGUCCAGGACCUGGUGGAGGGCUGCGAGUACGAAUUCAGGGUGAUGGCUGAGAAUGAGUUGGGAACUGGAGACCCCAGUGUCCCCUCAAAACCCAUUCUUGCCAAAGAUCCCAUCGUGCCUCCAAGCCCUCCAGUGACCCCUGAGGCUUACGACAAGACCAAGGAUACUGUCAGUCUGAGGUGGAAGAUGCCUCGCCACGAUGGAAAGGGCCGGAUCUUUGGCUACCUUGUUGAGUACCAGCAUCCUGGCGCUGUGGAGUGGAAUCAGGCCAACAAGACCCCAGAGGAGUGCCCUGACCUCCACUAUGUGGUGACAGGCCUAACCGAUGGACAGGAGUAUCUUUUCAGGAUCUUCACUGUCAACGCCGCUGGCAAAUCUGACCCUGCCUACGUCAAGGAGACCAUCAAGGUUCAUGACAGACUGGAGGAGCCAGAGUUGCUGCUGGACGCCAACAUGGCACGUGACCACCUGGCCAUGCUGGGCACUGACAUCACCCUGAGUGCCACCAUCAAGGGUGUGCCGACACCCACCAUCAGCUGGAAGAAGGAUGAUGGAGACAUUCCAUCUCACGUCACUGUUGCUGUCACCGCCACUGGAAGCAAAGUCUUCAUCCCGAAGUGUGUCCGCCUUGACUCCGGCAAUUACACCAUCACCGCGGAAAAUGCUGCUGGGAAGAAAUCAGCCACCGUUGCCGUGCUGGUGUUGAACAAGCCCUCUCCUCCCAGAGACCUGGCGGUCUCUGAGGUGACCAGCGAGUCCGCCUACCUGACAUGGAAGGCUCCCGAGGACAACGGUGGUGCCAUAAUCUCCCACUACAUUGUGCAGAAGAAGGACGUGGCCGCUGAGCAGUGGGUGCCCGUCUCUGCAGCCAAUAAGAAACUGAGUCUGAUGGCCAUGUACCUGAUGGAAGGAAUCCAGUACCUGUUCAGGGUGGCAGCUGAAAACCAAUUUGGCAGGAGCGAAUAUGUGGUUACCAAGACACCCAUCAAGGCUAUCGAUCCUCUUUACCCUCCUGGUCCACCCAAGAACCUCCACCACACUGAUGCAGACAAGACGGAGGUGUGGUUGGCCUGGGAGUGGCCAGACCGCACCGGCGGAAGUGAAAUCACCGGCUUCAUUGUUGAGCACCAGGAAGAGGGUCAGACUGACUGGGUCACCUUCAAGACUGUCAUCAACAACCAUGCCCAUGUCACUGGUCUGGAAGAAGGCAAGACCUACCGCUUCAGGGCAAAGGCUCAGAACGCCAUUGGUGUGAGCCGUCCUGACACCAGUGUUCCCAUCACCUGCCAGGAGAAAACAUUGCCACCCACCAUUGACGUUGAUGUAAAGCUUAUUGAGGGUCUUGUUGUCAAGGCGGGCAGCACUAUUGUCCUCCCAGCCAAGAUGACAGGAAUCCCCGCUCCCACUGCCAAAUGGAUGACAGACGAUAAGGAGAUCAUGUCGGAGGGCCGCUAUCACAUUGAGUCCACUGAAUCCUCCACCAUCCUUAGUAUCCCUGAGUGCCAGAGAGGAGACACUGGAGAGUACAUCCUCACUGUGGCCAACACUUCAGGCAGCAAGACCGUCGCACUGCAUGUCACUGUGCUGGAUCUGCCAGGUCCACCCGUCGGACCCAUCAAUAUCUUGGAGGUCACACCUGAUCACAUGAUGAUCCAAUGGAGGGCGCCCAAGGAUGAUGGUGGUACACCUAUCACCGGCUAUAUAGUUGAAAAGAAGGAUGUGAAGAAGCCAUGGGAGCCCUGGUCUGUUGUUAGCUCCAGUGGCAUGGGCACCAAGGCCAAGGUGUCAAGACUGGAGAAGGGUCGUGAGUACAUUGUUCGUGUCCGUGCAGAAAACAAGAUUGGCAUUGGAGCUGGGCUUGAGAGUCCUCCCACUAUUGCCAAGCAUAUGUUCAACCCCCCUGGUCCUCCAGGCCUCCCAGAGUGCUCUGAUAUCACAGAAAAUGCUGUGACAGUGGAAUGGACUCUGCCUGAGUACGAUGGAGGUAGCCCCAUCAGCGGCUAUGUGAUUGAACGUAGAGAGAUGACAGGAAAGUGGAUCCGUGUCAACAAAACUCCUGUGCUGGACCUCAGAUACAGAGUCUCAGGCCUCUUUGAAGGCAACACCUACGAGUUCAGAGUGUUUGCUGAGAACGUUGCUGGCAUCAGUGAGCCUUCUCCCACCUCAGACCCCGUCAAGGCUGUCCGCGCCAUCACCAAACCUGGACCUCCUAGCAAUCUUAAGCUGAAGGACUGGAGCAAGUCCUAUGCUGACAUCUGCUGGACUAAGCCUACAAGAGAUGGAGGAAGUCCCAUCCUGGGUUAUGUAGUUGAGAUUCAGAAGACAGGAACUGCACAGUGGGACAGAAUCAACAAGGACCUCAUCAAGAUGUGUGCCUACAGAGUCCCAGGUCUUAUUGAAGGAAUGGAGUACAGAGUCCGCAUCAGAGCCACCAACAAGGUUGGAGACAGUGAACCCAAGGAGCUGACUGAAACCAUCUUGGCAAAAGACAUUUUGGUCCCCCCUGAGGUUGUUGUCGACGUUUCCUGCCGUGACUCUCUGACCGUCAGGGCAGGUCAGAUCAUUAGUUUGAUCACCAGGGUGAAGGGCAGACCUGACCCAGAGAUCACAUGGACAAAGGAUGCCAGAGCCUUGUCACGGGACAAGCGCACUAACAUUAACAACAACUAUCCUCUGUGUGAACUGGUCAUCGAUGAUGCAGUCAGGUCAGACUACGGUAAAUAUGCCAUUGUUGCCAAGAACAGUAGUGGACAGGCACAGGCCACUAUUAUUGUCAAUGUGCUGGACACACCAGGAGCUUGUCAGAACAUAAAGGUGGCCUAUGUGACCAAGAACUCCUGCAUGGUGUCAUGGGAGAACCCAGAGGACAAUGGAGGCACUGAGAUCACUCAAUAUGUUAUUGAAUGCCGUCAGCCAAGCCAGAGAGGAUGGACCGUGGUUUCCAAUGACUGUACCAAGCGUCUGAUAAAGGCCCCUCUGACUGAAGGCUGUGAAUACUUCUUCCGUGUCAGUGCAGAAAACAAGAUUGGUGCUGGUCCCCCCACUGAGACCAAGACAGCUAUAGUGGCAGUAGAUCCCAUUGAGAAGCCUGGUGAACCCAUUGACUUCCACAUCUCUGAGAUCGGCAAGACGUUUUGCUUCCUCAAGUGGAAGAAGCCAGAUUAUGAUGGAGGUAGCCGAAACCUGGGUUACCACGUUGAGAAGAAGCCAAAGGAAGCUGAGGAGUGGGAGAGACUACAUAAGGGUGCAAUCAAGGAGACUUAUUUCAUGGCUGACAGGUGCAUUGAAAACCAGAUCUACCAGUUCAGAGUUCAGACUAAGAAUGAGGGAGGUGAGAGUGACUGGGUGACCACAGCUGAGGUCCUGGUUAAGGAGCAGAUUGUGGAGCCUGAGAUCAAGAUAAAACUGGAUGGAACCCUUGUGGUCAAAGCAGGAGACUCCAUUCCUAUCGAGGCAAUGGUUAAGGGCAAACCCCACCCUGAUGUCAAAUGGACCAAGGAUGACAGCACAGAGGAGAUAAAGAAGACCUCUAGGCUUCAGAUCGAAACUGGCACCGACUUCUCAAAGCUGCUUGUUACAGGCAGCAGACGUACUGACAGUGGCAAAUAUGUUGUUACUGCCACCAACAGUGCAGGAACGUGCUCAGCUCACGCUAAGGUCAAUGUACUGGACAGACCCGGCCCCAUCAGGGAUCUCAAGGUGUCUGGUAUCACCAUUGACAGGUGCCAUCUGGCCUGGGAAAUCCCUGAGGACGAUGGUGGCUGUGAUAUUUACAACUACAUUAUUGAGAAAUGUGAGACCAAAAGAGGAGUCUGGUCUGUCCACUCCAACGCUGUCAUCACCAACAAAGCUAACGUUACCCGUCUCAUUGAGGGCAAUGAAUAUAUCUUCAGAGUCCGUGCUGAGAAUAAGAUGGGCCCUGGCCCUGCAGUGCAAAGUGGGUCCAUCCUUGCUGGCACCCAGUUUAGUGUCCCUGGCGCCCCUGACGCACCAGAGGUCACCAAGAUCUCCAAGGAGGAUAUGACUGUGCUGUGGUUAGAGCCUGAUAAAAGUGGUGGAAAGCCAAUCACAGGUUACCUGUUGGAGAAGAGGGAGGAGCAUGCUGUCAGGUGGUCCCCUGUCAACAAGGAUCCAAUCCCUGCAACUCACCUCACAGUUACCGGACUUCUACCCCUCCAUGACUACCAGUACAGAGUCAAAGCUGUCAAUGAAAUUGGCAUUGGUAGUCCAAGCAAGCCCUCACGUACCAUCACUGCCAAGGACACAGUCGAGCCUCCUGCACCUCCUACCAACAUGAAGGUCCUGGACAGCUCCAAGACUACCAUCACUUUAGGCUGGACCAAGCCUGUAUCAGACGGAGGAGCUCCCAUCAUCGGCUACGUUGUGGAGAUGAAGGUGCCGGAAACUGUCAAGAAAGGGGAAGAUGGUUGGAAGAGGUGCAACGUUGCGGCUCAGCUGGUUGUGUGCGAGUUCACAGUCUCAAGUCUGAAUGAGAAACUUGUGUACGAAUUCAGAGUGUCAGCUCAGAACCAGGUGGGCAUGAGCCUGCCCUGCAACUUGGAGGGAGCUGUGAUCCCAAGGGAGAUUCUAGAGGCACCAGAGAUUGACUUGGAUGCCAGCCUAAAGCAAGGACUGACGGUGAGAGCCGGCUGUCCCAUCAGACUCUGUGCCACCAUCAGAGGUAGACCACCUCCAAAGGUCACCUGGAGGAGGAUGGGCAUCGAUAACGUGGUCAGGAAGGGACGUGUCGACAUUAUUGACACCAUGACCUUCUUGAUCAUCCCCGACAGCACCCGCAAUGACUCCGGCAAAUACUGUUUGACUCUGCAGAGCACUGCUGGAGAGAAGGCUGUGUUUGUCAACGUGAAGGUUCUGGACACUCCAGGACCUGUGAUGAACCUGGAAGCCAGCGACAUCAAACAGACGUCAGCCAAGUUGUCCUGGAGCCCGCCUGAAAUUGAUGGUGGCAGUGAGAUCACUCACUACAUUGUUGAGAAGCGAGAGAUUGACCGCAAGACGUGGGCAGUCGUCAAGGCCGAAGUUGAGAUAGAUAAGAUUCCUUUCAAGGUCAACAAUCUAGUGCCAGGCACCGAGUACUACUUCAGAGUCACAGCUGUCAAUGAGUAUGGAUCCGGAGUUCCCAGGGUGUCACCCACCUCCUAUCUGGCCUCUGAUCCUGUCAGCAAGCCUGAUCCUUGUGAGAAGAUCGAGAUUCUGGAAAUCACCAAGAAUAGUGCAACGGUUGGCUGGGUGAAGCCCUUAAGAGACGGUGGCGCCAAGAUCGACGGUUAUGUGAUUGAGUACAUCGAGGUCAAACCUCCUCCAGAGCCUCCAGCACCAGUGGAGGUUCCAGAGGGAGAGGAAGCUCCUCCACCUCCUCCACCGCCUCCAGUAGUGGAGGAGGAAGAUGAGAAGGAGCCUGAGGAGGAGGCGUGGAAUGCCUACACUACUGUAAAGGGUUUGACUAUCAGUAUCAGCGGCCUGAAGGAGGGCAAGAGGUAUAAGUUUAGAGUGGCGGCCAAGAAUAUCAUGGGGAUGAGCUCAUUCACCGAGACCCGGGAGCCAGUGGAAAUCAAGGAACAGAUGUUGGAGCCAAAGAUUGUCAUGCCAGACAUGGUAAGUGCCAGAGCUGGAGCUAAGCUCAGGGUGGAGGCACUGAUUUCUGGAAAACCAAUCCCAACCUGCAAGUGGAUGCGCGGUGAGGCAGCGGUAGUCCCAUCCAGCCGUCUGGCUGUGCACCAGUCUGGCAAUAUGUGUGUCCUGAUCAUCAAGGAUGUGUCGAGGUUGGACAGCGGAGAGUACAGUCUGGUGGCUGAGAAUAGCUCUGCAAAGGUGGUCCAAGCCCUAAAGAUCGUCAUUAGAGACAUCCCUGGUCCUCCUGAGGGUCCUGUAGUGAUCAGCGACAUUGACUCAGAUGCUUGCUCUCUGUCCUGGAACAAACCGCUUGAGGACGGAGGCAGUAAGAUCACCCACUACAUUGUGGAGAAAUGUGAUGUGAGCAGAGGUGACUGGGUGAUGGCCGUCUCCUCCCCAAAGACUAGCUGCAGGCUGGGAAAACUCAUUCCUGGGAAGGAGUACGUGUUGCGCGUCCGUGCUGAGAACCGCUAUGGUGUAUCAGAUCCCACCCAGUCUGACAGGAUGGUCGCCAAGUUCCCCUUUGACGUUCCAAGUGAGCCUCUUAACUGCCGCAUCAACAAGACCAACAAGGACUGUAUGUUUGUGGCCUGGGACCAACCUGAGAGUGACGGCGGCAGCCCCAUCACAGGUUACUACAUCGAGCGUAAGGAGAGGAACAGCUUGCUGUGGGUGAAGGCCAAUGACACAGUCGUCCGCACCACAGAGUACCCAUGUGCCAGCCUCAUUGAGGGCCUGGAGUACACCUUCAGAGUAUCUGCCAUCAACCGUGCCGGUCAGGGCAAGCCAAGCAAGAAGACUGACUUUGUCACUGCCAGAACACCUGUUGACACACCAGGUAAACCAGAAGUCCUGGAUGUGACCAGGAACUCUGUCACUCUUGUUUGGACCCGACCCAAGAACGAUGGUGGCAGCAAGAUCAUCGGCUACUACGUUGAGGCCAUGCGGGUGCCGGGAGACACGUGGAUACGCUGCAACACCAGCAGCCAGAAUGUCCCAAGGGAGGAGUACACGGUAACAGGCCUGGAGAGAGACCUGCAGUACCAGUUCAGAGUCACUGCUAAAACUGCCGUCAACAUGAGCAAACCCUCUGAGCCAACAGACCCCAUCCUGGUCUGUGCUGAGAAUGUGCCACCAAGGGUGGAGCUUAACGCCAGGAUGCAGAAGGGUUUGAAGGUAAAGGCUGGAACCACAAUCCUGCUGGAGGCCGAAGUGUUUGGUAAGCCAAUGCCGAGAGUCACAUGGAAGAGAGGUGAUGACAGCCUGAAGUCAGCCGAAGGUCAAGUCCUCACACAGCACAGACAUAACUUCCAGUUGGAGAUGGCUGCAGUCACUAAGGAGCACACGGGAACCUACACCAUCCAUGCCGAGAAUGCUAGUGGAUCCAAGACUGCUGACAUCCAAGUCAUUGUCUUGGAUGUGCCUGGUCCUCCUGCCAGUGCCAAAUUCGUCGAGGUGUUUGCCACCAAUAUCAAGUUGUCCUGGGAGCCUCCACUAAAGGACGGUGACGCUCCCAUCACCAACUACAUUGUGGACAAGCGUGAGACCAGCAGAGCCAACUGGGCUCAAGUUGUUGCCAAGUUCAAGGGCGAAACCCUUGAGUUUAAUGUGGAUAAGCUGAUUGAGGGUCGUGAGUACCAGUUCAGAAUCCGUGCUGAGAACACGUGGGGAGUUGGAGACGCCCUCAUCACAAACCCUGUCGUCGCCAAGAACCCAUUCACUGUCCCUGGCCCAUGCGAGGCCCCAGUGAUCACAAAUGCGACUAAGGACCAGAUGACUGUGAGCUGGAAGGAGCCUGCUGAUGAUGGAAAGUCCACCAUCCUGGGUUACAUGCUGGAAAAGAAAGAAAGCAGGGAGAUGAACUGGACCAAGCUGAACAGGAAGCCCAUGAUAGAGAGGACCUUGGACGUCACAGGUCUCAUCGAGGGAACUGAGUAUGAGUUCAGAGUCAUUGCUGUCAACUUGGCAGGGCUCGGCAAACCCAGUGAGCCCUCUGCUGGCACCAUUGCACAGAAUCCUAUCACUCCUCCUGGCCCUGUGGUGAACCCCAGUGUAACAGACACCACCUCCAGUACCAUCAGCCUCACCUGGACUGCCCCUGCCAACGACGGUGGAAGCCCCAUCCUCGGAUACCUGGUGGAGUGCAAGAGGACUGACACCACAGACUGGAUCCGCUGCAACGUCCCCAGGAACCUGCAGGAGACCCACUACAUCAUCCAGAACCUCAUCUUCAAAGCAGAGUACCAGUGCCGCAUAACUGCCGUCAACAAGGUUGGCUUCAGCGAGCCCGUAGAAGUGCCUGGCAAACACGUUGCUAAGGACAUCAUUGUUCCUCCAGAGGCAGAACUGAGCGCAGAGUUGAAGGAAGGCCUGGAGCUGUGUGCUGGCGCCACCAUGAGGCUGCACGCCACCAUCAAGGGCCGCCCUAAUCCCAAGAUCACUUGGGCAAAGAUGAACACUAACAUCAAGGACCGCCAAGGCAUCAUCAUCAAGUCCACCACCACUGACACCACGGUGUUAGUGGACAAUGUCAACAGAUAUGAUGCUGGGAAAUACAUCCUGAACCUGGAGAGUGUGGCUGGCAUGAAGAUGUACACCAUCAUCGUCAAGGUUCUUGACACUCCCGGGCCACCAGUCAACUUGAUAGUGAAGGAGACAAAUAAGGAAUGCGCCUCCAUCUACUGGGAUGCUCCUCUAAUUGAUGGUGGCUACGAAAUCACCCACUACAUCGUGGAGAAGCGUGACACUGAGAGGAAGGCCUGGUCCAUGGUCUCCAACAAUUGCACCAAGACGUCUUCCAAGGUGCCAGACCUGCAAGCAGGACGGUCCUACUGCUUCAGAGUGUCAGCAGUCAACCAGCUUGGUGCUGGAGAGUACUGCGAGACGGCUGACUCUGUCAGAGCAACUGAGGAGCCUGGGCCUGUCAUGGACUUCAAGACCCUACUGGUUACUAAGGACUCUUGCACUCUAUGCUGGAAGAAACCCAUCACUGAUGGUGGCAGUCGCAUCAUCUGCUACGUGCUUGAGGUUCUCAACGGUGACGACAACUACAAGGAGCUAAUGAGGUCCAAGAACAUGCAGUACAGUGCCAAGGAUCUGGUGGAGGGCAAAGAGUACAAAUACAGAGUCAUGGCUGUGAAUGACGCAGGAGAGAGCUCUCCCAAGGAGCUGGCAGUAGUCGCCAAGGAUCAACUCAUUCAUCCCAGCUGUGACUUGAGGGACCUGCCCAACAUGUGCUACAUUGCCAAGGAGGGCAGUACAGUCCGUCUUAAGAUCCCAAUCAUUGGCAAGCCUACGCCCAAGGUCUCCUGGAAGAAGGGAGAAGACGAAGACCUGACAGACACUGGCCGUGUUUGUGCAGAGUCCUCUGCAGUCAACACCACCCUCCUAAUCAGAGACUGUAAGAGGAGUGAUGCUUCCAAGUACACCAUCACCCUGAGGAACAGUGCUGGAAGCAAGGAAUCCACCAUCUUCAUCAGGGUGGUGGGCAAGCCUGGCAUUCCUAUUGGACCCAUUAAGUUCAAAGAUGUUGCUGCUGAUGGUGCCACUCUGAGGUGGAAAGCUCCAAAGGACGACGGCGGCUCUGAGAUCACCAACUACACCCUGGACAAAAGGGACUCAAUCACCAACAUGUGGGUGACUGUCUCCUCUGCUGUGGAGACCAACAGCAUGAGAGUGACAGGUCUCCACGAGGGCACAGAGUAUAUUUUCAGAGUCUGUGCUGAGAACAAGUACGGUGUUGGAGAGGGACUCAAAUCUGAGCCCAUUGUUGCUAAACAUCCAUUCAAUGUUCCCGAUGCUCCUCCUCCACCUCAGAUCAUGAGCAUGCGCCAUGACUCUGCUUACCUGGCCUGGUCUGACCCCAGGAAGACUGGAGGAUCUCCCAUCACAGGCUACCAUGUUGAGUUCAAGGAGAGGAACAGUAUGUUGUGGAAGAGGUCAAGCCCAACUGCCUUGAGGAUGAAGGAACAUAAGGUAACUGGGUUGACUGAAGGUCUGGAGUACGAGUUUAGAGUCAUGGCCAUCAACCUGGCUGGCAUUGGCAGACCGAGUGCUCCCACCGAUCCACAGGUUGCCCUGGAUCCCAUUGAUACUCCUGGUAAACCUGAUGUAGUCAGCAUCACCAGGAGCACCGUGACCCUCCAAUGGACUGAGCCAGAGUUCGACGGUGGCCACAGGCUCACUGGCUACAUCAUUGAGAAGCGCGACUUACCUUCCAAGAUCUGGGUGAAGGCCAACAACGUGAAUGUUGUGGAUCCUGCCUUCACUGUCACCGAUCUACAAGAGGGCUGCAAAUACGAGUUCAGAAUCAGAGCAAAGAAUGCUGCUGGUGCUCUCAGCCCACCCUCCGAGCAGACAGACACUAUCAUCUGCAGGGAUGAAUACGCUGCACCAACCAUUAUCAUUGACACUCAUGUGAUGGAGGGUCUGACUGUCAGAGCUGGCGAUACUAUAGUCAUCACUGCUACAAGUAUUUUAGGCAAACCUGCCCCAACCUCAUGCUGGUCUAAGGGAGGGAAGUACUUUAAGCCCUCUGACAUUGUUAAUAUCGAGACCACUGCAACCUCCUCAACCCUGUCCAUCAAGUAUGCUGGCAGGAAGGACUCUGGCGAUUAUGUCAUCACUGCCAGCAACCCCUUCGGUGUGAAGGAGGAAACCGUCAAGGUGAAAGUUCUGGAUGUUCCUUCUGCUCCUGGACCCAUUGAAUGCAGUGGUGUCUCCUCCGAAAAGGUCACCCUGACCUGGACUGCUCCUACCGAGGAUGGAGGUUCCCCUAUCAAGUACUACACCCUGGAGAAGAGGGAGACCAGCCGCCUGCUCUGGACUAUCCUGGAAGAGAAGGUCAUCGACUGUCACUACGUGGCCAACAAGCUCAUCCAGGGCAAUGAGUACAUUUUCAGAGUCUCUGCCGUUAACCAGUACGGUACCAGCGAGGCAUCUCACUCCGAGCCAGUCAAGAUGGUUGAUAGAUUUGGUCCUCCUGGUCCACCAACUAAACCAGAGGUUGAGAAGGUUGAUGGGCAUUCAGCUACUGUGACCUGGAAGAGACCACCUGAGGAUGGAGGAAGUGACAUCACAGGAUACUGUGUUGAAAAGAAGGAGAAAAAGGCCAUGAGAUGGGUCAGGGCAUCCAAGAAAUCAAUUGCUGAGCUCAGCUAUGAAGUCACAGGACUCACUGAAGGAAUAGAGUAUGAGUUCCGUGUUCUUGCGGAGAACAGAGCUGGCUUUGGAGAGCCAAGUGAACCAUCUUUGCCUGUCAGAACGACAGUUGCUACCUAUGUGCCUGGACCUCCAGUCAACCCAAGAGUCACAGACACAACCAAAACCGCUGCCACUCUGAACUGGGGAAAACCUCUUGAUAAUGGUGGACUUGAAGUCACUGGAUAUGUGAUUGAGCACAAGAAAGAAGGAACAGAAGAAUGGGUUAAGGACACUCCUUCAUCUCCACUUAGGAUCACAGAGUUUGUCGUUCCUGGGCUGGAAACUGGUUCAAAAUAUCACUUCAGAAUUAGUGCUGUGAAUGCUAAAGGAGCAGGUGAACCAGCUGAAACUCAGGAACUGGUUGAGAUAGUGGAGCGUGCAACUGAGCCUGAUUUUGAGCUAGACGUUGAGCUGAGAAGAACCCUUGUUGUCAGGGCUGGCUGUUCCAUUCGCCUCUUUGUGCCAAUCAAGGGACGUCCUACACCUACAGUCACCUGGACCAAGGAGGGUGGUCCUGUCCCACGUGCCAUCAUUGACAGUACUGAGUCAUUUACAAUGCUGGUCAUCCCUGACAGUUCAAGGAUUGAUGGGGGUAAAUAUGAGCUUACCCUUGAAAACUCAUCUGGAAAGAAGAGUGCCCCUAUCAACGUGAGAGUUCUGGAUUCACCUGGACCUCCACAUAACUUAAAACCUGUCAAGAUUGAUAAGGAAAGCAUUACUCUUCAGUGGGAGAUGCCUCUCAUUGAUGGUGGAGCCAAGAUCACAAACUACAUAAUUGAGAAGAGAGAAUCAACACGCAAGGCUUUUGCUACUGUUAUUACAAAUUGCCCGACAACUUCAGCCUGUAUCUCCGACCUGGGUGAAGGCUGUGAGUACUACUUCAGAGUAUCUGCUGAGAAUGAGUAUGGUAUUGGUGAAGCAGUUGAAACCACUGAUGCAAUUCGUGCAUCCCAGGCACCAACUCAUCCAGAGAGUAUUAUUCCUACUGAUAUCACUAAGAACUCUGUGAGCCUGGCUUGGACCAAACCCAAACAUGAUGGUGGAAGCAGAAUCACUGGAUAUGUCCUUGAAGCCCAGAAGAAGGGAACUGAUCAGUGGGCCCAUGUAACAACAGUCAAGACCAUGGAUUUCACAGUAAAGAAUCUCAAUGAGAAUGAGGAGUACAUUUUCCGCGUAAUGGCUGUCAACCAUUCAGGUAGAAGUGCUCCACGUGAGAGUAAACCCAUUGUUGUAAAGGAUUCUACUUCCCUGCCUGAGUUUGACCUGCGUGGUGUAUGUCAAAAGACUGUUAUUGCCAAGGCAGGAGAUGACAUCAAGGUUGAAAUUCCAGUUAUGGGGCGACCUAGACCAACUAUCCAUUGGCAGAAGGAUGGCGCAGCCCUAAAGCUCACACAGAGAACCAAUGUGGAGACCACUUCAGCUACUGCUAUCCUCAGUAUCAAUGAAUGUACCAGAGGAGACAGUGGUGUAUACACUAUGACAGGAAAGAACAUCGUUGGUUCUGUGACAGACAACAUCAUUGUCAAAGUACAUGAUGUUCCUGGGCCACCCAAAGGACCAAUUAAGAUUGUGGAGAUAUCUCGUACCUAUUGCAUAUUUGCAUGGGACACUCCUGAGAAUGAUGGAGGUGUUCCCAUCAACAAUUAUGUGAUUGAGAUCAGAGACACCACUACUCAGACAUGGACAGAGCUGUCUUCCACAAUCAUCCGUACCAUGUUCAAAGCCAUUCGUUUAACCACUGGAUCAGAGUAUCAGUUUAGAGUAAAGGCUAAGAACAGAUAUGGUGUUGGACCUCCCAUCACUUCAGAGGCAGUGGUGGCUGCCUAUCCAUUCAAAGUCCCUGGACCUCCUGGUACGCCUAAUGUUGUUGCAUUCACCAAGGACUCAAUAACAAUUGGCUGGAAUGAGCCGGUGUCUGAUGGUGGAAAUGAAGUCAUUGGAUAUCAUGUUGAGAGGAAAGAAAGAAACAGCAUCGUGUGGCAUAAGAUCAGCAAGAGUGUUGUGAAGGGAAACAUCUUCAAAUCCUCUGGGCUGGAAGACGGAGUUGCCUAUGAAUUCCGUGUCAUGGCUGAAAACAUGGCUGGAAUUGGUAGGCCCAGCAAAGCCUCAGAAGCAAUACUGGCCUUAGACCCUGUAGACCCACCAGGUCAGCCCAUGCCUAUAUUUGUCAACAAGAAUGUCAUCACUAUUCAGUGGACAAAACCUGAGUAUGAUGGUGGCUUCAAAAUCACUGGCUACACAGUGGAGAAGAGAGAACUUCCUGCUGGACGCUGGAUCAGAGCCAACUUCACCAACAUCAUUGACACAACAUUCACUGUCAGUGGGUUGACUCAAGAUGCCUCCUAUGAGUUCCGUGUCAUAGCCAGAAACUCAAUAGGUGCAGUAAGUGUUCCUUCUGACCACUCUGACCCAAUUACCUGCAAAGAUGACAUUAUUGAGCCACGCAUCAUGGUUGAUGCCAUCUUUAAGGAUGUUGUUCUGCUGAAGGCAGGGGAGUCUUUCAAACUUGAUGCUGACAUUGCUGGUCAACCAACCCCAUCCAUGGUAUGGACCAAGAAUGGAAAAGAGGUUGAGAACACAAUGAAACUAGACGUUAAGUUCACAGAACUGACAACCACACUGACCAACAAGGACUCUGUCAGAACAGACGGAGGAGAAUUUGUUUUGACUGCCACUAAUGUUGGUGGAUUUUCUAAGCACAUCUUUAAAGUUAAAGUACUUGACAGACCUGGACCACCAGAAGGACCUCUUAAGGUAUCAGAUGUCACAGCAGACAAUUGUGUAUUGGCAUGGGCCCCACCUCCAGAUGAUGGUGGUGCCCCGAUCGAAGGAUACAUUAUACAGAAACGUGAAUCAAGCAGACUGGCUUGGACCAAUGUCGCUUCAGACCUGCAAGUUACACAACACAAGGUGACCAAGCUGCUCAAAGGAAAUGAAUACAUCUUCAGAGUUAUGGCAGUAAAUAAAUAUGGCCAGGGCGAGCCGCUUGAUUCCGAACCUACUAUUGCAGACAACCCAUACGUGGUUCCCGAUCCUCCAGAGUCUCCUGAGGUGACAGCUGUCACUAAAGAUUCAAUGAUUGUUAUGUGGCAAGCACCUAAGAGUGAUGGUGGAACCCCCAUCACCCACUACAAUGUUGAAAGAAAAGACAAAAUUGGCCUCCGCUGGGUCAAAUGCAAUAAGAGGAAGGUCAAAGACCUACAGUUCAAGGCAACAGGUCUUGUCAAUGGACAUGAAUAUGAAUUCAGAAUAAUUGCUGAGAAUGCUGCUGGAUUGAGUGCACCAAGUAUUGCCAGUCCAUUCUACAAGGCUACUGAUGCACUGUACAAGCCAGGGGCUCCAUGCAACCCCAGAGUCUUAGACACAACCAAGUCCUCAAUUACUGUUGCCUGGAACAAACCUGUGUAUGAUGGUGGCUCUGAUAUCACUGGCUACAUUGUGGAGACCUGCAUCCCAUCUGAAAAGGAAGAGGAGGAGGAGUGGACCAUUGCAACACCCAAACAAGGGCUCCUUGCCACCUCAUUCACCAUUAUCAACCUGAAAGAGAACCAGGAGUACAAGAUUAACAUCUCUGCUGUGAACGAUGAAGGAAUUGGAGAGGCAGCAUCUGUACCUGGAAAUCCCAAGGCAGAGGACAGGCUCUUACCACCUGAGAUUGAUGUGGAUGCUGAGCUCCUGAAAGUUGUUACCCUUAGAGCUUGCUGCUCACUUAGACUAUUUGUGCCCAUGAGAGGCAGACCAGCUCCUCAGGCUAAAUGGACCAAAGGGGAUGGUGAGCACAUUGAGAGGGCCACCAUUGACAGCACAACGUCAUACACAUCACUUGUAAUUGAAAAUGUCAACAGAUUUGAUAGUGGAAAGUAUAACCUUACAGUCGAAAACAGCUCGGGCUCCAAGACAUUUACAGUCCAAGUCAGGGUGCUUGACACACCAAGUGCCCCACAGAAUCUGAAGAUUUCUACUGUAACAAAAGAAUCUGUCACUCUGACUUGGGAUCCACCACUGAAUGAUGGAGGAGUUAAGAUUAAGAACUACAUUGUUGAAAAGCGAGAGUCCACAAGGAAAGCAUAUGCCACAGUCAGCGCUAUGUGCCAUCACACCACCUUUACAGUUGACCAACUCCUUGAAGGAUGCAACUAUUACUUCAGAGUUUUGGCUGAGAAUGAAUAUGGCAUUGGCCUGCCCAUUGAGACUGGUGAAUCAGUUAAAGUGUCUGAGAAACCACAGCCACCCGGCAAAGUCACUCUUAAGGAUGUUACAAAGAACAGUGUCACCCUCUGCUGGGAGAAACCAGAACAUGAUGGUGGUAGCAGAGUGGGCUGUUAUGUUAUUGAGGUCCAGCCUAAAGGUGAUGAUAAGUGGACACAAGCUUUGAUUGUGAAAGAAACAGAAGCUACCAUUAGUGGGCUCAAGGCAGGCGAAGAAUACAUGUUCCGUGUGGCAGCAAGAAAUGAGAAGGGAACAAGUGACCCACGUCAAAUUGGUGUGCCUGUGAUUGUUAAAGAUCUUGUGAUCGCACCAGUUGCCAAAAUGCUGUUUACCACAUUUAGUGUGUUGGCAGGUGAAGACCUGACAGUAGAGGUCCCAUAUGUUGCACGUCCCAAAGCAGCUGUCUCCUGGGUAAAGGAUGGCGUGCCUCUGAAGAGAACUACUAGAGUAAACUUUGGUGCAACAGAAACAUUGCUGAAUCUCACCAUAAAAGAGGCUUCCAAAGAAGAUGUUGGACACUAUCAUAUUACUCUCAGCAACACAGCAGGAGAGACAACAGCAGACAUUGGCAUUGUUGUUCUUGACAAACCUGGUCAACCAGGUGGUCCAGUUAAGGUGGAGGAAGUCACCUCUGACAGUGUAACCAUCUCCUGGAACCCACCAGAGUAUGAUGGUGGGUGCACAAUCAAAAACUACAUUGUGGAGAAGAGAGACACAUCCACAACUAACUGGAUGGUUGUUUCUCCUAACCUUGCAAGGACUAAAAUCAAGGCAGGCAGGUUGAAGACUGGCUCUGAGUAUCAGUUUAGAAUCACAGCAGAAAACAGAUAUGGAAAAGGGCACGCUCUUCUAUCAGCAUCUAUUACGGCUCAAUAUCCAUAUAAGCUCCCAGGACCACCAGGAACACCUUCCAUUGCAGCCUGUACCAAGGACAGCAUGAUGGUGACAUGGAAUGAACCUGUGAAUGAUGGUGGAAGCACUAUCUUGGGCUACCAUCUUGAGCGCAAAGAAAGAAACAGCAUCCUGUGGGUCAAAUUGAACAAGUCUCUUAUUACUGAUCAAACCUUCAAGACCACUGGCCUAGAACCAGGAAUGGAGUAUGAAUACAGAGUUUAUGCUGAAAACAUUGUUGGAAUAGGCAAAGUGAGCAAAGUGUCUGAAGGCCACAUUGCUAGAGAUCCUUGUGAUCCUCCUGGCACCCCUGAGGCAACAAAGAUUACUAAGGACUCUGUGACCAUUGUUUGGACCAAGCCUGAGUAUGAUGGUGGUGCCAAGGUUACAGGCUAUAUUGUGGAAAAGAAGGAGCUGCCGGAAGGUCGUUGGGUAAAGGCUAAUUUCACUAAUAUCAUAGAGACAGAAUAUGUUGCUACAGGCCUUGUACAGGACAGUCAGUAUGAGUUCCGUGUCAUUGCCAGAAAUGCUGCUGGUGUUUUCAGUCUCCCCUCUUACAGCACUGGUCCUAUUACUGCCAAGGAUGAGAUUGAGCCACCACGCAUCAGUAUUGACCCAGAAUACACACAGACUAUUGUGGUUAAUGCCGGAGACAACUUCAAGAUUGAUGGAGAUGUUCAUGGCAAACCAUUGCCCUCGAUCCACUGGAUGAAAGGAGAACAUGAGCUGGGAAACACUAUUCAUAGAGAUAUAAAGAACACACCCACCAAAGCUUGUAUCACUGUAAAGGAAGCUAAACUUUCUGAUGGAGGCCAAUACACUCUGCUGUUGAAAAAUCCAGGAGGAGAGAAGUCUGUGCACAUCAAUGUGGUUGUUCUAGAUAAACCUGGAGAACCAUUUGGACCUCUUGCUGUAACUGGAAUAACUAAAGAGCAAUGUUGCCUUGCAUGGAAACCGCCUCUGCAAGAUGGUGGCAGCAAGAUUUCUCACUACAUUGUGGAGAGGAGAGAGACAAGCAGAUUAGUAUGGACUGUUGUUGACCCAAAAGUGGAGAAUACUUGUCUAAAGGUUACUAAGCUCUUGGAAGGAAAUGAGUACAUUUUCAGAGUCCAUGCUGUCAACCAGUUUGGUGUGGGUGCAGCACUUGAGUCUGAUGCUGUCAUGAUCAAAGAUCCAUACCUGACCCCUGGAUCACCCAAGGGCUUAGAGAUUUCAGAUAUUAAAAAGGAUUCCAUGGUGCUCACCUGGGAGGCUCCCUCUGAAGAUGGAGGCAGUCCUAUCACUAAGUAUAUCAUUGAGAAACAUGACAAAGAUGGUGUAAGAUGGACCCGAUGCAACAGGCAAGAAGUCUCUGACUUGACCUUCAAGGUCACUGGACUCCUAGAAAGCCAUAGUUAUGAAUUCAGAGUUGCAGCUGAGAAUGCUGUUGGAGUUGGUGAGCCAAGCCCCCCAACUGCAUUCUACAAAGCUCUUGAUCCUAUCUUUAAGCCUGGCCCACCACAACAUCCAAGAGUUAUUGACACAACAAAAACAUCAGUAUUCCUGUCAUGGAGCAAGCCGGACUGUGAUGGUGGCUGUGAGAUUCAGGGAUAUAUUGUUGAGUGCUGCACUACCAAAGAGCCAGCAGUACCAGCUGAGGCCCCUGCUGAAGCCACAGCUGAAGAAGCACCUACCAUAGAUGCACCUGCUGAGGAAUGGAUAAUGUGCACACCACCAACGGGUAUCAAGAAGACCAAGUUUGACGUUGUAAACCUGAAAGAAAAUCAGGCAUACAAGUUCAGAAUAUGUGCUAUCAACAAGGUUGGAAUUGGUGAGAAUGCUGAUGUUUCUGGAGUUGUUGUGACCCAUGACAGAACUGAAGAGCCAGAUCUUGACAUUGACCCAGAACUGAGAAAGAUUGUGACCAUUAAAGCUGGAGCUUCCCUUAGACUGUUUAUUCCAAUCAAAGGAAGGCCCACUCCUACCAUCAAGUGGGACAAAGAUGAUGUUGCACUUAAAGAGGCUGCUCAGGUUGAGGUGACCAGCAGUUUUACAGCCCUUGUAAUUGACAAGAUGAGCAGAAAUGAUAGUGGAAAAUACACGGUCACUGCAGAGAACUCCAGUGGAACUAAAUCUGCAUUUGUUGUUGUCCGUGUUCUUGACACACCCAGUGCUCCUGUUAACCUGAAAGUGAAGGAAAUUACAAACCAGUCAGUGACACUGGCAUGGGAACCACCUCUGUUAGAUGGUGGGUCCAAGAUCAAGAACUACAUUGUGGAAAAGAGAGAAACCACACGCAAAACAUAUGCAGCUGUGGUAACAAAUUGCCAUACUCUUUCAUGGAAGAUAGAUCAACUCCAGGAGGGGUGCAGUUACUACUUCAGAGUCCUUGCUGAGAACAUACAUGGUGUUGGUCUGCCUGCAAUAACUGUCGACCCUCUGAAGGUCUCAGAGGUACCCCAGUCCCCCAAGAGCUUGACUGUUACAGACCAAACCAAGACAAGCAUCUCUUUGGCCUGGGAGAAGCCAGACUAUGAUGGUGGUAGCAGAGUCAUGCAGUACUUGCUCGAGGUGCAGGUUAAGGGCCAUGACAAAUGGUCUGGUGUUAACACAUACAAGACAAUGGAGACUAAAGUUACUAACCUGAACCCAGGAGAGGAGUAUCUGUUCCAAGUUACAGCAAUCAACGAUAAGGGUAAAAGUGACCCCAAAGUCCUUGCUGGCCCAGUCAUGACCAAGGACUUAGUCUUUGAGCCAGAUGUUCGACCAGCUUUCAGCAACUAUAGUGUCCAUGUGGGCAAAGACCUGAACGUUGACAUCCCCAUCUUUGGACGCCCUAAACCAACGGUAAAAUGGACAAAAGAUGGAGCUCCUUUGAAGUACACUACCAGAGUCAACAUUAUCAAUACACCAACACAUACAACACUGAGCAUUAAGGAGGCAGCAGGUGAUGAUGGUGGCAUGUACAGUAUAAAUGCAGCCAACUCAGCUGGAAAGAAGGACACAACAGUUGAAAUUAUUGUACUUGACAAGCCUGGGCCUCCAUCUGGCCCUGUGAGGUUUGAUGAAGUCACAACACAGACUGUAACUAUUUCAUGGGACCCACCAAAACACAAUGGCGGUUGCCAAAUUUCAAACUACAUUGUGCAGAAGAGAGAUACUACAACAACAACAUGGGAAAAUGUCAGCAUUAACUGUGCCAGAACCACAAUCAAAGUGCCAAGGCUGAAGACUGGAGCAGAAUACCAAUUCAGAAUCAUUGCCCAGAACCGCUUUGGCAAGAGUCAUGGUCUGGAUUCAUCUGCUGUGGUCGCUCAGUACCCAUACAGAGAGCCUGGCCCACCAGGCACUCCUUUCAUCUCUUCUCUCUCUAGAGACCACCAGAUUGUUGAGUGGCAUGAGCCUGUCUCAGAUGGAGGCAGCCCUGUCCUUGGCUACCAUCUAGAAAGGAAAGAGAGGAAUAGUAUUCUCUGGGUCAAGAUCAACAAGAUACUUAUUCAUGAGACUAGUUUCAAGAGUCAUCCCUUGGAAGAGGGUAUUGAAUAUGAAUACAGGGUUUAUGCUGAAAAUAUUGUUGGCAUUGGCAGGUGCAGUAAGGUCUCAGAGGGCUGCAGUGCCCGUGACCCAUGUGAUCCUCCUGGCACACCAGAGGUCAUCCAUGUGACCAAAGAUACCAUUGUCAUUCAGUGGACUAAACCUGAGUAUGAUGGUGGCAGUAACAUAACUGGCUACAUUGUGGAGAAGCGGGAUCUGCCAGAGGGUCGGUGGGUAAGGGCAAACUUCACUAACGUGAUUGAGACCAAGUUCACUGUCACUGGUCUGACUGAAAAUGCACAGUAUGACUUUAGAGUCAUUGCUAAAAAUGCUGUCGGCACCAUCAGCAAGCCGUCCUACAACAGUGGACCAAUCACUGCAAGUGAUAAAAUGGAAGCACCCAAGUUCUCCAUUGACCCCACAUUCACCAAGACUAUUGUCAUCAAUGCUGGAGAGACAUUCAAGCUAGAUGCAGAUGUCCGUGGCAAGCCACUUCCUUCAAUCCAGUGGUUCAAGGAUGGACAUCCAAUUGAGAAUACACUCAGACUGGAGGUCAGAAACACAGAAAACCAUGCAAUGAUUGUCAUUAAGGACGCGGUCAGAAUUGAUGGCGGAAAUUACACGCUACAGCUUACAAAUGAGGCUGGUACUGAAACUGUUCCAUUCAAGGUUGUAGUACUGGACAGGCCUAGCGCAUGUGAAGGACCCCUUCGCAUUACAGGGGUUGCUGAGGAUAGAUGCACACUGGUAUGGCUUGCCCCUCUACACGACGGAGGUAGUCCCAUUACACGCUAUAUCAUUGAAAGACGAGAGACCAGCCGUCUAGCUUGGACUGUUGUUACUAACAGUUGUGACAACACAUGCUAUAAAGUCACCAAAUUGCUGGAAGGCAAUGAGUAUAUGUUCCGUGUAAUGGCAGUUAACAGUUAUGGUGUCAGUGAGCCAUUGGAGUCUGGUGGAGUGAUCAUGAAGACUCCAUUUGUUCUUCCUGGUCCACCUCACAUUGAGGAUAUAUCCAGCAUUGCUCAUGAUGGCAUGACAGUCACUUGGUCUGCCCCGGAAAGUGAUGGUGGCAGUGAAAUCACCAAUUAUAUUAUUGAAAAGAAGGAUAGAGCUGGAAUUAAAUGGACCAGAUGCAACAGGCAGAAGGUCACUGAUCUCUCCUUUAGAGCUACAGGCCUAACCACUGGCCAUGAGUACGAGUUCAGAGUGGCUGCUGAGAAUGUAGUUGGAGUGGGAGAGCCAAGUCUUCCAAGUUCAUUCUACAAGGCCUGUGAUCCAAAGUACAAACCUGGGUCCCCAGCAUAUGUGCAUGUAAUUGACUCAACAAAGAGUUCCGUUACAGUUUCAUGGGGUAAGCCUCUGUUUGAUGGUGGCAGCGCCAUUCAAGGAUACAUUGUUGAAGUCUGCAAGGCUGAAGAGGAGGAAUGGACCAUGGUAACUCCCCCCACUGGCCUGCGCGUCAACAAAUAUGAAAUUACCAAACUUACUGAGGCUCAGGAGUACAAGAUCCAGGUGUGCGCUCUGAACAAACUUGGAGUUGGUGAGCCAGCUGUUCUCUCAGGAACAGCUAAGCCAGAAGAAAGGGUGGAGCCACCAGAGAUCCACUUGGACUCUGAGCUGAGGAAGGGUAUUAUUGUGAAGGCUGGAGGGUCUGUUAGAAUCCAUGUUCCAUUCAAGGGCAGGCCGACCCCUGAGAUUAAAUGGACUAAGGACGAGGGAGACCUGACUGAAAAGGCAGUGGUUGAGAAGGCUCUCAACUUCACACAGCUGUCCAUUGACUCAUGUGACAGGAGCAACUCAGGAAAAUACACUCUGAGCCUAACCAACAGCAGUGGCACUGUGUCUGAGUUGGUUUCUGUUAAAGUCCUGGAUACACCUGGGGCCCCACAUAACCUUGUGGUUAAAGAUGUCAAAAAGGACUCUGUCACUCUUGUAUGGGAUGCACCACUGGUUGAUGGAGGUUCUAAAAUUAAGAACUAUGUCAUUGACAAACGUGAAUCAACCCGCAAGGUGUUUGCAAAUGUGUCCACAAAAUGCACCAAGACAACAUUCAAAGUUGAGAACCUGGUUGAAGGCGCUAUGUACUACUUCAGAGUCAUGGCUGAGAAUGAUUAUGGAAUUGGUCAGGGUGUUGAAACAAAGACAGCUACCAAGGCCUCUGAGGUACCUCUUCCAGUUGGAAAAGUCCUCCUCACUGAUGUCACCAAGACCACUGCCUCACUGACUUGGGAGAAACCUGAGCAUGAUGGAGGCAGUAGAAUUAGUGGCUACCUAAUUGAGAUGCUGCCCAAGGGAACAGAUAAGUGGGGAGUUGCAACAAAUACAAAGACAUGCGAGGGCACUGUCACAGGCCUCACAAGUGGAACAGAGUACUUAUUCCGUAUCAUUGCUUACAAUGAGAAGGGAAAGAGUGAGCCAAAGGCACUUGCUGCACCUGUUGUUGCCAGUGACAUGACCAUGGAGCCAAGUAUUAACGUGCAAUUCAACACUUACAGUGUUUUAUCUGGAAAAGAUCUGAAGUUGGAGUUCCCUGUGCAUGGCAGGCCCAAACCCAGAGUCACCUGGACCAAGGAUGGUCAGCCUCUUAAGGUGACAACCAGAGUCAGUGUGUUUAACACUCUAACAACAACAGGAAUUCAGAUUACUGAGGCAAGCAAGGAGGACUUCGGCAAAUACUCCAUUACAGCAGCCAAUACUACCGGCACAGCCACUGAGGAAGUGGGUAUCAUUAUUCUUGAUAAACCUGGUCCACCAAAAGGUCCAGUUAAGGUUGUUGAAGUGAGCAAUACAUUUGUCCAUCUCUCCUGGGAGCCCCCAGAGUACACAGGUGGAUGCCAGGUAAAGAACUAUAUGGUGGAGAAGAGAGACACCACCACCCAAACAUGGCAAUCCGUCACCACACAGCUUGCUAGAACAGCUUUAAAAGUCACCAAGCUGAAGACUGGUGCAGAAUACCAGUUCAGAAUCAUAGCUGAAAACAGAUAUGGAAAGGGUGUGCCUUUGGACUCCAAGGCCAUUACUGUUCAGUAUCCAUACAAACCACCAGGGCCCCCCGGAACACCACAUAUCAAAGCUGCAACAAAGGAGAUGAUGGUCAUUGAAUGGAAUGAGCCAGUUAAUGAUGGUGGAAGUCCAGUUAUUGGUUACCAUCUGGAAAGCAAGGAGAGAAGCAGCAUCCUGUGGAUCAAACUGAACAAGACUCUCAUCACCGAUACAGAGUUCAAGACCUGCAAUCUUGAGGAGGGUAUUGGAUACGAAUUCAGAGUGUAUGCUGAAAAUAUUGUUGGAAUUGGCAGAUGCAGUAAAGUGUCUGAAUCCUUCGUUGCUCGUGACCCAUGUGAUCCCCCUGGUGCUCCUGAAGCUGUAACUAUUUCUAAGAACUCAAUCAAGAUUCAGUGGACUAAGCCUCAUUAUGAUGGUGGCAGCAAAGUAAAUGGAUAUAUUGUUGAGAGGAAAGAUCUUUCCUCCCCUGAGGGGCGUUGGGUAAGAUCUAACUUCACUAAUAUAAUGGAGACUGAGUAUUCUGUCACUGGUCUGACAGAGAAUGAACAAUAUGAAUUCAGAGUUAUUGCCAGAAAUGCAGCUGGUGUCUUCAGUGAGCCAUCUGACAGCUCUGGACCUAUUACUGCUACUGAUGAAAUUGAACCACCAAGGGCCUCAAUGGAUCCUAAAUACAAGGAUGUCAUUGUUGUCGAUGCUGGGGAAAACUUGCUUCUUGAUGCAGACAUCCAUGGCAAACCAGUUCCUGAUGUUGUCUGGCUAAAGGAGGGCAAAGAAAUGGAUAAAGCCCUGCGCAUUGAAGUGAAAACUACACACAAACGUGCAGCCAUGACCAUUAAGGAUGUAACCAAGCUUGACAGUGGCCACUAUGACCUUGUCCUCAAAAAUCUGGGUGGUACAAAAACAUUCCCUAUCACUGUCAAAGUUCUUGAUAAACCAGGUAAACCCACUGGACCCAUGAAAGUGACAGGUGUUAUGGCUGACAGGUGCAUCCUUGCCUGGGCUGAGCCAACUCUGGAUGGUGGGGCUAGUAUCACUCACUAUAUCUUGGAGAAGAGAGAGACUAGCAGGUUGUCCUGGAUGGUGGCUGCAACUGAAAUCAAGGGUCUGUACUUUAAAUUAACAAACUUGCUCCCUGGAAAUGAAUAUAUUUUCAGAGUAAGGGCUGUCAAUAAAUAUGGUGUUGGUGAUUAUCUUGAAAGUGAACCUAUCAUUGCACGCAAUCCUUACAAGCCACCUAGUGCUCCUGGAACUCCAGAGGCAAGUCAGAUUAAAAAGGACUCUAUGGUUUUGUCAUGGACCAUUCCAGAACAGACUGGUGGAGCUGACAUUGAAGGCUACCACCUUGAAAAACGCGACAAAGACGGUGUGAGGUGGACAAAGUGUAACAGACAAAAACUGACUGACACCCACUUCAAGGUCACCGGUCUGCUUACAGAUCACUUCUAUGAGUUCCGUGUUGCUGCUGAGAAUGAGGCUGGAAUGGGAGACCUCAGUGAAUUGUCCCUAUUCUACAGAGCAUGUGAUGCCACAACACCACCUGGACCUCCACACCAUCCUAAGGUGACAGACUACACAAAGUCUUCUGUGUCUCUAUCCUGGGGCAAACCUGAUUUUGAUGGUGGUGCUUACAUCAAGGGCUACAUUGUUGAAAUGAGGGAGUAUACACCAGAACCAGAAUCAACAGAGGAGGCAGAAGUAGCACCAGCAGUAGAGGCACCAGCUGAAAAGGAAUGGGCCAUGUGCACUCCACCCGCUGGCAUUCAAGCCACUAAACUAACUAUCACAGACGUAAAGGAGGGUGAAGAGUAUCAGUUCCGCGUCUGUGCCAUCAACUCUGAGGGAGUAGGAGAGGCUGCUAAUAUCCAUGGGACUGUGGUUACAUCUGACAGGUUGGAAGCACCUGAGAUGGAGCUGGAUGCUGAACUCAGAAAGGUGGUAUCUGUCCGUGCUGGUGGAACUCUGCGUCUGUUUGUCACCAUCAGAGGACGGCCUGAACCUACUGUGAAAUGGGAGAAGGUUGAGGGUGCUCUUACAGAUCGUGCUGCCAUUGACACCACCAGUUCAUACACCAUGCUUGUCAUUGACAGUGUUAACCGCUUUGACAGUGGCAAAUACUCACUGUCAUUGGAAAACAGCAGUGGCACAAAAUCUGCCGUUGUAGCAGUGAGAAUUCUGGAUACACCAAGUGCACCACAGAACUUUGCUGUGAAGGAGCUCAAGAAGGACUCUGUGACUCUUGCCUGGGACACUCCACUCACAGAUGGUGGUUCGAAAAUCACAAACUACAUUGUAGAGAAGAGAGAGUCUGUCAGGAAGGCCUUUACUACUGUAACCAGUAACUGCACAGCUAACUCGUUCAAGAUUGAAGAGCUGCCUGAGGGUGGCACUUUCUAUUUCAGAGUCUGUGCUGUUAAUGUAUAUGGCCAAGGACAGAUGGUAGAAACCAAAGAAGUCAAAGUGUCUGAUGUACCUCUGCCACCUAACAAGGUCACUGUCGUGGACAUGACAAAGAACAGUGUGUCACUGGCAUGGGAAAAACCUGCUCAUGAUGGUGGAAGUAAAGUAAUAUGCUACAAUGUAGAAUUUAAGCCUAAGAGUGGAGAUAAAUGGGGUACAGCAUGCACAGUCAAGGUGCCUGAGGCAACUAUUCCCAAUCUGACUCCUAAUGAAACAUAUUUAUUCAGAGUUCUUGCAAUCAAUGAGAAGGGAAAGAGUGAGCCAAAAGAUCUUGGUUUGCCUGUGGUUGCAAAGGAUGUUGGAAUUGAGCCGUCUAUCCAAUUACUAUUCACCACAUACAGUGUGAAGGCUGGAGAUGACCUCACUAUUGAGAUCCCAGUAAGAGGCAGGCCUAAGCCUGUUGUAUCCUGGAAGAAGGAUGGCCUUCCUUUGAAGCAAACAACAUCAGUGACCAUCUUAAACACGGCAACCUCAUCCAAAAUUGUAAUCAAAGAGGCUAAGAGAGAACAUGUUGGCAGUUAUGAGAUCACCCUGGCCAACACAGCAGGAACAGUGACAUCACACAUUGGAGUUAUUGUCCUUGAUAAACCAAGUUCACCUAAAGACAUUAAGGUGGAUGCUGUAACCUCAGACAGCAUCACACUGUCCUGGUCUCCACCAGAAUAUGAUGGUGGCUGCUCCAUCAGUAACUAUAUUGUGGAGAAGAGAGACACAAACACACAAGAAUGGCAGAUGGUAGCAAGCAAUGUCGCCAGAACAUCUUUCAAGGCUGGCCGUCUGACACAUGGAGCAGAGUACCAAUUCCGUGUCUAUGCAGUUAACCGUUAUGGAAAGAGUACACAUCUGGAUUCACAUGGAAUUACUGCUCAGUACAGCUUCAAACAACCUGGACCUCCUUCCACACCUGUAGUGAAGUUGGCCACCAAGUCCUACAUGUUGGUGACUUGGAAUGAGCCAGUCAAUGAUGGGGGUAGUCCUGUUCUGGGCUACCACCUGGAGAGGAAAGAGCGUACUAGUAUUCUUUGGACAAAGAUGAAUAGAGGAAUGAUCAAAAAUACUGAAUACAAAGUCAGUGGAGUUGAAGAGGGUAUGAUGUAUGAAUACCGUGUCUAUGCUGAAAAUAUUGCUGGUAUCGGUAAAUGCAGCAAGGUAUGCGAAGCUGUAGCAGCCAGAGAUCCAUGUGAUCCCCCAGGCACACCUGUGGUCACUGCUGUUACCAGAACAUCUGUCUCCUUGUCCUGGGAUAAACCAGAGUAUGAUGGUGGAGCCAAGGUUUCUGGCUACAUCAUUGAAUGCAGAGACCUUCCUGAGGGACGCUGGACGAGGUGUAACUUCACCAAUGUAGCUGAGACCCACUAUGAUGUGACAAGCCUUACAGAGAACAGCCAGUAUGACUUCCGUGUUAUUGCAAAGAAUGCAGCUGGAUUGUUCAGUGAACCAUCUGACAAUACUGGUCCCAUCACUGUGAAGGAUGAUGUGGAUCCACCACGCAUCAUGAUGGAUGUCAAGUUCAGAGAGACAGUGUGCGUGAAAGCAGGAGAAACUCUGAAGAUUAAUGCUGACUUUGCUGGACGCCCUGCCCCUGUCAUUUCCUGGACCAAGGAUGGUAAGGAGAUCGAACUCAGAGCCAGAAUCCAGAUUGUUUCAACAGAUACUAGCACCUUCGUCAUUGUGAAGGAUUGCAUCAGAAGAGAUUCUGGACAGUAUGCCCUGACUCUACAGAAUAUUGCCGGAACAGUUACCAUGCCAAUAAACUGUGUGAUUCUCGAUAAGCCAGGGCCCUGUGCAGGACCUCUGCAAAUGACAGGUCUCACAGCUGAGGCGUGCACUCUGUCAUGGGGUGAACCACAGGAGGCUGGUGGUGCUGACAUCACACAUUAUGUUGUUGAGAAGCGUGACACCAGCCGCUUGGCAUGGUCACUAGUGAAGGCGGACAUUACAAAAACAUUCUUCAAGGUCACAGGACUGCUCAAGGGUGAUGAAUAUAUCUUCAGGGUUUUGGCUGUCAACAAGCAUGGAGUUGGUGAGGCCCUGGAGAGUGAUGCUGUAAAGAUUACAGAUCCAUACACUUUUGCCACAGCUCCAACUAGUGUUGAUGUCACUGACAUAACUGGAGAUUCAAUGACCCUCACUUGGUGCAAGCCAGCCAGUGAUGGUGGCAGUCCCAUUUCUGGUUAUGUGAUUGAGCGACGUGAAAAGACAGGUAUGCGCUGGGUCCGUGUGAAUAGAGAUCCAGUUGUUGAAUGUACCACUGUAGCAACAAAACUACGCAAGGGUUGUGAGUAUGACUUCAGAGUCUAUGCUGAAAACGCUGCUGGUCUGAGUCCUCCAAGUGAACCAUCUGCACCAUUCAGGCCAGUGGAUCCUCUGGUUGUUCCUUCUUGCCCAACUAAGCCAAAGAUUAUCAGUUCAACUAAGGACAGUGUGUCCAUAGUCUGGAAACCACCAACAGAUGAUGGUGGUGCUCCCGUCCUUGGAUAUAGUGUAGAAUACAGAGACUACAUCCAAAAACCAGAACCAGAGGUGGAUGAGGAAGAGGAAGAAUAUGAGGAGGAAGAAGAGGAAGAAGAAUCACCUGAAGAACUAGCAAGAUGGGUUGAGGCUGUUCCUCUUACCAAGAGCUUGGAGUUCACAAUCACUGGACUAAAGACAGAUGCAGAAUAUGAAUUCUGUGUCAAGGCAAUAAACAAAGUUGGACACAGUGUGCGUAGCCCAUAUUCGGAUGCAGCUGUAGCCAUGGACAGAACUGCAGAGCCAUCAUUUGAUGUUGACAUUGAGAUGCGCAAAGUGCUUGUUGUUAAACAUAGCACAGCAUUUACUCUCAAUGUACCAUUCAAGGGCAAACCUGUUCCAUCAGUGACAUGGGCCAAGGAGGGCAUUGAUCUAAACAUCAGAGGAACCAUUGAUUCAACAGAAUCCAGCACUUCACUGACCAUUGAGAAGUCAACUAGAAAUGACUCUGGAGAGUACUGCGUCACUAUUGAAUCACCAUUGGGAAAAGCAACGUUGCCCAUGGUUGUCAAGGUGCUUGACUCUCCUGGACCCCCUGUUAAUGUUAAAGUUUCAGCGGUGACCAGGGAUUCUGCAACCCUCACUUGGGAAGCUCCCGAGAAUGAUGGUGGUGAUGCAGUGAAGGCCUACCAUGUUGAAAAACGUGAAGCCAGUAAGAAGGCCUGGGUUUCUGUGACAACCAACUGCCACGCACUAACUUACAAGGUAGAAGACUUGCUGGAGGGAGCAAUCUAUUACUUCAGAGUCAUUGGAGAAAAUGAACAUGGUGUGGGUAUCCCUCAGGAGGCCAAGGCUGGCACAAAGAUUACAGAGGUACCAAGUCCACCCAUGAGAUUUGGAGUUGCAAAUGUUACUAAGGACAGCGUUACAAUUGCCUGGACAAGACCAGAAUAUGAUGGUGGAAGCAGAGUCACUGGUUACCUAAUUGAUGCCCUUGAGAAGGGACAGAACAAGUGGGUGAAGUGUGCCACUGUGAAGACCAUGAACCACACCAUAAAGAGCCUGAGGGAGGGUGCAGAGUACUUCUUCAGAGUCCGUGCUGAGAACCAUGCUGGACUAAGCGAACCCAAGGAGAUGAUUGUACCUGUUCUUGUCAAGGAAAUACACGAGGCUCCAGAGUUUGAUCUGAAGAAUUACCCCAAGAAUACAGUUUAUGUGAGAGCAGGAUCCAACCUGACCUUUGAGAUUCCUCUCACCGGCAGGCCCAUGCCUAAAGUGACUAUGUCCAAAAACAAUGUUGUCAUCAAGGGAUCCAAGAGGCUGCUGACUGAAGUAACACCAGACACCUUAAUCAUCACUCUCAAUGAAAGCAUGGCAAGCGACGCUGGCAAAUAUGAAGUCACUGCCUCAAAUGCUGGAGGUACCACCAAAAUCUUCAUUAACUUCGUUGUACUAGACAGACCCGAACCUCCUACUGGACCAGUCGAGAUUGGAGAGGUUGGAGAGACCACAGUGUGUCUGAAAUGGGCUCCUCCAGAGAAUCAUGGUGGCAGUCCUGUUACCAACUACAUUGUACUGAAACGUGAAACCAGCACUCCUGCCUGGAUAGAGGUGUCAACUAGCAUUGCCAGAAGCUCAUUUAAGGUGACUAAGUUGACCAAGGGAGAGGAGUAUCAGUUCAGGAUAAAGGCUGAGAAUCGCUACGGCAUCAGCGACCACAUUGACAGCAAGCCAGUCACGAUAAAGCUUCCAUACACCUUCCCUGGACCUCCAUCCACACCAUGGGUCAGCUAUGUAUCUAGAGAGAGCCUGACAGUCUGCUGGAAUGAGCCAGUCAAUGACGGUGGAAACCCUGUGAUUGGAUAUCAUCUCCAGAUGAAGGAGCGGAGCAGCAUCCUCUGGCAGAAGAUCAAUAAGACAGCAAUCCCAGGAAAUCAGUGGCGGGUCACCAAUAUCUGCCCUGGUCUCAUUUAUGAAUUCAAGGUGGCAGCUGAAAAUGCCGCUGGUAUUGGAAAGAUUAGCAAGACAUCGGAAGAGGUGUUGGCUAUUGAUGCCUGUGAGCCCCCAGCAAAUGUUCAAGUCACAGAAGUCACCAAGAACUCAGUCAGCCUGGCCUGGCAGAGGCCUCCAUAUGAUGGUGGCAGCAAGAUUACCGGCUACAGUGUGGAGAGGAGGGAAGCUCCCGAUGGCAGAUGGGUGAAGGCCAACUUCACAAAUAUCAUUGAAAUGGGCUUUACUGUAUCUGGACUGAACCAGGAUGUGUCUUACGAGUUCAGAGUGUUCGCCAAGAAUACUGUUGGGUCUGUCAGCAAUCCAUCUCUUAUUGCUGGCCCAGUCACUUGCAUUGAUGCAUGUGGUGCUCCAGCCAUUGACCUUCCUCCAGAGUAUCUGGAUGUGGUACAGUACAAAGCUGGAGCUUCGGUUAAACUCGGAGUAGGAAUCAUUGCCAAGCCUCUGCCAACCCUCGAAUGGCUCAAGAAUGGAAAGGAACUUGUAGCUACCUCUACCGUUAGUGUCGAAAGCACGACUGACUCUUCUGCUGUCCUGAUCAAGGAUGCAUCUCGCCUUGACACAGGCUCAUAUGAGGUUAAGAUCAAGAAUGUUUUGGGGUCAGCAUCUGCAACCAUCAGGAUUGAAAUCCUAGAUAAACCUGGACCCCCAGCUGGCAUCAUUAACUUCGUCUCCAUUACGGCAGAAAAGAUCAUAUUCAGCUGGGAGCCUGUGCCUGAGGUUGAGCUGGGAGGUUCCAAGGUGACCCACUACAUUAUCGAGAGGCGCGAAACCAGCCGAGUAGUCUGGUCAACAGUUUCGGACAGGCACGAGCAGACCCACAUUGCUGUCGGCAAGCUAGUGCGAGGAAAUGAAUACGUGUUCCGUGUCAGGGGUGUUAAUAAGUUUGGAGUUGGAGAGCCACUGGAGUCGGAGCCAGUCAUCGCAAAGAAUGCCUUUGUGACUCCCGGGCAGCCUCGUACUCCCGAGGUGAACACCACCACCAAGACCAAUAUGGUGGUAGAAUGGGACAAACCAGGAGUAGAUGGAGGCAGCCCUGUUACAGGCUACUACCUGGAGAGACGCGACAAGAAGAGCUUGCGCUGGAUCAAAGUUUACAAAGACCCUGUUACUGACAUCAAACAGACCGUCUACCACCUGACAGAAGGACAUGAGUACCAAUAUCGUGUCUGUGCCAUUAACAAGGCUGGAGAAGGACCGUUCUCUGAUGCAUCAGAAUACUACAAGGCUGCUGAUCCAGUUGAUCCACCAGAUGAGCCUUGCAAGCUGAAGGUGGUGGACUCCACCAAGACAUCCAUCACCUUGGGCUGGUCCAAACCAGAAUGGGAUGGAGGCAGUGAGGUCACCAGCUACGUGGUGGAGAAACUUAUUGAGGGAGAGGAAGAAUGGGCUGUGAUCACCUCCAAGGGAGAGGUCAAGACAACAGAGUACACAGUUCAUGACCUAAAGCCGGAUGUCAACUACUUCUUCAGAGUGUCUGCCAUCAACUGUGCUGGCCGUGGAGAUCCUCUGGAGAUGACAGAGCCUGUGCAGGCCAAAGAUAUCCUGGAGGAGGCCCAGAUUGACUCAGAUGUGGCCAUGAGAACUCACUACAUUGUGAAGGCUGGCAAGGAUGUGGAGCUGUCUGUUCCUCUGAAGGGCAGACCUGCUCCCUCUGCUUCCUGGAGCAAGGGAGAGGAAUGCAUUGACCACAACCCCAAGUAUGAGUUCCACCACUCAGACACUACCACAGUCCUUGUGAUGCGUGAUGUGACCAGGCUUGACACUGGAAAGUACACAGUCAAGGUUGAGAAUGGUGUGGGAGAGCCCAAGACGCUGACCCUGUCCAUGAAAGUCCAGGACACUCCAGCUCAGUGCAGGAACCUGGUACUAAAGGAGGUGACCCGUGGAAAGGUCACCCUCUGCUGGGAGCCUCCACUCCUUGAUGGUGGUGCUGAAAUCACAAACUAUAUUGUUGAGAAGAGGGACUCUUCCAAGAGAUCCUACUCUGCAGUGACAAGCAAAUGCACAGAUACAACAUACACCAUUGAAGAUCUCUCAGAGAAGACAUCCUUCUUCUUCCGUGUGUUAGCAGAGAAUGAGAAUGGUGUCGGUGAUCCAUGUGAAACACAUGAACCAGUGAAGGCUACAGAGACUCCAGGACCAGUCAAGGAGGUGUCUAUGAAAGAUUCAUCCAAGACCUCUGUCACUCUGCAGUGGCUGAAGCCUGAUUAUGAUGGCGGCAGCAUCGUCUCUGACUACGUCAUUGAAAAGAAGCAUGAGAAGGAGGGGGAAUGGUCACUUGGAGGAACCAGCAGACAGUGUGAGUUUGAAGUCAAGAAACUCAAGGAGCACUCAGAUAUGUUCUUCAGAGUUUCUGCCAGGAAUGAAAAGGGACAGGGUGAGUUUGUUGAGAUUGGGCCUAUAAAGGUGAUCGACUACAUUAUCACACCUGAAGCAAGCCUUGCAGACUACCCAGAUGGCAGAAUCAAUGUUCGCCUUGGUCACAAUGUGCACAUUGAGCUGCCAUACAAAGGCAAACCCAGACCUGCUAUUCUGUGGCUGAAGGACAACCUGCCUCUGAGGGAAAGUGACGUAAUCCGCUUCAAGAAGACAGAAAACAAAGCCACUCUAAUGAUUAAGAAUGUGAAGAAGGAGAAUGAGGGAAAAUACACCCUGACCCUCGACAACAUGGUCAACAGGAGAUCCUUCCACAUCCAUGUCAUCACACUUGGACCGCCAUCAAAGCCUGUUGGACCCAUCCGCUUGGAUGAGGUAAGAGCUGAGAGUAUCAUGAUCUCCUGGGAUGAACCCAAUGAUGAUGGCGGUGGAGACAUUACCUGCUACUCUGUGGAGAAGCGUGACACCUCCCAGUCUGACUGGAAGAUGGCAUGCUCCAGUGUAGAGGGAACUCAGUUCAGGGUGCCCCACCUGAUCAAGGGCAGUCAGUACCAAUUCAGAGUGUGUGCUGAGAAUAGGUACGGUGUCAGUGAGCCUCUGGUCUCACAGAUGGUAGUUGCCAAACAUCAGUUCAGGCCCCCCGGCCCACCUGGCAAACCUGUCGUGUACAAUGUCACCACUGAUGGCAUGACUAUCCGGUGGGAGACACCCAUCUAUGAUGGUGGUACCCCCAUCAUGGGCUACCAUGUGGAGAAGAAGGAGAAGAACAGCAUCACAUGGCAAAAGGUGAAUACUGUUGUGGUCAAAGAAACAGAAUUCAGGAUCUUGGAACUGAUCGAAGGUCUUGAGUACUCCUUCAGGGUCUACGCCCAGAAUGAUGCCGGCUUCAGCAGAAUGAGUGAUGAGAGCAAGCCAACCAUGGCCGUCAGUCCUGUUGAUCCUCCUGGCCAGCCCGACUACACUGAUGUGACUAGUGAUUCAAUAAGUCUUAAAUGGGAUGCACCCAAACGUGACGGAGGUAGCAAGAUUACUGGCUACACCGUUGAGAAACGCCAAGGACAUGGCCGCUGGUUCAAAGCCAACUUGACUGACGUGCAUGACUGCCAGUACACUGUCAGUGGUUUGGCAACAAAUGAGCGCUAUGAGUUCAGAGUGAUUGCCAGGAAUGCCAUUGGUGUCGUCAGCCCUCCAUCCAACUCCUCUGGAUUGAUUGUGGUCAGAAGUGAGAACGCUUCUCCUCAUAUUGAGUUUGGCCCAGAGUACUUCGAGGGUUUGACAGUCAAGGCAGGAGACAACAUCAGGCUGAAGGUGACCAUCACAGGACGCCCUGUUCCUAAGGUUGUCUGGCACAGAGACGGUGUCGAGAUUACCAAAAAGAUGAUGGAUGUUAUCAAUGUAGCUGGAUCCAGCACCCUGUUUGUCAGGGAUGCUGACCGUACUCACGCUGGCCACUACACCGUGGAGGCUACCAAUGGAUCUGGAAGCAAAAAGGAGAACAUCCUUGUUCAAGUCCAAGACACACCUGGGGAGCCGGUAGGACCCAUCACUUUCAGCAACAUCUCCGAGGGCAGGUGUACUCUGUCCUGGAACCCACCAGAGAAGGAUGGCUGCUCUGAGAUUUCACAUUACAUUGUUGAGAAGCGUGAGACCACCAAGAUCUCCUGGGCUUUAGUGUCUGACGAAUGUGAAGAGUGCACUUUCACUGCAACCAAGCUCAUGAAGACCAAUGAGUACCAGUUCAGGGUCUCUGCCGUCAACAAGUUUGGCGUUGGCAGACCUUUGGAAUCCAGCCCCAUCAUUGCACAGUUGCAAUACACUGUUCCUGAUGCUCCAGGCACUCCUGAUGCCACUGAGGUGACAGGAGAGAGCAUCACCCUGGCCUGGGCUCCUCCAACAUCUGAUGGAGGAAACCCCAUCCACCACUAUAUUCUAGAGAAACGAGAGAAGAAGACUAUCCGAUUCUACAAGGUGAUUACCAAGAAGCCUAUUGUCGAGUGCGCUCACCAGGUGCUCCAUCUGACCGAAGAUAUGGAAUAUGAGUUCCGUGUUAUGGCUGUGAAUGAUGCUGGUGUUGGAGCUCCCAGCAACAUCUCCAUUCCUAUCAAAGCUGCUGAACCAAAGGAUAUCCCCUGUGCUCCAUCUGUGGUCUGUGUGUCAGACUCCACCAACAGCUCCAUCAGUCUGGAAUGGUCCAAGCCUGCGGAUGACGGAGGCAUGGAGAUCCUGGGCUACAUCAUCGAGAUGAUGAAGGCUGAUGAGACAGAAUGGAAGAGAGUAAAUGAGGAGCUGGUAGCAGAAACCCAUUAUGUGGUGGGUGGCCUACAGACAGGAGCUGAGUAUAAGUUCCGUGUUGCAGGUGUCAAUCAUGUGGGAAGAGGUGAAGACCAGGAGACUUCAGAGCCUGCUCAGGCUGUUGACAGGCAAACACCACCACAGGUUGAUAUUGAUGCUGCCUUCAAGCAGACACACAUUGUCAAGGCUGGAGGUUCAGUGUGCCUGGGCGUCAACUUCAGAGGAAAGCCCAUUCCCACUGCCACCUGGGUGAAAGAAGAAGGAGAGUUGGGUGUCCUGUCAGAGAUCAUAACUACAGAAGGCAGCAGUUCUCUAUGCAUUGAAAACUGUUCUAGAAAUGAUACAGGCAAAUACACUGUUAACCUGGAGAAUGCCAGUGGCAGCAAGGCAAUUACUUUCACUGUAAAGGUGAUGGACACUCCUGGAACUCCACAGGCUGUGGCCUUGAAGCAAGUGUCCAGAGGCUCAGUCACAAUUAUUUGGGAGCCUCCACUUAAUGAUGGUGGAGCACGAAUCCAUCACUAUAUCGUUGAAAGGCGUGAAGCUAGCCGUCGCACCUGGCAGGAGUCUGGUGGCAAGUGCACUCAGCAUAUCAUGAAGAUCCAGGACUUGCUGGAGGGGGUACCAUACUUCUUCAGAGUCUCUGCAGAGAACCAGUAUGGUGUGGGUGAGGCAUUUGAGCUGACUGAGCCUGUCAUUGCCACUGCACAGCCAUCUGCUCCGAAGAGACUGGACAUCCUUGACACCACAGACAGCUCUGUGUCACUGGGCUGGCUCAAACCAGAGCAUGACGGUGGUAGCCGCAUCCAGAGUUACACCAUUGAGGCUAAGCCAAAGGGUACAGACAAAUGGGUAGUGAUUGGUAACACCAAGAAUCUCACCUAUGAUAUUGAAAAGCUCAACAAGGGUGAUGAGUAUGACUUCCGUGUGAAGGCUAAGAAUGAAGCUGGCUUCAGCCAGCCCAGGGAAACUGUGACCCCCGUGCUCGUCAAAGAGCCUCACAUUGAACCUGCUGCUGACCUCAGUGAGAUCACCGGCCAGCUCAUUACAUGCAGGUCUGGUAGCACCUUCACCAUCGAUGUUCCCAUUAGCGGUAGACCCGCUCCCAAAGUCACCUGGAAGCUAGAGGAGAUGAGGUUGAAAAACUCUGACAGAGUUACCAUCAAAGUAACUAAGGAUAGAGCCAGCAUCUCAGUCAAGGAGGCCAUGAGAGGUGAUGGUGGUAAAUACUACCUGACUCUGGAGAAUGUGACAGGAGCUAAGACCUUCACUGUUGAAGUUAAUGUCACUGGUAGACCCAGUCCUCCAACCGGACCCAUUGAAAUCUCAUCCAUCACCUCUGCAUCCUGCGACAUUAACUGGCAACCACCAGAGGACGAUGGUGGCACUGACAUUACCAACUACAUUGUAGAGAAGCGUGAGUCUGGCUCUACUGCCUGGCAGCUGAUCAACUCCAGUGUAAAGCGCACAUCUCUCCAUGUUUCUCAUCUGACCAAGUACAUGCAGUACACAUUCAGGGUCUCUGCCGAGAACAGGUUUGGUGUCAGCAAGCACACGGAGUCUGAGACUAUUGUUGCAGAGCAUCCUUUCACACCUCCUGGCGCACCAACAAGGCCCUCAGUCAUCAAUGUCACUGCCAACACAAUGACCCUGACAUGGGAGGAGCCCUACCAUGAUGGUGGCAGCAAGGUGACAGGUUACUGGAUUGAGAAGAAGGAGAGGAACAUUAUUCUGUGGGUGAGGGAGAACAAGAUCCCAUGCUUUGAGUGCUCCUACCAGGUGGAGGGCCUAGUUGAAGGUCUGGAGUACCAAUUCAGGAUUUAUGCCAUGAACAGUGCUGGGCUGAGCAAAGCCAGCGAGGCCUCCAAGGGAGCAGUGGCUCAAAACCCUGUUGAUCCACCAAGUAAGCCAGAAGUCACAAAUGUCACGAGAACCACUGUGUCCCUCAAAUGGUCGACUCCACUGAAUGACGGUGGCAGCCCCAUUGUGGGAUACAUCAUUGAGCGUAAGCCAUAUACUGUGACUGGUGAAGGCCGCUGGCUGAAAUGUAACUACACCAAUGUGACAGACACUUUCUACACUGUGACUGCCCUGGGAGAGGGAGAACCCUAUGAGUUCAGAAUCAUCGCCAAGAACGCAAACCAGGUCUUCAGCUCACCCUCAGAGUCCACCGGCUCUGUGCAGUGCAAGACUGACUUCGAGCCUCCGAAGGCCCAGCUGGACAGCAAACUCAUGUCCGAAACUGUAAAGGUCAGAGCUGGUUCAGACCUGGUUCUGGAUGCAGCGGUGGGUGGUAGGCCUGACCCCAAAGCUUCCUGGUCCAAGGGCAAAAAGGAGCUGGAGUUGUGUGAAAAGUACCACCUGCAGUACACAUCCACCAGGGCCAUGGCCAUCAUCAAGUUCUGUGACAGAGAUGACACUGGAAAGUAUAUCCUCACUGUCAGGAAUGUGAGUGGAACCAAGACCGCUGAGGUCAACGUCAAAGUGCUUGACACCCCUGGAGUGUGUGAAGGCAGCAUCGAAAUCAGCAAGGUCACUGAAGAGUCGUGCACCCUGAGCUGGAAGCCUCCUCUCGAGGAUGGUGGCGAUGAGGUCUCCGGCUACAUCGUGGAAAGGCGCGACACCAACAGGCUCAACUGGGUCAUCAUGCAGGCCGAAUGCAAGGAGCUGACCUGCAACAUCACAGGGCUGUUCAAGAACACAGAGUAUCUGUUCAGAGUCCGGGGAGUCAACAAAUAUGGAGCUGGAGUCCACCUCCAGUCAGCACCCAUGAUUGCCAGAAACACCUUCACUGUGCCAACUCCUCCUGGUGCUCCAGAGAUCCUGGCGUCUGGAAAGGACUUUGCCACCAUUGAGUGGCUGAAGCCGGAGAGUGAUGGAGGCAGCCCAUUGAUCAACUACCUGGUUGAGAGGCGUGAGAGGAAGAGCGCCCGCUGGGUGAAGGUGAACAGGGACGGAACUCACCUGGAAACAACGCUGAAGGUGUCCGGUUUGGUUGAAGGCAACAUCUACCAGUUCAGAGUGACAGCCAUCAACAAGGCCGGAGAGAGCGAACCCAGCGAGGUUUCUCUGUAUGUUGUCUGCAGAGUUCCAACAUGCACCCCUGCUCCUCCUUCAAUCCCUCGUAUCACCGACACUCACGCUGACAGCAUUAGCCUGGCCUGGUCCUGCCCUGUGGAGGAUGGAGGUGCUGACGUGAUGGGCUACAUCCUGGAGAUGCAGGAAGCCGGAGCAGAGGAGUGGACAAAGGCCCAUGAAAAGACCCUGCGGGCUAUGGAAUAUGUGGUAACUGGACUCACAGCGGGCAAGAAGUACUGCUUCAGAGUGGCUGGUGUCAACAUCAAUGGCACAGGAGACUUCAGUGAACCAUGUGCUGAGACCGAGCCAGUGGAGAGAAUUGAAACUCCUGACUUUGAGCUCCAUGAUGACCUGAAGAAGACCAUCUGCCUGCGUGCUGGCGGCUCCCUGCGCAUGUUCGUAAAUGUCACUGGCCGUCCUGCUCCCGCCAUCACCUGGAGCAAGCCUGGUGUUGACCUCCACAACCGAGGCUUCAUUGACAUCACCAACACAUCCACCACACUCAUCAUCGAUAGGGUCCACCGCUACGAUGCCGGCAAGUACACGCUGGUAGCUGAGAACUCUGCUGGGAAACAGGAAGUCAACAUUCUGGUCAAGGUCUAUGAUACUCCUGGACCAACUGGACCAAUCAAGAUCAAGGAGCUGACCAAGGAGUCUGCCACCAUUUCCUGGGAUGCCCCAGCCGUAGACGGCGGUGCUCCUGUCAACAACUACAUCAUCGAGAGGCGUGAGGCCUCCAUGAGAGCCUACAAGACCGUCACCUCCAAGUGCAGCAAGACUUCUUACAAGAUCGAUAACCUGAUGGAGGGCAUGCUGUACUACUUCCGUGUACUCCCCGAAAACAUCUAUGGUGUUGGUGAACCCUGUGAGACUCCAGACCUCAUCCUGAUUUGUGAGGUGCCUCUGCCACCACACAAGUUUGAGAUGAUUGAUGUCACCAAGAGCACUGUCACAUUGGGCUGGGAGAAACCUGAGCACGAUGGAGGCAGCAGGCUAACAGGUUACGUCAUUGAGGCCUGUAGGGUUGGCACCGACAAGUGGAUGAAGGUGGCCACGCUGAAGAUAACAGACUUUGAGCACACCAUUGAGAAGCUAAACGAGAAGGAGCAGUACUUGUUCAGAAUCAGUGCGGUCAACAGCAGAGGCCCCAGCGAGCCAAAGGAGCUUGUUACAGCUGUCACUGUGCAGGAACAAAGAGUGAUGCCUGCGGUGGAUUUCUCCAGUAUUCCUCAGAAGGUUGUCAAUGUUCUGGCUGGCAAAACCCUGGAGCUGGACCUGCCAAUCAUUGGCAGGCCUCCUCCCAGCUGUUUCUGGUACUUCAGCGAUAACAGGAUGAAAGUCUCUGACCGUGUCAAGAUCAAGAGCACUGGCAAGUUCUCUAAACUGACUGUGUCGGACACCACCAUCAAUGACACCGGUAACUACACCCUGGAGGUGAAGAACGCUGUUGGUGUCAUCAAAGAGGUCAUCAAGGUCGUCAUCCUCUCCAAACCUGAUGAACCAACGGGACCCAUCAGGUUCGAUGAGAUCGAUGCCACCACCGUCACCUGCAGCUGGGAUCCUCCAGUCAGAGACGGUGGAGCUCCCAUCAGUGGCUACGCAGUGGAACAGCGUGACGCCCACAGACCAGGCUGGGUGCCCGUCUGUGACUCUGUCAGUAGACCGACCUUCAAGUUCGUGAACCUUAUUGAGGGAGAUGAGUAUGUUUUCCGUGCAGCUGCUGUAAAUAACUAUGGCACCGGAGAAUUCCUGCAGUCUGAGAUCGUCACUUGCAAGAGCUUGAAAAACGUGCCCGGACCUCCUGGCCGACCAACCAUCUUUGAUGUUUCUCGUGACGGCAUGACUGUGGCCUGGGAGCCGCCAGAGGAAGACGGCGGGCUUGAGGUUUCUGGAUACAUCAUUGAGCGCAAAGAAGUGAGGUCUGACAGAUGGGUGCAUGCCAACAAGAACCCCGUCACUAUGACUAGAUACAGGUCAACUGAGCUGAUCGAGGGCCUGGAAUAUGAACACAGAAUCAUCGCCAUCAAUGCCAGAGGAAUGAGCAAACCAAGUCUACCAUCCAAACCAGCGGUGGCAACAGAUCCUAUUGAUCCACCCGGCUGUCCUCAGAACCCGAGGAUCACUGAUACUACCAAGACAUCUGUGUCGCUGGCUUGGAGUCCUCCCGAUGACGAGGGAGACGCAAGAGUGGAUGGUUACCUGAUUGAGAUGCAGAAGGUGGGCACCAUGGCUUGGCUCAAGUGCAACACUACGCCAUCUCUGAUCUGCGAGUACACGCUGACCAACAUGCCUCAAGGAGAGGAAUUCAAAUUCCGUGUGAUGGCCUGCAACGCUGGUGGCUCUGGAGAGCCUGCUGAAGUACCAGGAACUGUCACUGUCACUGAGAUGCUUGAAUCUCCUGAUUAUGACCUGGAGCUGAAAUACAAAGAUGUGUACACGGUCCGCCAGGGAGGAGUGGUUAGACUCUCUGUUCCCAUCAAGGGUAAACCUCGCCCAACCUGCAAGUGGUCAAAGGACAGUGGUGCAAUCUCUGCCACGGCCAUGAUUGCCUCCACUGAGGACACCAGUGAGCUGGUUAUCAAGGGAGCUGAGAGGAGUGACUCUGGCAUGUAUGACCUCCUGCUCGAAAAUAGGGUUGGCAAGAAGAAGGCCCAAAUCAAGGUGAAGGUCAUUGGCCGCCCAAGCGCUCCAGAAGGCCCAUUGACCUUUGAAGAGAUUCAGGCCAACUCUGUCAAGGUGUCCUGGAAGGUGCCCACUGACGACGGUGGCUCAGAGAUCCUGGGUUACAUCGUGGAAAGAAGAGAGGCCACCAGACACGCCUGGUACACUGUGGACUCCAGAGUGACUGACACUCACCUGGUUGUCAAGGGCCUGAAGGAAGGAACCGAGUACCACUUCAAGGUCACGGCUGAAAACUCCUUUGGUAUCAGUGCCUCUCUCAAGUCUGAGCAGCCCCUGGUACCCAAGACUCCUCUCUGUCCCCCCGAGCCUUCAAGCACCCCACCAGAAAUCAUGGACAUUACCAAGAGCUCUGUGGCUCUGGCCUGGUCCAGACCAAAGGACGAUGGUGGUUCUGCCAUCACUGGCUACUUUGUUGAGUACAAAGAGGUGUCCACUGAGACAUGGUCCCGUCACGAGACCAAGAUCACCUCCACCAUGUUUACUCUGCCUGGACUUACCCCUGACUCAGACUACCAGUUCCGCAUUGUUGCCAUCAACGACAUUGGUGAGAGCGAGGCUGGACCGGUGUCUGACCCAGUCACAUGCAAGGAUCCAUUCGAUAAGCCAAGCCAACCAGGCGAGAUUGACACAGUUAAUGUCACAAACAACUUAAUCACCAUCCGCUGGCAAGCUCCAGAGUGUGAUGGUGGAAAGGAGGUCCUGGGCUACUGGGUGGAGUACAGGAAGUCCAUAGAGAGCACCUGGAAGAAGUGCAACAAGCAGAGGCUGAAGGAAAUGCAGUUCACCAUGCCUGGAUUGGCUGAGGCCACCGAGUAUGAGUUCAGAGUGUUUGCCGAGAAUGAGACCGGAACAAGCAGACCUCGUAGGACUGCCACAUGCAUCAAGACCAAACUGAGUGUGGAAACAAAACCAAGCUUGAGAAAGGAAAUGGAUGAAGUAUCUGCCAAGCUUGGACAGCCUGCCGUCAUGAAGUGCCAGAUUAUUGGCAGGCCUGUUCCUGACAUCAAGUGGUACCACUGUGGCAAGGAGAUUGUCGAGUCCCUCAAGUACGAGAUGAGCUCUGAUGGCCGCAACCACUCCCUGUCCAUCAUGACUGAUCAACAGGAGGAUGAGGGAGAGUACACCUGCAAGGCCAUCAACGAUGCUGGAGAGGCUGAAUCAACAGGGGUCCUAGUAUUGGAGGCUGCUUCAUCCUUCCACCCCGACUACCCGCUGAAAGACACCUACUAUGCCGGCCUUGGAACCACCCUACGCAUCCAUGUCGUCUAUAUUGGACGUCCUCAACCAAAGAUCAUGUGGCUCCAUGGAGCAAAGACCCUGGAGAAUACAGAGGAUAUCAGCAUUGAGACCACAGAACACUACACUCACCUGGUCAUCAAGAAUGUGCAGCGCAGAAUCCACGGCGGGAAAUACAGGAUCAGACUGCACAACCACUAUGGCAGGGCUGACACAGCAUUCAAUGUUGAAAUCUAUGACAAACCUGAUGUACCUCAGGGUCCCAUUGUCCUGGACGCCCUCCUGAAGAACUCUGUCAUCAUCAGCUGGAAGGCUCCAAAGGACGACGGAGGCUGCAUGAUUACCAACUACAUUGUGGAGAAGCGCGAGGACAAGGAGGGCGCUGAAUGGGAACUGGUGUCAUCAUCCAUCAAUGGCACAUCUUGCCGUGUGCCCAACCUUACUGACAGUGCUGGAUACUUCUUCCGUGUGUACGCCCAGAAUCGCUAUGGCAACAGCGAACCACUUGAGCUCACUUCACCUAUCCUUAUCAAGAGCCAGCUGGAAAAACCAUCACCACCUCUGUCACCAGUUGUUUCUGGAAUCACCAAGGAUUCCUGUGUGGUUUCCUGGAAACCUCCACUCAGCGAUGGUGGCUCCAAGAUCAAGAGCUACUGCCUUGAGAAGAAGCACAAGAAAGAUAAGAAGGAAUGGACGGAAUGGACUCCGGUGACCCAUGAUGAGAUCAAACAGACGGUGUUCUCCGUCAAGCAUCUGACUGAGGGCAUUGAGCACAUCUUCCGAGUGAAAUGCGAGAACCUCGGAGGACAAAGCGACUACAGUGAGGAGACCACUCCCAUGGUUCCAGCCACAGCCAUUGACAUCCGUGCUCCUGCCUUCAAGGAGGAGCUGAGGAACAUGAGUGUCAAGUACAAGAGCAAUGCUACCCUUGUCUGCAAGAUCACAGGACAGCCCAAGCCUGUGAUUAAAUGGUUCAGACGAGGAAAAGAGAUCCACUCUGAUGGAAAGAAAAUCAAGAUUCAAGAAUUCAAGGGAGGCUAUCACCAGCUGGUCAUCACUGAGGUUGAUGAUGAAGACUCCACUGUGUACCAGAUCAGGGCCACCAACCAGGGAGGCUCCAUCUGUGCUACAGUCUCUCUAGAUGUUGAAAUCCCUGCCAAGAUCAACCUGCCCAAGAACCUGAAGGACAAGGAAGCCAUCCCUGCCCUUCGUGGAGAAGUGGUCAAUAUCAAGAUUCCUUUCAGUGGCAAACCAGAUCCUGUCAUCACAUGGCAGAAGGGACAAGAUCUUAUAGACAGCAACGGCCACUACCAGGUCAUCGUCACCAGAUCAUUCACAUCCUUGGUGUUUACCAACGGAGUGGAGAAGAAGGACGCUGGUUUCUAUGUUGUCUGUGCCAAGAACAGAUUUGGCAUUGACCAGCAGACAGUUGAACUGGAUGUGGCCGAUGUGCCUGAUCCUCCACGUGGUAUCAAAGCCAGUGAUGUCUCCAGGGACUCUGUCACACUGAACUGGGUGGCCCCAGCAAAUGAUGGUGGCAGCAAGGUGAUCAGUUACAUCAUUGAGAAGUGCCCCACCACUGCUGAGAUGUGGCAGCGUGUUGCCCAAUCACGUGACACCCGCUACACUGUUAUCAAUCUGUUCGGAGGUACCAGCUAUCAGUUCAGAGUCAUAGCUGAGAAUAAGUUUGGACAGAGUGCUCCAUCUGAGACUAGCGGACCUGUUAUGACCAAGGAAGAUAAAUCCAGAGUUCUGCUCUAUGACAGGGAGGUUGAUGAUACCGGAUAUGUCCCCUCGGGCAAGGCUCAACACUCUGAUGCCAAGAAUCUGCACAAAAAAUAUGCAAUUGCAGAAGAAUUGGGCAGAGGUCAAUUUGGCAUUGUCCACCGCUGUGUUGACAUUAACUCUGAGAAGACCUACAUGGCUAAGUUUGUCAAGGUGAGAGGUGCCGAUCAGGCAAUAGUCAAGAAGGAGAUUGCAACACUGAAUGUGGCCAAACACACUAACUUCCUCCUCCUCCAUGAAUCCUUCGAAAGCCCUGAGGAACUGGUAAUGAUCUAUGACUUCAUCUCAGGUGUGGACAUCUUUGAGCGUCUCAACACAGCUGAGUUUGAGCUUAAUGAGCGUGAGAUUGUUAACUACAUGCGGCAGGUAUGCUCAGCUCUUGAGUUCCUGCAUGAACAGAGCCAUGGACACUUUGAUAUCAGACCUGAGAACAUUGUGUACACAUCUAGAACCAGCUCUAGUGUAAAGAUUAUUGAGUUGGGCCAGUCCAGACACCUCACUCCUGGAGACCAAAUCAAGAUUCAGUAUACCACUGCAGAGUACGCUGCCCCUGAGAUCCACCAGAAUGACAUGGUUAGCACUGUCACUGACAUGUGGUCUGUUGGUGUCCUUGCAUAUGUGCUCAUAAGUGGACUUAAUCCAUUCACGGCUGAAACCAACCAACAGAUGAUUGACAACAUUUCCAAUGCAGCAUACAGCUAUGAUGACGAGUGCUUCAAGCACGUUAGUGUUGACGCAUUAGACUUCACAGACCGCCUAAUGACAAAGGAACGUAAACACCGUAUGACUGCUGCUGAGGCUCAGGCACAUCCUUGGCUGACCAAGCCUGCAGAGGAGAUCAGCACCAGAGCAAUCAAUACCGUCAGGCAUAAGAGAUACUACCAGACCAUGGUGAGGAAAGAGUGGAACACUGUCAUCUCUGCAGCCCGCGUGGCCAGUGGUGGCUCCAUCAGGUCCCAGCGUGGUGUCUUUGUCGCCAAGGUUAAGAUCGCUCCAUUUGAGCAUGGUCCAGCUGGUGGCCAGAUUAGCCAUGCAGUAGUGGAUGAGGGAGACAAUGUGAAAUUCACCUGCAACAUUGAAAACUAUGACAGCACCACUGAAGUGACAUGGUACUGUGGUGUCAGGCAGCUUGAAGCUGGUGACAAAUAUGAAAUUGAAUAUGAUGAAGGUGUGGCUGUAAUCACCAUCAACAAGGUCACAAGAGCAGAUGAUGGCACAUACAGAUGUAAGAUUGUGAAUGAGUAUGGUGAGGACAGUGCCUAUGUAGAGCUGUUUAUCAAUGGUGUCAGAUCUUACCGUGACUUCUUCACUGCCCGUGUGGUCAAGAAAACAAAGCGCAGAAUUGACACUGCCAGAAUGCUUCAGAAGCCACCAGAGUUCACCCUUCCUCUGGUUAACCGUACAGCCUACAUUGGAGAGGAUAUCCGCUUUGGAGUCACCAUCACUGUUCACCCUGAGCCUCGCGUCAUCUGGCACAAGUCUGGACAGAAGCUCAUCCCUGGAUAUGAUGACAGAAAAUACACCUUCAUCAGUGACAAAGGCCUGUACCAGCUGAUUAUCCACGACCUUGAAGAUGAUGAUGAUGCUGAGUACAGUGUUGUGGCCCGCAAUAGGUAUGGUGAUGACAGCUGCAAGGCUCGUCUUACUGUUGUUCCCCGACCUAAACCAGCAGACCUCACCCUGAGGCCCAUGUUCAAACGUCUGCUUGCAAAUGUUGAGUGCAGGGAGGGCCAGAACGUGCGCUUUGAGAUCAGAGUAUCUGGCCAUCCCACACUCAAGUGGGAGAAAGAUGGCACUCCUAUAGCCUUUGGACCAUCUAUUGAGCUUGUCCAUGAGGGUCUGGAUUAUUUCAUUCUCCACAUCAAAGACACUCUCCGUGAAGACUCUGGCGUCUACAGAGUUACUGCUACCAACUCUGCUGGAUCUGCCAGUUGCCAGGCCACGCUCAAAGUAGAGCCCGUCAUUCAUGUGAAGAAGGAGUAUGAGCCAAGUAGAAAGGAGAGGGAAGCAAUGGCUGGAAAAGAGAAAUUAGAUAAAAAGGUUAGGCUGUCUCAGAUUUUGGCUGGCACUGAUGUCCUGCCUCUACCACCUGCAGCAGUACAUGCUGUCAGGGAAGCAGCCUCCAUGUUCAAACCUGCUGUGACAACUAAGAAGGGUGAGAAGACAGAGGCUGAGAUACAGAAAGAACAAGAAGAAAGGAAGAAGCGGGCAGAGGAAAAGAGGCUGCGUAUGCCCUAUGUUGUCCCCACUCCUCGUGUCAUUAACCCAGCUGUUCUUGAGGAGGAUGUGGAAAUCAAACACUUCAGGCCCCUCUCUGAUAUGAAGUGGUACAAGAAACUGCGGGAUCAAUAUGAGUUCCCUGAACCCAUGGAAAAAAUUAAGCAGAAGAGGAUGAAACGUAUUCGCCUCUCCAGGUGGGAGCAGUUCUAUGAAGUGCCUUACAGGAUCAAGGACCACUAUGCACCUAGGUGGCGCAUCUCAUCCAUGACUCAGGAUGAUCUGGAGACAGUGAGGCCUGCAAGGCAGCGCACUCCUUCCCCUGAGAUAGAGGCCUACCACAGGAUCAGGAGGAGGUCCCUGGGUGACCUGUCAGACGAGGAGCUCCUGCUGCCUGUGAAUGAGUAUCUGUCCAUGAAGAGAACUGAGGAGGAGAGGCUUCGCCUGGAAGAAGAGCUGGAGCUUGGCUACUCUGCUUCUCCACCUAGCCUCAGCCCUGUUCGCUUCGAGCUGUCUGCCCUGCGUCCAUCAUCACCCAGAAUAGUCUACAGUGAUGAUGAAGAGGGAGAAGAGAUCCACAGAUAUGACUCCUACCGAAUUCCAUCCAAAUAUGAGGCUGGCCCAAGUUUUGUUGAGCUCCGCCAGCGUCAUGACAAAGCCACAUACAAACCUCCAAGACAGAAGACGAGAGUGUAUGAGGAGAGAGAAGAUCAGGAGCUGCUGCGCCCACAUAGUACUUCUCAGAGAAUCUCCUCUUACAAGAGCCAACUCAAACGCAUGGACUUUGAGGAGAAGACUCGAAGCUCGAGAAAGGAAAAGACUGUCUCUGUUGCAACAGUCUCUGAGAGCACUGAAUCUGAGUACCUGACCACUAUUACCUCUGAAUUUAUUCCUAAAACAAUCAAGAAGCUCCCAAUGCCAGAAGUGGAGAGGAGGAGAUCUCCUACCCCGGAAAAGGCUGUCAAGACAGAAGUGGCCCUGCCUAAAGUUGACUAUAUGUCCAGGUAUGAAGAGAGGAAGCAGACUCUGAGAUCAGAGAGGAAGUCAGUGGAGAGGAAGGUGGAGGUGGUGACACAGGGUCCCUUUAGCCUUGACCACGCCCCACGUAUUACCAUCAGGAUGCGAUCUCAUCGUGUUCCCUAUGGCUCCCACACAAAGUUCACCUUGAAUGUCCAGUCCAAACCUGAGUCUGAGGUUAAGUGGUACCACAAUGGAAAAGAGAUUCAUCACAGCAGCAAAUACCACAUAAGCAACCUGAGUGGAGUUCUGACUCUCCAUAUCAUCAACUGUGUGACUGAAGAUUCAGGCACUUACCGUGUGGUCUGCAAGAAUGCCAAGGGAGAGACUUCUGACUAUGCCACAUUGGAUGUAACAGGAGAAGAAUAUGCUGCUUUCUCUUCGUUCCGCAAAGAUGAGGAACCACCAUCCUCCCAUCUCCCAGAGAUGACCAGAACAGAGGUGUAUCACGUCUCCUCUAAAACAACAGUGAAGGAGACAGUGAGUGAAGCAGUGAAGGAAACCACGACUGUUGUUGAAAAGUCAAAGGUGAAGCCUAGUGUCCCUGCCAAGAUCCUGACCAAACCACUGUCCUUGACUGUGGAGGAGGGAGACAUCGCCAGAUUUGAAUGUGAUGUAGACGGUGAACCUGCACCUUUUAUCACCUGGAUGCAUGAAGGAAAAGUUGUUGGUUACUCUGCACGUCACCAUGUUGUCUCUACUCAGUACAGCUCCUCCUUUGAGAUCUCCGCUGUUGAGAUGUCAGAUGAAGGUAGCUACACUCUGCUGGUGGAAAAUGCUGGUGGCCAACAAGAAGCACAUUUCACUCUGACCAUCCGCAAGUCUGAGUCUAAGGAGGAAGUAGCUUCCCCCGCCAGAGCCGUCUCUCCAGAGGCCAAGUCCCCUGAACCAAUCAAAUCUCCACAGAGAGUCAAGUCCCCUGAGCCAAUCAAGUCACCUCAGAGAAUCAAGUCUCCAGUCUCACCAAAGUCCCCAACACCAAAGUCCCCAACUCCAAAAUCCCCAACACCAAAGUCCCCAACACCAAAGUCCCCAACUCCAAAAUCCCCCACCCCAAAAUCCCCAACUGUGUCUGAGAAGGAACGAGUUACUUCUCCAAUCAAGUCACCAAAAAGAGUGAUGUCACCAACUGUUGAAAAGAAGCCGAACUUCUCUGUUGGGCUGAGUGAUGUCACUGCAACCUCUGACUCUAUUGUCAAACUCUCAGUGAAGGUGGCAGGAGAGCCCAGACCUGCAAUCUCAUGGAUGAAGGAUGGAAAGGCUCUGUCUCAGGGUGGGAAGUAUGAAAUCUUUGAAGAGCACAGCUCUGCACAUCUUGAGAUCUAUGAAUCAGAGGUCUCUGACAGUGGGGUGUACAAGUGCACAGCUACCAACAGUGCUGGAGUAGUGUCAACAACCUGCACAGUCACUGUACGAGGCUCCAAAACAAAAGCUGGUAUCUCAGAGGAAGUCAUGAAAAAGGAAUUGGUCCAUGAGGAAGUCCUCUCCUCUGUGAAAGAGGUCACAUCCUCCCACAGCCAGAUGUCCAUUACAGAGGGCCAGUCUCUGACUCUGAGGGCCAACAUCCCUGGGGCCUCCGACAUCAGGUGGAUCCUGAAUGGGGUCGAACUGACCAACUCAGAGCAAUACAGAUACGGAGUGUCUGGACACGAUCAAACCCUGACCGUCCGGUCGGUCAGCCAGCAUGAACAGGGGAUCAUCACUUGUCAGGCUCAAACAGAGCACGGCCUGGUCAGGUGUCAGUUUGACACCACAAUCACAGCCAAGCGCUCAGAUGCACCCCACUUCCUGGUGCAACCCAGGUCCCAGAACGUGAAUGAGGGACAAAAUGUCAAAUUCACCUGCGAGAUUGCAGGAGAGCCAUCCCCUGAAGUGGAGUGGUUGAAAGACAACAUGUUGAUAUCAGUCACAUCCAACAUUAGACUGAGCCGCUCUAAAAAUCUGUACACUCUGGAGAUAUGUGAAGCCACGGUUGCAGACAGUGGGAAAUACACAAUAAAAGCAAGAAAUCAGUUUGGACAGUGCUCUGCAACAUCCUCCCUCAACGUCUUCAGCACUCCACCAAAGAUUGAAGCUCUUCCAGAGGAUGUCAGUACCGAGCCGGGGAAGUCCCUAAAGGUGGCGGGGGUGAUCUCUGGAGACCCCGCCCCCUCCGUGCAGUGGGUCCGCUUAGGUCGGACCCUACCUAACGGAGACGAGAGGUACCACGUAGAGAACACCGCCGACCUCUCCACCCUCAUGAUCUCUGCGGUGAAGGAGGAUGACGCCGGAGCAUACACCCUCCGACUGUCUAACGAGUUUGGGUCUGACUCUGCAACCGUCAACGUUCACAUUCGGUCCAUGUAAAAAAAAAAAAUGUUAAUUUAUAUCCCCGCUCCCCUCAUCCAGAACCUUUUUGUUUAGUGAAUUAGUAACAAUAAUCUUGAUAAAUAUCUGGAUUUCUGUUCUUGUAAAUAUGAACUAUUUUUGUACCAAUCUUGACAUUAAUUUAUGCCAAACUAGACUAAAGUCUAAAGUUGUUAUAAAAAUGUGCCAUAUUGGACAAUUAUGACUUAGGAUUUUUGAACCACUUUUCUGUGACAUGUACAUAAUGUAUAUAGCCGAAUUUAACGGUUAUGGGAAAUGUAUGCAUUGUUAUUUAUGACAAUAAUAUUAACAGAAACAAAUGAACAAAUGUUUUAACAGGAGAAAGUUUCACCUGGAACGAAUACCCUGUCAAACCGAGAAACUAAACUCUGUGCCUCAACAGUAAGUUGAAGUCUUUAAGAUUGCCUCAACAGGUAGAGAGGCUCCCUGUUGACGUUAUGAACCAGAAACAGAAAGACAAAGUUAUUGUUUUGGACACGCGUCUGUGCGUGCGAUACUACAGUUUCCUGUGAAUUGUACCAUGAACAUAAGACCCUGAGUGCUGUUUGCAUUACCCUCAUGUAAGCAGCAUGAACCGGCCUUGUGCUCAGACUGACUGUGUCAUACCACCAUUUUGAUGACCUGCUCAGAGUGCGAGCGGCCUGCACUCUCAGCUUUUAGCUCAUUUUAAUAAAGAGCGCUGUUUCUGGCACAGGACGGCUGGAUUGGCUUUUCAAAACAAUAACAUCUCCUGGCCAUGAAUGAAGAGAAAGUCAAAGCCAGCUCUGCUGUGCAGAAGCAGCGCCGUCUCUUGGAGGAUAGUUAGGUAACGUGUUUGUGUGUUUGAGUGUGUUUUGUAGCUUUUAGUCAUUUCACCGUGUCACUAGUCAGGGUUUUCUUCGCCACAGUGAUUCCAUCUUCUGUGAAAGAAAAGAGAAGCAAUAAGUUUUGCCCUGCACUUUGAUUUAAUUGAUCUGUUGAUGUAGAACUAUAUUCAUCCUCCUCGAGUUUUAUGCAUUACUGAUUUAAUAAAGCAUGAUUUCAGCACUACA